Messenger RNA from Xyrichtys novacula (pearly razorfish), 96419 nucleotides. Lineage: Eukaryota; Metazoa; Chordata; Actinopteri; Labriformes; Labridae. The record is from the annotation of a GenBank genome assembly.
GAGGAGGAGGAGAGGGAGGGAGUGAGGUGGGGGGGGGCGCUUUUGGUGGGUGGGACGAAUGAGCGCUAUAGAAGGGGGAUGCUGCAGCCCCGUCCCCUUCAUAUCUCACUCCACCCAGCCCCAGAAUAAAAAGCACCGGUGACGUGCGCGCAGGGAAGCACCCAGCAGUAUGUGCGCGCCCACGGGAGGGGCCGAUAGAAAAUGGCGAGUCUGUGCAAAAGGCAGCAAUGCACGAUAGAGAGGCGCGGCCUUCGGCAGGAACUUGACUCUUGGAGGCACAAACUCAUUCACUGUGUAGGUAAGCUCUCUUGGCAUCGUGUGUGUGCGUGUGUGUGUCGCGGUCCGGACGGCCGGAGCGUGCCGGUGCCGGUGUUUGAGUGUGUUUCGGAGGCUGAAGGAGCAGAGAGCCGCGGCUGUAAUGCACUGCGGCUGUAGUCCACUGAAAACCUAUAGGCUCUCAUGAAGCUGUCAUUUUUUGUUGCCUGGCGCUGCCUGCCUCCCACCGGACACAGCCAAAAAGAUUCAGCUCUAAGUUUGUGCGCUUGUGUCGGAUUUAUCUUCAGGUGUCUCACCUGCGGAUUGUGUGUUUGUGAAUUGUGUGACUGCUGACUUUUCUUUUAUUCAGAGUGUGUGCGCUUUGGAGCCGCGGGGGAUUUUUAGACAUUAUUCCAUAGCUGUUUAUUUAUUGUAAGCAGGCAGUGUCACGUGUGCUGAUGGAGCUGCGCCUCAGCCAAUCAGAUCCCUCUCUAUAGGCCGGCCCGUGCCCGCGUGCGCGCACCCUGGAUUGAGUUUUUGGCGGAGGGGGGAGGGCAGUGCGCGCUCUCAAUCUCCAAACAUGCCUCCUCCUUCCUAUACUUCCCUGGAAAUCGGCUUUUGGGCGCGCGCAUUGAUGCAUUGGGGGAAAUGUCAGUGGAAAUAAUUUUUGUAUUUUAGGGGGGGAGGUGAAGAGGGGGACGGCUGUGGCAGGGAGGAAAACCGCGCUGAUCGCCUCUUGAAGCGGGUUUGGUAGUUGUGAAGGCGCGUUGUUGUGUGUUUGGAAGAAAACUCUGCGGUGCAGUUUGUCUAAAGAUAUACAGUAUUUCUAAUAUGUUUAUGAUUUUGAUGACAGCACGUGAUCUCUUGGUCUUUGCCUUAAGAUGAGCAGCGCGUGUCAGUCUUUGUCCUCUUGAUAAAAACACUCUUGGACCGUGCUUCUUAUCGCUCCCUCCAUUAGUUCAUGUCGGCUUUUAUUUUGGAAUAUCUCAUCGAUAACCCCCCCACCCCACCACCACCACCACCAGCACCAACCACACCCCCUCCUCCCCCAUCCUCCAUUUCUAUUGUAUUUCAUUAGCUCAGUUUAAUUGACCUAUCUUGAUCUGAUGGUAAGAUUAUCAUCCACUCUUCGCCUCUGAUCUCCUAACCUCUGCGGGUCUCCUCGGCUCUCAGCCCGGCUUCUAAUCUGGCUUUUAUCGGCUGUGGCAGCGGAGCAUCUCAGCCGCAGCAGCGGAGCUGGAGAUGGUGGAGAUGUUGGGGCUGUUUUUGGACGCACUUGUAUGUCCAGAUGUUGCGCGCUGACCUGUCACCUACUUACCCAUCCGAGCGUUUUAUAAUAACUCACAUGGCCUGAUUCCAGCGCGGGCCGGCGGGGCUUUUUAGAAAGCAAACCUCCUAAUGAGGGGAUGAAGUGUUGAAUUAAAAGGUUGGUAAUCUCUGACCUCUGGAUAGUGUGAUCAGCAGAGAGCCAUAAGGAAUCACAAGCAGCAAAUGUAAACAAAAGGCGUCUCCUUCUUCCUGCACUUUGAUUAUUUUGCUGUUUUUCUUGGAGAUCAUUGCACAAAGAUCUGUUGUUGUUGCUCCUAGAAAGUGAGCUUUAACCUAAUUUCCGGCUCCCAACAUAAAAACUGAUGGCUCUGCAUGCAAUGUGCCCCUCUUUGGAGUCUAAUUAGAGCAGUUUUAAUGAUUUAGUGGGUCAGUGGGUUGGGGUUAAAAGCAGAGCGGAUUCAGUGCUUCUUCCUCCUUUUUGGACGGUGCAGUUCCUCUCAAAUUAAUCAAACACUUACUGUGGAUAUAAAUCUGAUAUCUGACAGUUUAAGUCCCUGCAGUAUUUCUAUAAUGAUGCCAAAGUCGAUGGAGGAACCAUGAGCGUAUAAACACACUCGUCUCACACUUGUGUGUGUGUGUUGAAUCCAUGCAGUAUUAUCACAAUGAUACCACAGGAGAUGAAGCAGAAAAAUGAACUCACAGUUGGGUUUUCCAGUUUGUUUUAGCUCUCCGUACUCUGUACAAGCCGCUCUGUGUGUGUGGAUAUUAGCUAUUUUUAUUCUCUGUUACUGCUUCUCACUGCUCUUCGGUUUGUUGUGCGUGAUGACUUUUAUGGUGGAGCGCAGCAGCUGCAGUUAUCAGCGCUCAGAUGGUCUGACAUGUUUACCUGUUUAAGUGCUGAUCAGAUAUAAAAUGGUUAGAAAUGGGAACAUAGGAGGACUUUGUUUCAGCUUUUUCCUUUAAAGUUUGAAUGUGCAAAAGGGAUGUUAGUGUCAGCUGCAGCAAGAUCAUCUUUGGGCCACUGGAGCUGUAAAGAGAGAAACGUGUUCCAAAAUAUUCAUAAUCCAAAGACUCCUCCAGUAUUUUUUCAAGCAAACUUCCAGAAAACACUCAGUUUAAGCCUCUUAAGUGUGCAGAUUUGUGGUUGUUUGUAAUUUUGUUGAAUAGUCUUUGGGUUUUGCACAUUAGCUUUGGUAAAGAGAGACAUUAAGACACUUUAAGCUCCAGGAAAUUACACUGAGCAGUUGCCCGAACUUUCUGAAAUUGGUGGACAAAGUGCACUUCUUCAUUACUGCAGUCAAAGUGUAAAUACUCACAGUCAAAUAUUAUACCAGUCAGGACUAUAUCAGUGAACCCUUUGUUUUGUUGUGUAUAAUUAGAGGUCAUUAUUUACUGUUUUUAUAAACUAUCAUUCCACAGAUUUGCAGCUCUAAAAUAAAAGGAAUAAAUAACCAUUAAAUUAAAAAUUAUCUCAUUAGACAGUGAUUUUUGUUUGGGACAUGAUAAAGUUUUACAGUCAAGAUAAAUGUCUCGUUUCAUCUGAGCCUCAGCCCAAAAUUUAAACAUGUUGAUUUUGGCAUUAUUUAAGACAAAAAAACGAGGCAAUUUUAUUCUGUGGGUUUUAUUGGGGGAAGUUUGACACUUUAUCUCCACAAAUGACUUCAAAAAAGUUCAAAAACCUUCAAAGAUGUCUUGUGUAAAUAUGGACAUAAUAGAAAGUGUGUAACUAGCACAUCUUUGAAAAUUUUCCCCUCAGGUAGGAAUUUAAAAAAUAGUAUUUUUAAUAAAUCAUCCUUAUAUAAUCAUAUGUAUUUGGUCAGCUAGAGAAACACACAGAGCUUUAAAAAAGUUGUUAGAGUUGUUGAUUUCAGUGUUUCAAACCCUAAAAAUCUGACUAAGAUGUUGGAUAAAAAACUAUUAUGUACACAACAAAAAGCCUGUUGGUAUGAAAUAUUAAAUGUCAGUUUGUUGUGACUCUUGAGUCAAAGCUGAACUUAAAAGCCGUCUUGUUAUGAAGCACAUUGUGAUAAUUUGGUGUAAGAAGGUCAGGUGACACAGGUGGACUUUUCACACUCUCUCCGGGCACUCAGUGAAGUGAGAGGAUACAGCUUGUCGCCUCGUCUUCCCUUUCGCCUGCCGCUCCUCUGAUAAUAAAGUUGGCCUGUAUGCCACAGAAAGGUUAACAUUAUUAGUCGGUAGCAAUUACAGCCCGACUGCUGAUAAUAUGAUAUGUUGAGUGUUUGCAGGUGUGUCUUUAGACUUUUUGGACUGGGGAGGCCGUCGUCUGCGCUGAUCAUUUAAUCACAACCCCCUAGUUAUUCAAAGCCAAUAGGAACACUUUGGUGUCCCUCUAUUGAACUUCAUAUUGUUAUCGCAGUUUCAAACAACGUUGACAUUCACUGCAGCUUCCUUGAGGCCUCUAAGUUGUGGUGGCCAAGAUCAAGGGUUCACAUCACCCUAGGUCUCUUAUUUUGGAUACGCCCCUGCACAUCUGGUUUGCUCAAGCAACUUGAAAUAAUCUGAUGAGCUGCGUUUAUUGGUUUGUUGCAUGUUGAAUUAUUUUGCUGUUUUGCAGGAGGGUUGGACAUGUCAGGGUCCACAUAUGCAGCAUGAUUUAAUCAUAUUUGAAGUCAGGAUGUGGUUGAUGAUCUUUUUGCAUUCAGAGUGUGGUUGAGUGAGUAGAUCUCCCUGAUUUCUGUCCGUCUCUUCAUCAGAACUCCCUCGAUUGCACAGUGCACUCAGAGUCAAAUCCCCGCCUUAUCAGUCCACAAAAUCCCUCCAGCACGCCGCCUUCUCCUCCCCUCUGAGCGGACGUCUUUUAUUUCAGUAAUGGACAGAUGGACGCCCCCAGAGAUCUGCCGGCUACUUUCUCAACCUGCUAAUUCCUUUCAUGGUUUUUUUUUUUUGAAAAGGGAAACAAAACAUGGCACGUUUAUCGAGGAGAGUGGCAGCGAUCCCACCCAUCCACCGGACCCUCUGCCAACACUGUAAAUCUCUCCGAACCCUUCUCAUUACACAUGCACACGCACACACACACACACACACACACACACACACACACACACACACACACACACACACACACACACACACACACACACACACAGUGCUCAGCUGUAAUGUGUGUGUGUGUGUGUGAAACUGUGUGGAAGUGCAUGUGUGUGUGGAGCUAUCUCAAGGGCUGAUCCAUGCCAACCAGGAGCCCCGUGGGAGGAGGGCUGCUCUCUUUAGGGUGGUGGGGGGGUUUGAGUGCAAUCUGUCGAAAAGCAAAAUACACCACUGGCACUGAGUGAAUGUCGACGGAAGGUGUGUGUGUGUGUGUGUGUGUUAUCAUGUGUGUGUGAACCUUUAUUUAUCCAGAACUUGUCCACUGAGCUCAGUGCUCUUUUCAGCAUCUUUUCAGCACAUUUUUCCAAAUGUGUGUCAUCGUUCUGCUUCUUUUAUCCUGGAUACAGAGUCGAUUUUUCAUCCGGCCCAAAGAGAAACAAGAUGGAUAUUUCACAGAAUGACCUGUUUUAGUUGAGGUUGACAGCUUUUUUAAAAGAAAAAACAGUUUUUGAGUGUGAGUGGGCUUUUUUGUAUUUGUUGUUACUCAUCCCUUUUUUCCUAAAUGUGAAAUCUAAGAUGUACUUUAGUUUGAAAGUCUUUGCAAGUUCUGCCCUUGAAGACUUUGUGUUGUUUGUGACUGGUUUGGAGAGACUUCUUUUUAUAUUUGUGUGUUGAUGUUGGAUAAGAUUCAUCUAAACUACAUGAGAGCAGAAGAACUGUGUUUUUAAAGUCAGGAAGCAGGUUUGUUGCUCUCUGAUGACGUCAAGAAUCAACCUAAAUUUUAACAUCUUUUCCGCUCUUUCCCCUUCAUUUUUGUUUACUCAGGAAGAAAUGGAUGGUUGAAUUAAAAGUUGAUUAACAGAAAAUGAGAAAGGAACAAUAGAAUAACCAUUUAAGUUUUCUUGUACGCUAAUAACAGAAACUCCUAGAAGGAGAGGCUCCCCCUUCUGUGUCAUGGAUUUAGACCAUGCUGGGGUAGCACUGCAUUUAUUUGUAAAAUGAAAAAAAAACGUAAAUUAAAUAUCACAUAGUCCAUUUCAUCACAUUCAUUUAAUCCUCAAAUGAUUCUGUUUCUUUUACCAUUUGAAUGUGCAAAAGGGAUGUUAGUGUCAGCUGCAGCAAGAUCAUCUUUGGGCCACUGGAGCUGUAUAGAGAGAAACGUGUUCCAAAAUAUUCAUAAUCCAAAGACUCCUCCAGUAUUUUUUCAAGCAAACUUCCAGAAAACACUCAGUUUAAGCCUCUUAAGAGUGCAGAUUUGUGGUUGUUUGUAAUUUUGUUGAAUAGUCUUUGGGUUUUGCACAUUAGCUUUGGUAAAGAGAGGCAUUAAGACACUUUAAGCUUCAGGAAAUUACACUGAACAGUUGCCCGAACUUUCUGAAAUUGGUGGACAAAGUGCACUUUUUCAUUACGGCAGUCAAAGUGUAAAUACUCACAGUCAAAUAUUAUACCAGGCAGGACUAUAUCAAAAAACCCUCUGCUUUGUUGUGUAUAAUUAGAGGUCAUUAUUUACUGUUUUUUUUAAAACUAUCAUGCUACAGAUUUGCAGCUCUAAAAUAAAUGGAAUGAUACCAGGAAUUAGGACUGGGCGAUUGAUGAUCGUGAUAAAUCUAAGUUCGAUCACGGUGAUCAGCUGCGAGUUUAUUUACUCGAUCAAACACAGCGGAAAUGAGCGUUACAGCAGCCAAUCAGAGUCGAGCUUUUCCUGCUCACUUCUGUAAGUUACCGGAGAAGUAAACAGGAGAAGUAAACAGAAUGACCGAACGUGGAGCUAAACGCGGAGCUAAGGGCAUCAAAAUAGAUGUCAGCCAUGAUUCUGAGUCAUCCUCCAAAGAUGUUAUUGUUGAGAAGAAAAGUUAUUCAACGUCGGUUGUGUGGCCGUGGUUCCGGUCUUUCUAAAGUGACGUCGAGCAAUGAAGCCGGUGUGCAAGGUAUGUCAGCGGUCAGUGCCCUCAAAAACCGACAAAACAACAGAUCUGUGUAAUCAUUUUAAAGACUAUUUCCCGAGUAACUAUGCGAAAAGCGUGAAAACGUGAGCGUAGUCUGCAUAGUCUGUCACUGCUCACAGCACAAGUAGCAUUAGCAGUUUAGCGACAACUAGCGGUGCAGCCAUUAGACCAAAGCAACAAUCAAUGGCAUCAUCUAUGUUUACAUCAUGUUGUGUUUACAUUUUAAGGCGUCUGCAUUAACCCUGAGGGGGCGAUUUGUUUAUUUUGGGUCUUGCAUAUCUGCAAAAACACUCAGGACUCUUAAAUAGGUCACUUAAUAAUUUGAUGUUUUAUCAACAUUUGUUGUAUUGUUGAGUAAAAAUAGUUUUUAUAUUUUUCUAUGUUAAUCGUACUUAAUUAGCUUUGUUAUUUACUUUCUAUGAUAAUAAAAUGUUGGACUAAUCUCUAGUGUCUUCAGUUUUAACUACAGAUGCAUUAAAACUGGCGGUUUCAAAGGAUUAAAAAAAAUUGUGAUAAUAAUCGAAAUUGGACAAUAUGACAAAAUAUAUUAUGAUCAUUUUUUCUUUGCCCAGUCCUAUCAGUAAUAAAUAACUAUUUAAUUAAAAAUUAUCUCAUUGGACAGUGAAUUUUAUUUGGACAUGAUGUUUUCCAGUCGAAUUAAAUGUUUUAAUUGUGGCAUCAUUCAAGACAAAAAAGAAGCAAAUUUUAUUUUGUGUUUUAUUGGGGGAAGUUUGACACUUUAUCUCCACAAAUGACUUCAAAAAGUUCAAAACCCUCUAAAAUGUCUUGUGUAAAUAUGGACAUAAUAGAGAGUGUGUAACUAGCACAUUUUCCCCUCACAGAUAGGAAUUUAAAAAAUAGUAUUUUUAAUAAAUCAUCUCUUUAUAUAAGCUUACGUAUUUGGUCAGCUAGAGAAACACACAGAGCUUAAAAAAAGUUGUUAAAGUUGUUGAUUUCAGUAUUUCAAACCUUAAAAAUUAGACUAAAAUGUAAGAUAAAAACUAAUAUGCACACAACAAAAAGCCUGUUGGUAUGAAAUAUUAAAUGUCAGUUUGUUGUGACUCUUGAGUCAAAGCUGAACUUAAAAGCCGUCUUGUUAUGAAGCACAUUGUGAUAAUUUGGUGUAAGAAGGUCAGGUGACACAGGUGGACUUUUCACACUCUCUCCGGGCACUCGGUGAAGUGAGAGGAUACAGCUUGUCGCCUCGUCUUCCCUUUCGCCUGCUGCUUCUCUGAUAAUAAAGUUGGCCUGUAUGCCACAGAAAGGUUAACAUUAUUAGUUGGUAGCAAUUACAGCCCGACUGCUGAUUCCUUUGGCACAUUUUCUGAGUAAGAGAGUGCAGCUAAUUUGAUUUCUGAAAGGUUGUGGCAAACAAAAAAAGGUGAGUGUCUGAGAGGCAGAUGAGUUUUUGAGCUAAAUGAUGAGGAAUGUGGACAUGAGGUUUUUUUUUCUUUACCUGGUAAAUACAGCUCACUGUCGGUAAUCUGAGUGACCAACUCUUGAUCAUUUCCAGACAUUCAGAUCCUGACAUUUUCUGGAUGUGGCCUUGUGCUGGGAUGUGUUGAGUGUUGGCAGGUGUGUCCUCAGACUUUAUUUCAGUGCAGUGGCCAUCACCUAGGGUGAUCAUUUAACCUACUCCCCACAACAAAAAAAGAUUACUGCUUUAUAUCAAAAUACAGACACCAAACACCAAAAAGUUGUUUGAAUGGAAGGACUCAAAUUUGACAAAAACAUUUAUUUUAUGUCAACAAACGAUGAGUUGCCACGAAGCAUGAGUUCAUUUUGCCAGUUUAAGGUGCAGUGUGUAGCAAUUAGUUGGCAGAGAAAACUUAACAGAAAUGGAAUAUUAUGUUUGAAUUAGGGCGGCAGUAGCUCAGGAGGUAGAGCGGUCGGCCAAUAACCGGAAGGUUGGCGGUUCGAUUCCCCCCUAAUCCAAGUCUGUCCGUUGUGUCCUUUGGCAAGACACUUAACCCACCUUGCUCCCAGUGUGUGUCCUCCACUGGUGUAUGAUUGUGAGUGUUGUGUGGUGGUGGUCGGAGAGGCCGUAGGCGCAGAAUGGCAGCCACGUUUCCACCACCACCAAAGUGUGACUGUGUGAGCGAAUGAAUGAUGUAUCCAAUGUAAAGCGCUUUGAGGGUCUCUGAUAAAGCGCUAUAUGAAAUCUGAUGCAAUAUUAUUAUUAUUAUUAUUAGUAAAUACUCACCUCAUUAUAUAAUUUUGUAUUAUUGUUGAGUUACAAUGAGCAUUUUGUACUUAAGAUAGUAGUGGGUCCUCCUCCAUGGAGGCUGCCAUCUUGCACCACCAUGUAUCUAUAAUCCCACAGCACGGACAAACCAUGAUUAUAUACAUUUUUAUAUAUAUUGCACAAAAUGCACUACUGGGAAGAGAAAGAGGAGAGUGGUUGUUGUGUGCAAAGGGAUUUAUAUUAGGGCCGAAACGAUUCCUCAAAUGAUUUGAUUACCUUGAUUACAAAAUAUGAUACUAAGAAAACACAGAAAAUGUUGAAGUGUGCGUAUUUUAAGCUGAAAAUCUAAGUGAACGCCGUUAAGUGAAUUCCUGUAAGACAGUCCUUGCAUACCACAGCAGUACAUCUUUAAUGCUGCAGCAUAUCCACUGAAGGCACCAGUUUACUCCAAGAGCAGAGGACACAACACAAGGUAAAAUUAGGUUAACGUAGGGAGACCAGGUGUCAUAUUUUCCCCCGGACAUGUCCUCUUUUGAAGACCAUAAAAUAUGUCCAGGUGGAAUUUCUAAAUCAUCCUGGAUUUUGUUGUACUAGAUAACUAAUCAGGCACUCGCUGUGGCACAAAAAGUGGGUAUGUAGUAUAUGCUGCGCAUACGGGCGCUGUCAUUUACAAUCACACAGCAGAUGAAUCGAUAAUGCACAGCUGUAAACAUACGCCCCCUCCUUCAUUAGAUUACUCGAUAUUAAUCGAUAGAAUUUCCAGUAGAAUACUUGAUUACUCGAUUUGAUGGCAAUAUCUUGACAAAUUAAGGAUCAGACCUAUCAUGCAGCACAGGAGCUUCUUGUCUUUGUAGCUUCACCGAUGUAAGCAGUGAGCAGGGGGGCAUUUCAAUCAAGGGUUUUACCACAAGAGAUUACAAAAUAAUCCCUUAUCAAUGCACUUUACCUUUUCAGAGGUUAAAGAAUUGAUUUUUGGGUUUGUUUUGGACUAUGAAAGGACAUGUGUAAACACAGGUACUAUGUAAAAUUCUAACACAAAGUAGACAUGAAAACUGUGAUUCAAAGCCAAUAGGAACGCUUCGGUGUCCCUCUAUUGAACUUCAUAUUGUUAUCACAGUUUCAAACAACGUUGACAUUCACUGCGGCUUUCUUGAGGCCUCUAAGUGGCCGAGAUCAAGGGUUCACACCACCCUAGGUUUUCUUCUUGGAUACGCCCCUGCACAUCUGAUUUGCUCAAGCAACUUCAAAUAAUCUGAUGAGCUGCAUUUAUUGGUUUGUUGCAUGUUGAAUUAUUUUGCUGUUUUGCAGGAGGGUUGGACAUGUCAGGGUCCACAUAUGCAGCAUAAUUAAUCAUAUAUAAAAUUGGGAUGUGGUUGAUGAUCCUUUUGCAUUCAGAGUGUGGUUGAGUGAGUAGAUCUCCCUGAUUUCUGUCCGUCUCUUCAUCAGAACUCCCUCGAUUACACAGUGCACUCAGAGUCAAAUCCCCGCCUUAUCAGUCCACAAAAUCCCUCCAGCACGCCGCCUUCUCCUCCCCUCUGAGCGGACGUCUUUUAUUUCAGUAAUGGACAGAUGGACGCCCCCAGAGAUCUGCCGGCUACUUUCUCAACCUGCUAAUUCCUUUCAUGGUUUUUUUUUUUUUUGAAAAGGGAAACAAAACAUGGCACGUUUAUCGAGGAGAGUGGCAGCGAUCCCACCCAUCCACCGGACCCUCUGCCAACACUGUAAAUCUCUCCGAACCCUUCUCAUUACACAUGCACACACACACACGCACGCACACACAAACGCACGCACGCACACACACACGCACAUAUAGUGCUCAGCUGUAAUAUGUGUGUGUGAAACUGUGUGGAAGUGCAUGUGUGUGUGGAGCUAUCUCAAGGGCUGAUCCAUGCCAACCAGGAGCCCCGUGGGAGGAGGGCUGCUCUCUUUAGGGUGGUGGGGGGGUUUGAGUGCAAUCUGUCGAAAAGCAAAAUACACCACUGGCACUGAGUGAAUGUCGACGGAAGGUGUGUGUGUGUGUGUGUGUGUGUGUGUGUUAUCAUGUGUGUGUGAACCUUUAUUUAUCCAGAACUUGUCCACUGAGCUCAGUGCUCUUUUCAGCAUCUUUUCAGCACAUUUUUCCAAAUGUGUGUCAUCGUUCUGCUUCUUUUAUCCUGGAUACAGAGUUGAUUUUUCAUCCAGCCCAAAGAGAAACAAGAUGGAUAUUCCACAGAAUGACCUGUUUUAGUUGAGGUUGACAGCUUUUUUAAAAGAAAAAACUGAUUUUGAGUGUGAGCGAGCUUUUUUGUUGUUGUUGUUACUCUUCCCUUUUGUCCUAAAUGUGAAAAGUUUGAAGGUACCUCAGUUUGAAAGUCUUUGCAAGUUCUGCCCUUGAAGACUUUGUGUUGUUAGUGACUGAUUUGGAGAGAUUUCUUUUUAUAUUUGUGUGUUGAUGUUGGCUAAGAUUCAUCUAAACUACAUGAGAGCAGAAGAACUGUGUUUUUAAAGUCAGGAAGCAGGUUUGUUGCUCUCUGAUGACGUCAAGAAUCAACCUAAAUUUUAACACCUUUUCCGCUCUUUCCCCUUCACUUUUGUUUACUCAGGAAGAAAUGGAUGGUUGAAUUAAAAGAAAAUGAGAAAGGAACAAAAAAUAACUAAUGAAAGAUUUCAUCUAAGCCAAUAAAUUCACAGAAAUCACCUCUUAAAGCUUAUUAUUGCAGCUUUUGGCUCUAGACUUGAAUUGGGACCUAUUUUAUUGUUGCGCAAUUGCUGAGAGAUUUUUAGUCAUCAUAUUUUAGUCUAUGUCUGUGUCUCUCUGCUUCCUGCUCCCACCAUACUGAAGCUGGAGAGUCUGAGUUGCUGCAGAGCUCUAGAUGAUCCAAGAAAUAAACACUUGUUUGAUUUUUGGCAGGCCAGUCUAUGUUGACAGAUAGCAGCCUUACUGCAUGUCCUCAAAAGUGCAAAUGCUCUUGAAUCAACUAAGGAUCUCUGGAUGUCACUGAGUAACCAGAAUUUUCUGAGGAUAACGGUAUUCUGGGCAUGGCAACACUUCAUUGACAUUUUAGACACGCACUCCAUCAUAUUUCUUAAUAUGUGACAGUAAUCCUUAAAAAGUCAAAACAAAUAGACUGUUUUUUACAGAAUAAGCAUUUGAAGCCAUCCCCUACUUUUGUGUCAUGGUUUCGGACAAUGCUGGUAUAGCAAUGUAGUGUAGUGUAGCAUUUAUUUGCAAAAAAAAAAAAGUGAAAAUUCAUUAUCAUACAGUUCAUUUCAUUACUAUUAACUGAUUCCCAAAUAAAACAGAGGUAAAAAUGCAUUUAUUUUUCAAACUGACUGAAUAACAGUUUUUAAAAUGGAAAAUAAUAGAAAUUCAAACAUUUAUUCAUGUUUAUUCAUGAUCAACUAUUAAAAUAAAGCAAUUAAAUGCAGCACAGAGAUUCUGUAACAAACUUUGUAAAGAAUACGCAGUAUAUUUAUUUUUAAUAUUGUUUUAAAAUGUUAUUGAUAAUUUACCAAAAGUUGGUUAGAUUUCAUUUUGAGAGAAGUUUGGGGAAAGAAAAUAGCGCCCAUGCAAAUGUAAAACUCCAAAAUCUGCAUUAAAGGCACACAUAAAAAGGCAAAUAAAUCAUCUUGAAAGCACCAGUAUCCUGUAGGGUUAUGUAGGGAGUCUUAUUUCAGCCUCGUACACAGACUCAGAGUUUAAAGUUUGAAGAAUUUAACCUCAUGAGUAAAAAUCCUGAAGAGUCCAAGAGUCACGUUUUCUCUUUUCUUCAUUUUCACAGCAGACCAAAGUCCUCUGCCUUCAACUAAACUUUGUACACAGCGUUCCUGCCCCAACCCAAAAUUUAUGUAACCUUUCCAUUGUGUUUGUGUGUGUGGGUGUGUGUGUGUGUGAGUGUGUCUGUGUAUGUGUGUGUUUGUGUGUUUAAGUCCUUUUGUUAUGUGAGCUACCUGACCUCCUUGGUACAGUUCUUUGGACACUGACGCCAUGUGGGCUAAGGAGUCUGUGUUUGGAGUACACACACACCCAUGUGCACACACACACACAAACACACACACUUGCACACACAUGCAGAGGUGUCGGGGUUUGAGAGCAGCAGGAAUGUUUACUCUGACCCGCCUUCUCUGAAUUCCUCUGCGAUCUUUAGUAAUGGACGCUUUUGUGAGGAAGGUCAGAUUUGAGCUUUGAGCUGCUUUGAAAGUAUUUAAUCAAUAACAACAAGGUGUGUGUUUCUGUGCCUUUUGUGAGGAUAGGUUUAGGACAUUUUUGGACAGGGAGGAAAUUACUUUAUCUGUGAAGGUCAGAACCUAAGAAAAGAGUCUUAUUAUCUCAACAGUAGGAGUAAAAAUACCUGCAUCUUCCUGAGGAUUCAGUAUUAAUGUCAUUGAAAUAAAAGUGUGUGUCAUCCGCUCCGUCGUUAACAAUUAAUUAAUACUAAGUGGCACCUCGCUCCUCCUGAACAAGAGGAACAGGCUAAUGAGAUAAUAAUGGAGCUGAACAGUCGGUUAAGCAGAGUUAAGCUGUCAUGGUUCACAGUUAAAGGGACAGUCCGCGGAAAACCACCUGAUCUGCCAGUGCUAAUACAUUACAGAAAUAAUCCGCACCCUUCCAAUUAAAGGAUGUCAGCCUUGUUGUCUGCAGACUGCUAUGAAAAAAAGGUGUAAUGCAGGUGUAUCUGCAGAUGAGAGCUCAAACAAUGGAUCAGCAGCCAGAUGCUUACUGACAACCCUAAUACUUUAGAUUAAAAAAAUCCAGUUUUUGUUCAAAUUUAUGAGAAUGACUAAUUUUCUGUAGCUAAACAUGUUAUUUUAAAGGUCUCAUUUCGGCUCCCCGGCUGCAUAACUUCAUCUAUUUUUCCAUGAACAUACAAAAUUGAUUUCUAUGUAGCACUUAACCUGUUUUCAGACAUGUACUCUUUAAAAUCUUAGAAAAUAACAGAAACUCUGACUUGGAAAUUUACCCGACUCUAUUCUUCUCAGAUACACUUGAGUCUGAAAGUAACUCAUGAAAUUAAAAACUGGAUUACAGUCAGGUAGAUAUUCAAACACAUGCAUACACAACAAAUAAACAUGAAACGAUGACGCAAAAAGUAUAUCUUUCAAUUUUGCAUCUUUGGAUAUUUUGUUUUUUUAUAGACAGAGUAGUCAAACAAUCUCUACUAAAUAUCACAAAAUAAGAAGAAUGAUAAUUAGCCUUGUUGUGGGGUUUGAUCAAAGAAAGUUGCAUUUAGUAUUAGCAUUGUAGCAACAAUAUCACAGAUUUCAAGCAUCUUUAUAGCAAGUCGCUAAAGUGCUAAACUAGCUCAACAAUAAUAAUGAGCAAGAGUCAAACGACCAGAGAAACAUGACGAGUGUCGACAAAAACAGUCUGUUUAGACAGAUGAAGUUUAGAUAUUAUGCUGAAAGUAAGCUUACAGUAAUAUCAGUUGAUGAAUUUAUUCACUGUGGGAGGCAGUUGUGUUUUUUUAGGGCGAUUGUCACUUUCCACAAAACAGAGAGAAGAUAAAGAAGCAGCAGCAACCAAUCCAACAAUUUCAACGACUGAAUACAGAAGUAAAUCUGCAGCUAUAAGAACUCCAUCAGCGUUUUUUUAUUCCUUAUCCCGCUAAGAAUUACCAGGUUAAGGCUGUCGAAACUCCGGGGGCAGCUGCGUUUGAACAACAGUGUUUUUGUCUGUUGUUAUAUUUCAUAUAUUUCAUAGGGGGAAACCGUAAUGUUCCCUUACAGGAGACUCAAAUACCACUGCAGGAUCUUCUAGUUACAGCUUGGUGUGUGUCGUGUUGGCUGCAAUGACGGGAAAAGCAUGUUCUGUGUGUGGUCUGCCUCUGUUUUCCACCCGUGUGGGAACUUGGAUUUCACGUACGUUUUGUUCAGUUUGUACUGCACUGUAAGACUGUGUGAGCCCUGCUAAUCAUAAGCUCAGUUUGUUAAGUGUUGUGUUUAGGUGAGGGCUCUGUGUUAGUGGGUGUAUGUUUUUGUGUAUUGUUGUGGUCCAAUCUUUCCAUCUGUGUUAAAUAUUAUAAUAAAGACUCUCCACCCACUGGGCACUGCAGCCAGGCCAGGGCUGCAGCUUCUGCCCACAGGUGCAUCCUUGGAAAUGUAGUAGCUUAGAGAGAGUGAGAGAGAGAGAGAGAGAGAUGGUGGAGUUGUUGCUCUUACACAACUUGCCCUGUGAGGACUCGCGGCGGACGAGUUUUGCACAACAAAUGACUCGUAAAUGAUGAGCAAUGAUUUGCAAUUCAAACCCCAAAUACCUUUUCAUUAUUGUGUGGCCUUGGACAGGUAAACCCCACUCUGCUAAAAUAAAAACACAGAAUUACUGGAUUAUCAGGAGAAAAUGACCACACCUGGAUUAUUCAAACAAUUAUUCAACAACUUAAUGUCUCUUGUUUAACUAUGAGCUUCUGGAUUGAACAUUUCUCCUUGAGUCUCAAAACAUGUCAUUAAAAGUCGAAACUCAAGCUGUACUUUUGUCUUGGCUGUAAUCAUAUCUGGUGUUGAUGUAGAACAGAUGAGUUUAGUUUUGAUAUGUAGCAACAUGAGGUUACUAUAACAAUAUCUGAGUAUUUUGUUGAGAUGGAAGAAAAGAGAUGAUAAAGAGAGAAAUAGAAGAGAAUAACCCCAUUAAAAAUGGAAAAGUAUGUUUCUUUUCUUUUCGUUGUUGAGGGUAAAAUGCUCCCGGACAUGGUAGUGUGGUAUUAACCAUGUUGCAUUAACAGGGGUUAGUUUUUGCAUAUACAACGUUCAGCGUAGGUAUGAAGGAUACAAAAUGGCCCACUCUUCAGUGACUGAGUUCUGAAAAUGUGACGCCAUGUCUGCUCACAGCUUGACAAACUACAUAGCUGACUAGUUCUCAACAAGGAAAUUCACAGACACAAACUUUUGUUGUUGCCAUCAUUCUUCAGUCAGUGCACCUAAAGUUGAUAAAGACAUGAACAGUUAGGCACUCCGGCUUCAUAUUUGCAUUUUAGACAACAUAUGUUGGUGCCAUGUUGGAAGUAUCGAAAAAGAAUUUAGGGAAGUCAACCAAAACAUUAGAAACUAUUUUCUGAAAAUCAUGAUAAUAACCAUUAAAAAAUGGUCCAGUUAGAGUUUAAAAUCGACAUUAAUGUAAAUGUUUUACACUAGAAAUUUUGGUUCUUGUGGUAAAACUUUGAGAAAGAUUUUGAGUCCAUAAGAUCAGUCAACAUCAAACUAUACAUUUUUUAAAAUCCACCAACAGACUGAAAUAUGAUUCGUCCAGCAGCUAUUUCAACAGACCAAAGUACCCUCUACUUUGUUAAUCCUGAAGUGUCUCCUGGAUUUUGACCAAUGUAAACUGGUUUAAAGCUGAAUCUCCGAGUCCAUAUAAGAAGCUUCUUACUGUGUUUUUAUGUAGAGGAAUGACAGGGAGGUGAGUCAGACUCCAACAUGCCUGCAGCUUCAGAAACCAUCACAGGAGAACAUCCUCGGUUCUGCCCUUCACACAAUGGCGGCUGUGUGCCUGAAACCACACUGACAUUGCUGUGACACCGUCUGUAGUUGUUGUGUUGUUGAAUGUGGCGGCGGCGGAGACAGCUCUGAAAUUGAGCUCAUUCUGACAACGCAGAGAGAGGGAAGGUUUGUGGUGUGUAGCUCACCACGUCUAAGAGAGAUUUAUUCACCACGAUGUUAAGCUGUAACUAGAGAGGAGAAGAAACAAAGCAGAGCACAAGAGAUAUCAAUGAUUUUUUCAGAAGAGAGACAAACACGCGUGUGAAGUCCGCAGGUAUAUGCAUGAAUUAUGCAAAUACUGGGCGCUGGUUCAGUGUGAUGGGUGUCUUUGGCAUGUUAAACUUUGUUGUUAAAACUUUUCUGUGAAGUUUUUGGGUGGUUGAGACACUUUGAAAUCAAUAGCGAUGGAUCUUUGUGACCUACAGAUGUAAACAGAUCUACUUGGAAUGCCAUGGAAAAUUGGUAUGAAAUCAUUUUUAAUUUCUUUAACAGUAGUAAGAUAGUAGGUUUAAGACUGGAUGAAAAAAGAGCCUUUUUUCUGGUUUUCAACAGCAAAUAUUCACGAUGAGAGAUAGUUUGGACUGUGAAAAGAAAGAAAACAAGAUGAGAUUGUUGUCCGAAAGAGAGCUUUGUAAUGUCCAAAACAAACCCGCCAAAGAGAAAAGAUAUGCAUCUUGUCCACAGAGGGCACCAAAGUCAUAAAUAACCCAAAUGUUCUUCAUGGCAGCUUAAAUAAACGACUUAUAUGCCAAAAAGUGGAUUUGGUAUGUUAAAUCAAUUUCUUUUCCAAAUAAAAGAGGAAGAGAUUGAGGAUUUACAUAAACACCCAAGAGGACGAUAAAUCUGAAGGUCACUGAUCUCUCUUUUGUCCUUUUCUCGAGUUUUUUCUUCAUUUCAUAAAUCACCUUAGAGAAAAUCUUCUGAGUUACUGCAGAAAUUAUCAUCUUAAUUGGAUUUAUAACUAAUAGGGAUUAGGAUGCAAUAGAUUACUAAUCUCAGGCCCAAGGUUCAUGUUUAGUUUCAUAUUUCAGUCUUUCUUGUACCCACGUGUCUGUUUCGUGAAAUGAACACCCUUGCUCUCCUUCUUUCUUUGUGUUUUGAGACCAGAGCGAUGUUUGUAAACCUGGAGUGCAGCUCUGUCUCAGAGCAUGCAGGGGCGGGGCUAACACAAGGAAGCCUCUUUCUCAUGCUUGUAUUAAUUUAAAGUAAAAGCCAGAGCUUCAGGAAACAGCUAAAGUGAGGUGCAACUUGGCUUUAGAAACCAUGAUGUUAAAUUUCCAAUCAAUCUGCAGAUUGUACGCCACAGAAUCAGUGGUACAAGUGGAUCAUGGAUUAGGGUUGUUAGGAGGGAUAAUCAGUUUCUAUUUUUGUUUUUGUGCCAAAAAUGUUGGCAAUAUAUUUAUCAAAAAGUUAGCCUCUGCUAUCUUGAUAUUAACUUGACCUUUCUGCAAUUUUGGGAAUAGUUGGAUAAAUUAUACAAAUCGUGUCCAUGAUGUCCACAGUAAAGAUGUAAGGAAAGCAAAAGCUGCAGGAUCUUAUUCACUUAGUCUGUAUUCUGAGGUGCAGUGCAUGUUUUUGGCGUCUACCAGCAGCUAUAACUGGGGUUGUAGUUUUUUUUUGGUUUUUUUUUGUCUUUGAUAGUAAUUGAUAUUUAAAAAAGGUCAUCAAAGGAGUGUUUGAAUUUAAAGCAGACAGUUUGGUGAAAAAAGGUGUCACAUUAAUGUCGACAACUAAAAUAUGGACGAGGUAAUAAAAACUACAACAGAUUGUUUUUUUUAAGUUUGGUUUCUAGUUGUCUCGUCUUGUCUGGGUUAAAAUAAUGCAUUUGUUUCGCUGUCUGUGCUUUUUUGUCAUUGCAUUUAAUGAGAAGAUUGAGAGGGACGCACAGCAGAUUUCUUCGCCAGACCUGAGCUGUUUCUUCAGCACCGCCUCCGGCCCCCCUUAACUCCCACCUUACCAGCCAUUUCUGUUUCUUUGUCUACAAAUCUGCAGCCUGUCAUUCACCCGUUUUUUUUUUCCCAUUUCCUGCAGACUGCCUGCUGCUUUGACAGUUGAUCCAGUGUGUAGGUGUGCUCAGUCACAUACGUUUCUCAUCCUGUUUGUGAGUCACUUGUUGUAUUUGGUGUAUUUUCUUCUCCUGUGUAUGGAUAUUUCAUUGUCUGCAAGCUCAGAAAUUAGUCUUAAAAACAAAGCCGACUGAUGGAUUGAGUUUAGGAAAGCUGUGAGGAAGUGUAGCUUUAAUGUUGCUCUUGUAUCUGUACCUGUGACCAUAAGUGAGGAUGCUUUUAAAGAUACUCCAUUAGCCAUAUUUGCAUGGCCAUUUUGCAUAUCCGCUGUUCGGUACUAGCUGAAGCCGAUACCCCAAAGAAGUGUGUGGAUGAUUGGAGAGACAUGCUUGUAACUGAAGCAGGCAGGCUAUCAAAAUGAUGUCUGCAGCAGCGAUCCAGAGGAACCUGUAGCAUGAUGGAGCUCAGGGACUUAAAGAAAAGACUGGUUUUGAUAACACAUUCAACCAUGUAACACUGGUGCUGACAAGUGAGGGAGACGACAUUUCUUUAUUGAGUCAACUUCAACCCUAACAAAUCAGCGAGAGCUAAUAUUGGCUUUAAAGUAGCAAAUGUGUAAAAUAAAGAUAAAGACAGAUUUACCUCCAGCUUACCUCCUAACUCAAAGCCAUUCGACUCACAAACCAAUACAGAACACAACAGCAUGACAGUAAGACGGCCUUCAGGGUCCCUAGUCUGAGCGUGAUGUUUGAGGGAAGUAGCUGCUGUUAAAAUGUGGUCGGUGGAGCCAAGAGUUAAAAAAUUUAGGUUUGUUUUUGACCUUCUGUGUUUUGUCUCCCCUGAGCAAUGUUUUAAACGCUUAUUAACUAUAAUUUAUCGUUACGUUUUGCAGUUGGACUGUAAAUUUAUUUUAUGCACCUUAAUGCUCAUGAGCCACAUGCAUCUGGCUUUUACCCUGCACUGUGCAUGCGCACGCACACACACACAGACUUACUGUAAAUGCGGGCUGGAGCCGGGCAGGAUAAGUGGAGGUGACAGGGCCAGCUGUGCUGUGUGAGGGGCCGGCCGGCUGACAGAGCUGGGGGCUCCGGGCUCUUCUUUGUGUGUGAUCGUGUCACCCUCAGUUAGGUGUCAAGCCGACCAGGCUGCAGCGUCCGCACACACACACGCACACACUCAAAUAAAAGUGAAGGUCAAGCAACAAACGCUGCUCUGCCGCCGCCAUCACUCCCGUCACUAUCAGGAGAAAAUGUCACUUGUAUUUUUAUCUCAUCGUCUUUCUGCUGCAGCCUCUCCAUCUCUCCUCUACAUCAUCUGCUCAUCCUUCACUCCCCUCUUAGUCUUUCUCUCAAUCCUUCUCCCUGAAUUUGCUUUUUUUGAUUAAAGAUGCAUUUAUCUUAAAUCGAUAUCACUCUUCUUUUUGCUGUCCCCAUCUCUGUUAUCAUAUUUUCCACUCUUUUCUCUCCUGCUCUCUAUUGCUCUUGUGUUUUUCCUCUCAUCUUCUCCCUCACUCCUCAUCCUUAGUAUCAUGUACCUGCUUUUGUCCUUUUGCUGCUCCUCAGAUUUAAUUUUUCUUCAUCACAAGUGUUAUCUUCCUCACAGAUUUUCAUUCUUCCUUCUUUUUUUCGUGGUGUUGGUAAGAUAUAAUAUGUGGUGUCACUGCAGGUCCUUUUUUUGAGGCAUGAAGAAAGAAAGAAAGAAACAACCUCAUUUGUUCCUUGUUUGCUGAAGGAGCGCUUGAAUUUUCCCUGUUUCAUUUCUGCCAAGAGGCACUUAUAUUCAACAACUUUUUCUUGGUCUAUUUUCCAACACCCACUCUUCAUAUGAGUGUGUGCAAGCAGACACAAAUACACACACACACACACACGCACACACACUCACACACACAUAUACAGAGUGCAAAUAGCUGAAGACAUUUUCGUCUCAGACUUAAUUGAGGCGUAGGCAGGUUGGUUUUCUCUCUAUGUAUUUUCUUUUAAGUGUUAAUUUUUAAGCUAUACUUUUUUCUUCUUACUAUUAUCAAGACUUCUUACAUGCAUGCACAGAUUUCAUGCACCUCUGGGCAGACAAAGUAAAUGUCAAGAUUUCUGUGCUGUAAACGUGCACUGGCCUCAGAUGGAAGGUGUAGACAAUGUGUAUUCAUGAAGAAGCAACAAAAAAGCAGGUGAUUUCUUUAUGGAGUUGAGUAAAGCUGCACAUUAUAUAAACAAAAAUCAAAGUGCAUUUCUGCAGGAUCAUUUUCGGAUCCAUGCAAAGUAAUUGUUUUUCAUUGUUCAAAAAAGGAAAAAGUUUGGAGUGUGAAGAAAAGAGAGUUUUUUUUUUCCCCUUGAUGCGACUCGUAUUCUCAGUCAUUUAAUGUGCUCUGCUCCAAAAGCUGCGUGAAACACUCUUGUCCUUGCUUCAUUAACAUGGCAGGCUCAUGCAUUUUGGAGAUUUCAGCUGCCUGUGUUGCCGUUUUGACAAUGGAACAAUGAACGCUCUGUGCGGCACACUGAGGAGCUGAGAGCCGUCGUAAUGAAUGUUAGGGUCAAAACCAGAAGAACAAAUUUCUUUGAAACAUCAUCGAAGAAAGAAAGAAGGUGGGGGGUGUCUGCAGGGUGGUGAAGUGGGUGGGAUUAUAUUUGGGUGGAGGUGGAAUCAGUUAAAUCUCACUGACCACAAGAGUUUGUCCGAAAAUCAGGAUGGACGUUGAGAUCUGUGUCAGCAACUGUGCUGGUUUUUCAAACACCUUAACAUUGUUGGGUCAAAAAACUCAGGAGGGAAGGCAACUGCGACUCCCAGGAGGCAUUGUGGUAAGAAGAAAACCCACAAAUCUUUAAACUAAAUGCAGAAAUCAAGAGGUUCUCUUAAUAGCCUGUCAGAUAAAUUUAGCAGUUACCAUGCACAGUUGCUGCAACUUUUUGUUGCAAAUCCGUAAAAUUUUAAGGCUGAAACAAUUAAAACAAUAAUACCAGACAAAAAUGUGUGCAAACUAUGACAUCGUCUUUAGAUUUCUUCUCUUGUUGUUCGUUAAAACAUCAAAUUCACUAUGAUGGGAAAAACCAAAAUAAUGCAGCUCAGUCACAUUAGCUUUUCCUCCAAAUAGAUGACAAACAUAACUUAUUAGUCACGUUUUCUGAAGGAUCGAAGAAGAUUUUUUCUGAAUCAUUAACGGGUUUUUCACCAGGAGCAUGAUGGGAAAUAAUCUCAGCAGGAAUGUAGUUGAAGUUGUGCAGAAAGACACCUGCUCAUGCUCAGUCUCUGCAGAGUCUUUGAAGUAAACUCCUGCAGGUGAGGGAGGGUGUGAAGUCUUUUUAAGUGCAGAUGUUUUGACUGUAUUAUGCUCUAUUGUUCUGCCUCCUUUCCUUUCCUUUCCUUUCAGACAUGUAAGAAAAUCUUGUGAAAAAGUGAAUGAUUUGAGGAUUUGUUCCCUCUCUCUGGCCUGAUGUUAUUUUUCCUCCUUACUUAAAAAGCAGUGGCAAAUUCAUUCUCUCCGGCUAAUUAUCUGUGCAGACUUGCGCGAUCAGAACAUUUUAUCUUGCAGCGCUGCAGUUUAACCACAACAAUAAAAGCUCUGUGGUGCAGAGUGUAAAUGAGUGUAUGAGAGAUCAGAUCCACAAGGACAGGCUCAUGUGAGUCAUAACAAAAAGAGUACACAAAAAAAGAGAGGAAUGAGACUUCAGGAGGAGUCAAGAGCAGCUUUGGUUUGCAGAAGAGGAGUCUAUUUUUUAACAGGUGAGCUUGAACCUGUGAGAAAACACGGAUCUAAAAGAGGUUAAAUCAUAUCAAACAGCUUUGAUCAAAGACACCCAUCACAGUUUAAUCCAGUCACUCUGUAGAGAGGCACCAAAUUUAAACACUGUGAAACUAUUCAGUGUGACAGCUGGAAAAAGUCACAGCAACGACACUAAUAAGUGCUAGUUUAUUUCUUUAUUAAAAACUAGCUGUGCCAUAAAGUUUUUACAAUUAAAACUUUAUGGCAAAUUUUACAAAAGUUAAAAAAUGAUGCAGAAAAAAACAAAAACAAAACAAAACUAAGAGAUUAAAAGUAAAAGCUCCUGUUAGGAGUUUUUAGCUGGUAUCACUGAAGACUCUUUAAGGCUGACAAAAGCAACAGAGACCAUCAGCAAAUGAACUAUUCCAAUAAACCACACUGAAAUGUGUUCAACCCCUAGCUUAAGACUCAAUCUGAGGGAGACUUGAAAAACCAGAUCCUGUUUUUAUAGAGGAACCAGUUUUGAUUUGAAAUCAUUAUUAACAGACUAUGUGUUACUAAAACGAAAAGGAUUGUAAAAGUUCUACCGAUAUAUUUGGCUCUGUUAAAUUAAGAGACUGGGAGGGAGAGAGGGGAAUGCCAUGUAAAUAUCACUUUUAUGAUUAAAUUCAGAUCGAUGUAUGAUAAAUGUUUUUCACCUGUUCUGUGGGUCUAAAAAGUCCCCAGUAAAAAAAAAAAAAGCUAUAUAGAAAAAUUGUUUUUGGUCCCACCGUAUAUAAUACUGUUUUUAUAAGAAAUAAAGAACCAUUUCACAAAAUAACCACCCGCUACAAAAAAAAAGAUUUAUUAUAUAGAUCAAGUAUUGACAACUUUAUUUGUUGAAAUUGGUCAAUUUUUGCCAAAGAACAUAAAAAAAAUAAAUCUCUUGUGAAUAAAUCAGAGCAGUAUUCUGGUAUUUGAAUAAUCAAGAUUAUGAAAUGUUUAGAUAAUAAUUUACUGUUCAUCCAUUAAUAUGUUUCAGGAAAUGUUGACAGAAAUGGCUUUUUUACAGUUUGCUCAUUAAAUUUCCUCUGACUUUGACCAUGAACAGUAUCUCUGGGUAUAAUUUAUAAACUUGUCAAAAGCAUUUUAUACAGUGGAUUAUGGAGUAAUUAUUGCAAAAUCGUUAAAAUACGGCGUUCACUGUGUCUCAUUGAAAUGGUUUGAAAAUAACUUAGAGGACAGUGAACUGUAUGUUUCUGUUAAUGGGUUAAAUUAUAAUAAAGCCAAGUUUCUGAGUGGGGUGCCUCAGGGAUCCGUCUCUGAGGCACGACAUUUAGUAGCUGAAGAGCUUUCAGCUGUUCCUGAGUGGUCUGAGACAAAUAAACUCUCACUCAACAUAAUACAUCUAAAUUUCAUUAUAUUCACCAACAAAAAUCAAAAAAUACACCCCACAAUGCAAAAAUAUUUAAAAAUGAUACUGAAUUAACUCAAGUAAAGUACAUUGAAUUCCAGGUGUCAUAUUCGAUGAAAAAUCAACAUGGAAGUACCAUAUUUAAUUUGUAAAAUAAUAAAACAGUUUGUAUUUUGAGUAGAGUUCGUUCUAUGAUAAAUAGUUCUUGUAUUUUAACUUUCUAUUACAGUUUAAUUUAGCCUUGUAUUAUGUAUUGUAACAUUGUGUGGACAGCUACCUGUCCCACUUAUUGACACAGGGUUUUUUUUAUUCAAAAAAUGUGUGAGAAUGAUCAUUUUUGCGAAAAGAUGUGACACAACUGUUCCUCUUUUUAAAAAAGUAUAAUCUCUUAUCAACCUCUAAUGUCAACAUUCGUCAGACCUGUGGGUUCGUAUGUAAAUAUAGAACAUAGAAAAUUUCUUCAGAUGCUUUUAUAAGUCUACUGAAGAGAUUUUGAGUUAAGUUUAUUCAUUAAAGCUUCAGUUAAAGAAGUCAUGAGGUUAAAACUUCACUGCUGAAUUUUGCCCCAAAAGCAUGAAGUGAGUGAUUUUCAGCUUCUGCAGAAAAAAACUGCUUGUCUGCGAUAAAAAGAGGCGUGCAGUAAGUCUUUAUCUGAGUCACAUUGUCUGGCAGUGUGUGUGGGUUUUGGAUGUGGUUAAUGUGUGGUGAACAUUUUGUGAACUAAGGUGUGUUUCAGCAUAUCAGCGGCUCUUUGGACUGUCCACCUUUGGACUGCUGAGAGGAAUUGGGCAGGAGGUGGUUUAAGGAACAGUUCAAGGAUAGACAGGGCUGUAAACCACUUCCUGUUUGUGUAUUUUUGUGUAUAUGUGAGUACACGUGUGUGAGUGUAGGCUGAGCUAACUAGGAGACUAUACCCCCAUAUCAGUGAUAACAUCAUCUAAUAUUAAUGCCAGAAGGCACCUCUGACUCUCUGUCAAUAUUGAACUCUCUCUCUCUCUCCUUUUUGUUUCUCUCUCUCUCUCUCUCUCUCUCCUUUUUGUUUCUCUCUCUCUCUCUCUCUCUCUCUCUCCUUUCUGUUUUUCUCUCUCUCUCCUUUUUGUUUCUCUCUCUCUCUCCCUCCUUUUUGUAUCUCUCUCUCUCUUCCCUCGCUCACCUUUGGUUUGCAAAAACAGAAAUAUUUAUGACCGGUUGUUAAAACUCUCCUGGGCACACUGCAGUCUGUGUGUAUGGACACAGACUGACACAGACUCGUGCACACAGACACACAGAGUCAGAUGUCAGUGUAAAAACAGUAUAAUCUCUUUUCUGGACUUUCAAAAGUCUUAUAAAGCUGCUUUUAGCAUUUCAUCGGGAUUAAGCUGCAACAAUUCACUGUUGCUAGGUUACAGAAAGUGAACAAAUAAUAGCUAUGCAUCAGCAGCAGCUCUGUAGAUGGAAAUUGCACUAAUAAAAAAUGUUUGGGCACAUGUGUUGAAACAUUGUGUCUGCAAAUCAGUUGAUAAAACUAAACCAGGAGGUCCCUCCGCUUUCGAUUUGUGAAAAUACUGAACUUCACUGGUUGCACAGAAAGUAAGAACUGCCAGAAAGUAAGUUUUUGGGGCAUCAGAUGUAGAAACUGUCAAUUUUAAAAAUGUAAUUUAACAAAAAAAACUUUCAGACAUUUUCCCCCCGAAAUUUCGUACAUUCCAAGGACUAAACAUAAACUUUGUAGGAACUUUCCAAAAAUCAAAUAAUAAUAAUAAUAAAAAAAAAACAAAAAUAAAACAAGCAGGUCAUUAAAUCCUAAAAAGAAAAGCAAUAACUGGGUAAUGAUACCUACUUCAGAGGUCAUAAAGUUCACCAAAAGAACUAAAAAUCAGCAAAAGCACUCAAAUUUCGUGGUACAUGUUCUGUUUUACCAAAGCUCAUCGUAGAUGUUCUCAUUUUCAAUUCCUGCUUCUUUUUUAUGUCACUGAAAAAAUACUUAUUGAACUUUUAUUUCUAUAUAUAUCCAAACAGAAGCUGUAAAGGUCAAGAUUUCUUUGAUUAUUAGAUAAAGGUUAAAUAAACAGCUCCAGAUCUCAAAGCUUUUUAUGGAAUUACAGCAGCAUCUAAAGACAAACAUGAAGACAGACAAAACCUGUUUAAAGAAUGAAUUGUAUAAAAUAAAUUGUAUGACGUGUUGUGUCAGGAUGUGUUUUAAGAACAUGAUAAGUAAAAAAAAUCCUAUUUUAAUCCUGCUCUACUUUGAACACUUCAGACUGUAGCAGCUUUUUUCCUUUAAUUUUCUAGAGUUUGAUCUCAUAGAAACACUCAAAACAACCUCAACCUCCCGAACAUAAUGUGUUUAAACGACCUGUGCGUACCACAGAAACAAGGCUAAUGGAAGCAUCCUUUUAGUGGUGGACACAAAAUCCUCAUAAAGCCUUUUUCAGGGUGACACAUGAAGAUAAAAAGUCCAAAAAAGAGAUGGUUAACAUAUCUACAGGACAUGUCAUACAAAAAGAUUCAUGCCAUCACCGCAUCAUGUAGAGUUGAAGGAAAAUUUAACAUAUUUCUCUGCAACCAAGAUGAUCAAGUUGUUGCUUUAAACUGGCAGUGGUGAGCCAUGUUAGCUGAUGGUGCAUGCACUUGAAAGCAUGAUACAUGAAGCAUUAUUACGUAGCCAGUGCUACAGCUAACGGUGUGCCAUAAAGUAAAUCUCUGACAAGAUUCCCACUUCGCUUUAUGUGUCUUUGUAAUGUCUGACCAAGUAAAUAGAGCAAGAAAGUCCAAGGUAGGCAGAACACACCUCCACUUGUUUUUCAAGACUUUUCAUAGUACAGAACUGAGCAGGUAUCAGAGACAGUGCCACCAAGCACAGUGUAAAAGAAUCAGCUGCAUAUUUAGUCAGGUGUAUAGGACUUAAUCGGCAAAGCUUGGCUCUGUGGCUUGCCUGAAUUAGCUCCAUGUUUUUUUUUUUAUUGCAUUUCUUGUAAGAGCACUUAAUAAAAACAUCACACAGACGGGCUACAUGUAUGAAGACUUUUUAACGGACCUCUCUGUGUAAAAUGACGUGUGUGUGUGUGAGGCAGUUUGGAUUGAAAAAGAAUAUCUACAAACCUCUCUCUUGAUUAAUUUCUUAUCCUCUAGGGAAUUCAUCCCUUUUAUAUAUAUAUAUAUAUAUAUAUAUAUAUAUAUAUAAUAUCAGCAUUUUUAUAGUGUAAGUCUGCCGCUUUAAAAAAUACUCACAUACAAACAAAAUGGAGCGUCUUGUUCAUAAAACUUAAAAAACAUGUUAAUCUCCUCUUAAAGGCCCUGCUGUGGCUCUGCUACUGUGUUCGCGUUACAGCAUUAAAACUACUGCCCAAAUAAAUGCAAAAUUGAGUGUUUUAACAGUCAAAUUUGGUCGGGUUGCAAGGUCACAUACUUCCAGGAACUCCUUUGUUAUUUAGCAAUGAAGGUGUGAGAUCACAUUAUCUGAAAUUCUUGCCCAUUUGAUAAUUAACCAUAAUUUCACGUGUCAGAUUUACCAAAUAGUUUUCUAAAGUUGAUCCUGGAUUGAUCUGUGUAUUUGUGUCAUCAGAGGAGCUCUGAACUCAUCAGAAAAACAAGAAUAUUAAGGAAAAUAUGAUUCUUUCCCAACUCUAACUAACUCCUGUAGCUCACACAGUCUGUGUUCCCCCUCCAAGAUUUGAGAUCUGAGCCUUUGGUGUUUGCUACGAUGUGGAUUGGACACGAGAGUAAGGCCUGACAGUCUUUAAAACAACAUGACCUUGAACAUGUCGUGAUGUAUCUUUGUGUCAUAACUAAGGCUGUCAGUUUGUCAAAAAAAAUCUACAUGAUGUGUAAAUGUUUGAUCAUGUCUGAAAUUUGUAGUCUGAUAAGUGAUUGCCUUUUUUGUUCCUCUGGUGAGAGGAGUUUGUUGUUAACAAGUUAGACAGCUGCUGUGUAUCAAGUCAAAAAACACGUCUAUCUUUGUCUUUCAUUUAUUAAUCUACAGCGUUGAUCAUAAAAUACUUCCACACAGCAUUUCUCUGAUGUUUUGGUGUCAUGAUUGUCCCGCUCAAUGUCCUCCAUUUUUGUUGAAAAACAUUACUGUAUUAGUUCAUGAAGGUCAAGAGUGCCUUUCAGUGGCCAGGUUAUGAUGAGAGCGAGCUUGCUAGGUCAUAGCUACUUCACGCGGUCUGAUGCUCUGGUAUUCUGUAUUAACAUGAGUUCAAAUGGCUCAUUACAGUUUGAAUAUGACCUUUUUUCCCCAGAGUUCGAAUGAAGGUUUGAAUUCAGAUAAAAAUUGACAGACUUAGUCACCACGUUUGGUCAAGUAAACAGCCUCUAUCCUGCUUAGGUGGAGGAGGAGUUCCCUGCAAAUAUGACAAAUUUAUAGACCGGUCAAAGGUGUGUGACACUGUAGACCAUAGUCUGCUUUUAAGUGUACUUCAGCAUAUUGGCCUAUCAAACCUAGCAGGAUCCUGGUUUGCAGACUAUCUGGACAAGAGGUCAGAAUGCGCUCAGAUGGCUGGUAUGACUUCUACCUUUCUGGAGGUUUCUAGAGGUGUACCUCAAGGUUCGAUCUUGGGACCUAUUUUAUUCUCUAUCUAUACUAAUAACGUGUAAUAAAUAAGGGUUAAAUAAAAAAAGAUAAUAAAAAUUACCAACAAUACAGUCCUUGUGUAAAUUUACUAUCCCACUGUCUUUUUUUGACUAAAUUGUGAUUUCCAAUCUUGAUUUGUUCAGUUCCAGCUUCUCAUGCUGAGAUCCUCUACACUGGCUAAUCCAUUUGAAAGGGUAUAACUUUUAUAACACCUCAUAAAUUAUUAUGAAUAGAUGUAACACAAGAUGAUUUAGAGAACAUUCAUCUAGAGCUUAUCUGACCCAAAACAACUUCAAACCCUCAUUUCUGAUUAGUAUGGAUGGUUAAAUGGAUUAACUUUAUUAGUACUUAGCCCUGUAAAAUUGUAGAUUUAAGGCUUGAAACCAAAGUCUUGAUCUUCACAGAUAAUAAAGCUGGCAGACAGGGUUAUGGUUGGAAAAACAAGUCAGAGAAAACAGCAGACAGUGUUUCUGUGUGUGCGUGCGUGUGUGUUUGGGGGAAUUUCUCUUAUUUAAUGCAUACAUCCUUCCCCCGAUGUGCCCUGCAGCCUGUGAAUCCCUGCCUUUGUCCUUCUGCACAAACUUCAUGUGAAAAUCAUAUGAUAACAAGAAGCUGCAAACAAACAGUAUGUACAAUUCACACACACACACACACACACACACACACACACACACACACACACACACACACACACACACACACACACACACACACACAGUAUAGUCCAAAAAUAUGUCUUUGUUGGAGCAGCUCAGGGCCUCCUGACCUCGUUAGCCCACCCAGAUCUACACCAAUCCUCACAUCUGGUCCAUGCUGCUCAGGCUAAAAGACGUUUAAUGAUCCCUGUCUCUAUUUGUGUGUGUGUGUUUGUGUGUGUGUAGCACACUCGGGCAUAUAGCUGUGAAUGUGUGUGUGUAUGUGCGUUUGUGAAAGCAAAUAUAUUUACAUAAGCAAACAGCUGCAGCUGCUACUAAGCUCUUUAAGGCCGUUGCUUUUGAUAUAGUGGCCAAAGUCAAAAGUUUUCGACUUGAACAUGAUGAAACUUAAAAGCAAAAUACAGCUUUGUUUUAAUAUCUUUUACAAGUUUAAUUUUUCUCAAAAGCUUUAAUGAAUCCACACAAAUUGAUCUCUUUUAAACCUGAGACUCCAUGUUUUAGGACUACAGCCCUCUUUUAUUGGAGUUUAUCUGUGUGUGCAUUACUGUAUUUACAGUAGAGGUGUAAAAGUAAAGGGAAUAGGGUCAAACUUAUCAAAUUAGGCAUUUUCAGUUCACUGCAGAUGUUCACUAAUACAAAAGCAUGCAGAGCUGAAUUUAAUUAAAAUCUAACAUUUAUACCAUGUGCCAUAAAAUACAAAGCACACCAUGUUUCUCUGCAAAUCAAAUCAAAACAUAGACAUGGCGAUGGACUUUUGCUCUCACACAUAUAGAAUAAUCCGUUUUCAUUCGCUUUCCUUGUAGCUGCACAUUGAGAUGGUGAGACAAGUUAAUUUAUAAGCGGGAUUUAAGAGACCAGAUUGUCUUGUUUUUCAAAAUGUUUCUUGCACAGCAGGUACAUUAUGUUGGCCCUAUUUGCAAAGUAAAUGUUAAAGUAAAUUUUGUGUUUUUAAGGAAAUGCUUCCUCCUUUUUAAAAGGCAGAGUCACUAGCAACAACCUCUGACACUAACUCAUUAACCCGUGUUAUUCUCUGUUUUUCCAGGAUGAGUUUCAGAUUCAAAAUUAUCCCGACAAGAUGGUACCUCUAAAUAUAAAGGUGCUGUAGUGUCUUUGUGUAUUUUCUAUGUGUCUUAAAGGAGCAGAAACACAGAUCUUUUAAAUGCAAAUUUAAACUCCUCAAGUAGGGAGACUAGAACUAGCUCCAGAGAAACUGCAGCACAGGUGAGUCUGUUUGUUUGGCUUUGAUCAGAAAUGUUAACUAUUAGAUUUAGAUUAAAAUGUAGUUUUAAAAAUGAAGACUUCACAAAAGUCAUUUUUUGUUUUAUUUGUGUGUUCGUGAGUAAACUCAGUCAAGAUUGCAAACUGUAGGUUCAUAAUGAUUUUAUUUGAUCUUAAUGACUAUUUUCAAAAUUAAUAUAUGAAAAUACAAAUUUUGAAGUUUUUGUCUCUUUGUAGCAUCAACAGUGAAAAAACAGUGUAUGUGGAAAAAACGCAAUGCAUUUUCUGUCAGCAAAAAUGACUGCAAUACAUAAUUUAAAAUGCAGGUAGUAGGACCAUGUAGUUCUGACUCAUGUACACACAGUAAUAAAAACAAAUAAAUAUUCAACUCUUUUAUAAUCAAAGUUUCUAAUCUAUUUCUUCUUUAAAAUAAGAGCUUCUCUCCUACUUUUAUUACACUCUCUGUUCAGCCUUUUCACAAGUAAAUCUGACUCUUGGCUUGAAGAUAUCAAAAAAAAAAUGCAGUCUGCAAAAUCGGUGUUCAGUAUUAAUUUAUUGAUAAGAAAUCUGCUGAAUAAAUUAGCGUUACAGGAGUUAUGUAAGUUAGAAUUCUGUUGUCCACUGGCUUCUCUUCAGGCUACUUGUGUUUGCAACGUUUUUUUCUACUAAAUUAUCACAAAUUUAGCUUCAUUGACUGCAUCUAAAUGUUAAAGCCCAAACAAUUACACCCAGGGUUUUAUUUAAUGGGGAAAUGUACAUGCUGAGUGAGAGAUCACAAAUUGUGUAUGCUAAAUUAUCUCUCUUUGUUGCUGUAAAUUUAAGGUUUUUGCUAAUGCUCAUAUUGCAGUAUUUUCUGAUUUAUAGCACAAACCUGAUCAGCUGUUACAGUGUAUUUUUUAUGUUGAGGAAAUGUUGAAAAAAGAAAAGAUUAAAUUUUCUUUUCUCCCUCUAAUACUCUCUAAACUUUGGCUCUAGCUGAGUGGAGUUCACAGAUUGAUUCGUAGACUCGAUGUGAUUGGGAGCACGUCACUCUCUCUCUUUCUACAGCUCCUGAAUUUUUCAGUCUAGUUCUGCCAGGCUAAAUCUUUAAUAAGCUCUUUACCUCCCCAACAGAAACUCCACUCUACAACUUAUCUCCUCCUGUAUCACAGCACACAUUUUCUCUGGAUGAUUCAAAUUUCUAAUUUGCUUCAGUGACAACUGAGUCAUUUCAGUCUUUUAAAAUUGUGCAAAAAAAUGAGCUUUACAACCAGAGAAUAGAGAUGGUGGGAAAAGUGGAUGGGGGUAGAAGGAGAGAGGGGUUAAUAGGCAAGAUAAAAAAAAGGAAAAAUUUGUUGUUAGAUUAAAAAAGGCAAAAGAAAAAAGCUUUCUAUGGACUGUAGGUUUGUUUUAGGUUUUUUAUUUAUGUAUAAAAUCCUACAUCACACUUAAUCCUACAUAGAAAAGAAAACGGCUAGAGAGAAAAGUUGAAAAAAUGGAAAAUAAAUAAGUUUAACUUCAAUUAAAUGGAGGAAAUGUCAAAAAAGCAAAGUGAACUUUAUUUAUACUUUUUUUUACAGACACAACUCAAAAAAGUGUUUCAUAUCAAUCCAACAAAUUCAACAGAAAUAAAACCAGAGUCAAUAUGAGAAAAUAAAUCACUGAUGUGUCAUAAAAGUGUUCAAGUCUGUGGAAAAUUUGAUUUCAGUUUCAAGUUUUGAUGUUUCUCACCAUCCAGUAUUUUUGCUUCUAUUUAAACAAACAUCUUUUUCUGUCAGCAUAACUGUUUGUGCAACUAUGCGAGGCUUACGCAUAAAGAAAAUGAGACCCAUAAUUAAAAUGUGAUUAGAAAAAAUAAAUAUUGUUUAUCUGUGAAAUUUUACAGAAAACCAUAUUUUUUUAUAAGACUUUAGUUUGACUUUAGGAUUUGAAAUUAAAUGAUUUAAAACCAUUCAAAUACAAAUGAACUUCAAAAACAAGCAGCGGUCUGAGAUUUAAAAACAUUAAAGACAUUAAAAACUACCCGAGGUUUUUUUUUUUAUCUCUGUUUUCAGAAAUAUAUGGAAUAAUAAAAUGAAACAUUUAAUCAGAGUGGAUUUUUUAAUGCAGCUUUUAGAAACAGAUUCUUUCUAUUUGGGAUUCCAGUGCAGGCCGAGGCUGGUUGGUCAAAUUUUUGCAACAUAAAAAUGCAUCUGUGCAGUUCUUUAUAUUUUUGAUUUUAUGCUCAUACAGAUUUUUUUGGGUUAUUUAAAGUUUUUGUCUUAAAAAAAAAGGAGACAGAAUCAGACUUCUGCUUGUUAAAAACCAAGAAAUCUGCAGGAUUUCUCCUUCUGGAUAUUUGAUUUCCUUGCAGAGAGUAACUAGUUCAGCUCCGAGUGUGCAUGCAUAUAUGUGUGUGUCUCAGUGUGAGUGUGUGUGUGUGUGUUUGUGUGUGUGUGUGAGGUUGGGAGUGUAUGUGAGUGUAUGACAGUGUGCAUUAGUCCUCCACUGUGAGUGGGUGUUUGUGUGUGUGUGUGUGUGUGUGUGUGUGUGUGUGUGUGUGUGUGUGUGUGUGUGUGCUUGCUGGUGUGUGUGUGUGGGCAGCUUUUAAAGAUUUCACCGUAAUGUCCUUCGUGGUUUUUCUCUCCUCUCUGACUCUCAUUUAAUGCACAUGUCCUGCACAGUGCGCACACACACUCAAACACAGGCAUACACACAUGCACACACAAAUAUAGAGUCAGUCAAUCAUGGAGCCAGCGUGAGGCCUCGGUAAAAGCCUGAUCUGUAUGAGGAUGGAGGGGGAUAAGGGGGGUGUGCAGCACAGCAUUUUCUGUUGUUCUCAUGUCUCCAGAUCUAAACUAUGAUGUAAAAUCCUGCACAUUUAAGGGUUAAUAUUCCAGUAAAAAUAGUUUGAGUAUUAAGUCAGAGAUUAUAGUCAUAUUUGCAGCCCAAUCAAAUGAUUUGAUUAUCUGUCUGGAGUCCUACUAGCUGCUAAAUUUGCAAAGGUACAUUUAUUUUGACAUGUUUUUAGGGUAAACUAUGAAGUUUAUAUUAAUUAGCUUUUUGUUUUUUGUAGGUUUCUCAUAAACUUCUGUAAGGUGCUCAACAGUCGUCUUGAAGCCACCAAAACAAAAAUUUAAAAUGAUAAUGUUUGCAGUUAUGCAAAAGACUGAAAAUGAAUAAAGGAGCUUCUCUGUAAAUUAAGAGCAAAUAGUCUAAACUUACAGAAUAAAUCCAAUGUGUUACAAAUACAGCAACAAAAAAUUCACAAAAUAAAAAGAUUCAGAUAAAAACGCUUAAUCUACAAGAGUCAUAUCAUGAUAUGAUGUUUUAAGGUUGAAAUAGAAUCAAUUAGUGAAUUAACAAUUUUCAAUUAAAUUAAUGAUAAAAAUAAAAUCAUUUGUGACGGAUUUUUUUUUUUUAUUACAGCCGCUGUGAUUUUAGAUUUUCACAUUUUUGAGCCAAAUCUCAAAGAUAUCCCAGAGUCUGACCAAAGGCUGCACACUGUAACUAAUGACAACUUUUACAAAUCCAUUAAAACAUGUGAAAUAAUAUUCUGUUAAACAAUAAAACAGAAAAAAAAUCCUACAGCACAUGCUCAGCCCAGCAUUUUAGGUGCAAAUAAACAUUAUGUUUGACAUAUUUCUGAUUUUCUGUCCAAAUUUUGAGACAAACCAAUUUGUAAUUCUUCAUCCCUCUACUGAUGAACAACUUUGGCAUGAUUUUACUAAUGUCUGUAUAAGGAAAUGACUCUGAUUCUUUUAUUUUAAAUCCAUGUAUUUUUGAUAACACCCAGUACAGUUUGUUACCAAAAAUCACAUCCAUCAAAGUAACACCAUCUUCAUUCGACAUUCGUCCUAAUAAAACUACAGAAGCCUGUUCAGAGCUUGUUUCUGAGUCCCUCUGCAGAGCUCAGGAUCUGCUUCCCUUUGGCUGUUUCUAUUUAUUCAUUCAUUUAUUUAUUUAUUUUCUUCGCUGAAAAUGUCGGAUAUUUAUGUUAAUGUUUUGGCUGGUAUAAAAAAGAUGAUUCAUGGUCAUCUUUUCAAAUUUAUUGCUUGAUGAUUCUUUUAUGUUUUGUGGCUAAAGUAUUGACUCUGCACGGAAAAAUAAGAUCAAUUAUCAUGUGCAUGAAUAAAAAAUAGGUAUAACUUAUUUAUUGGGAUAGAUCUUUUUUACAGUGAGAGACCUCGAACAGCACACUGAAUCCAGACAAGGCUGAAAAAAACAAGAAAGGAUGACUGAGAGUGCAGAGAAACUUUAAAAAAAAAAGUGACAUUAUUCUGUUUGAUUAAGUUUUACUGUCAGAAACUCUGAAGGCUGACCUCCAAACAUUAAGUAGCUUUUCUGAAAUAUCUGUUAGAGAACUUGUCAAGAAUAAAAACUUGUAGCUGCAGCAUUAAAAACACAAAAAAGAAUUUUUUUUUUCAUCCACAAAUAUAAAAACAGAGUUUCAAACAUAACCUCCCCUUUAAAUGUUGUCUUAGUUUGACGUACAAAAACGAAUCCAGACUUUCAAAAAACUGAAACCAUGACAAAAGUUUUUUAAAAACCUAAUCUGUGUGACUGAAGAUUACAUUUAUCACAGGGAUGCAGGAUACUGGAAAAAAAAACUGUAUAUAUAUCUAUAAAAAAACUUUUUUUCAUGAACUUUACGGAGCUUCAUCUGACUACAAUAUGCCAUAAAAGCAUGACUCAUAAUAACCCAGGCCUCCAUCUAACACAUGCUUUGACUAAAAUGGACAUACAGUGACCCGUGGCAUUGAAGAAAAUUUCUGCAGUAAAUUACUGUAAUAUUACUAAAUGUACUGUUUAUCCUGAUCAGAUGUGAAUGAGGGAUUUUGUUUCUUAAAAUGAAAGCAGGAUUUGUUUGUCUUUUGUCUUAGUCUUUUCUAUGCUCUUGUAAAAAGUAUCUGAACUCUGUUGCUGGUUUAGCUCAGUGAAUGUAACGAGGCUACAGCUCCAAACACGCUGGUUCCAGGACCCAUCCUGGACUCGCCUCUAUUUGUUGCCCCCUUCCUCUGUUUGUUUUCUCUAAAUUUGAGGUGAAGUCUAGAGUUUCUUGAACCUGUCAGAAAGAAAUGAAAGGUGAGCGUGUGUGUGAUGAAAAUGUUAAGAGUUGGAAACUCUUUUGUUCUUUCACUAAUAAUGAUCAAUGAUGAUUGAAAUUUGUAUAGAAAUUGAUGAAUUUGUGAUUGACUGUGCAGUCCUAAUUCAUGAUAAUAUUGAGGUGAUAACUGUCUUUAGCCUAGAAAGAUGCAGAGAGGAGCUGUUUUUUUAAAGUUAAAAACAAACAUGCCUAAAGCUUCUUUUUCAAAACUUUACUUUCACUAUCAUUAAAAAAAAUCAAACACUCUUUUAACUGGUGUGGAAAUUUUCAGCUUUGAAGGCUCACAAAAACACCAAUCAUUAAGUUUCCAGACUUUCUGGAUGUAAAGAAACACUGAUGAUAGAUACAAUUUAAAACUUUAAUGAGUUUUUCAAGGUGAGUAUUUCUUUUAAGGUCUUGCCUAAUCUUUGUGAAAAUUUAUAACUCAGAAGGAGAGGAAAUUAGAGAACUGCAGACCAAAGCAGGGAGGGAUUUUAAAAGUCACCCUGCAGGGGUAACCUCUUAAAUUCCGGGCAAUAAAUGGAGACGGAAAAAUAAAGGUCUACAAGUUCAGACUUCCUAAACACAGAACAUGAGCAGCUGACCCAAACCAAACUCUCAGAAAAAUCUAAACUAACUUUUUUAAACAAAGACGCAAGACUGCCAGGGAUGUGUGAACGUUAAAAAACAAAAAAGGCCCAGUCUCUCCAGCCCAAUCUUAACCAUAAACAAAGUAUGAGUGCUUUAAUGGAACCUUUCUACAACUCAAAAGACCAUAUACUGUAGAUCCUCUCACAAUCUCUAAGGUAGAGACAAUGAGUCAGCCCUCUGCACUGGAGCUUAAGGACUUAAAUCACCUUCCCACACCUGGUCUCACUCAAGCCAUUCAGGUACUCCCACACCUGAUUCUUCCCAGAGGUGAUUCUCCCCUUUAACUCCAGAAAAGACAAAAGUGAACUGCCCAUCACGAAUCAUUCAACACUCAAACAACCUUAGAUCAGAUCAGAGAUUAACACCGAGAAAGAAAUACUGAUAAAACAGUCACAGAAUUGAGUGGAAAAAUAAGCAGAGGGGGUUAAAGGUCAAAGUAAUUAAAACAUGCUGCUCAAUGAAACAGAUUUCAAUGGCAGAUUGAAUGUCUUAAGAUUUUGUCUGAAGGUUGAAAAAAAAGACUUUUUUCAGACGUUUGACAGAGCAAAACCUUUCACUGAUAUACUGCCACUAAUUCACAGAGAAAAAGGAGAGUUUAGGUAAAGAGGAGAAGAAAGGGAAGAGGUCUGCAAGGACGGAGAGGGAGGGAAAUACUUAAAGGCGAGGGAUUGAAUCAAAAGGGACAUAAAGAGGGAAUUUUAAGAGUAUUACAGAGAAAGAGGAUGAGCAGAGAAAAAAAGAGAGGAAAAGGUAUAAAUAGAGUUUGUAUUGUAUCUCCAUUGAAGGUCGCUUUCUACCCGUCCGUCCAACCAUCAAUCCUUUCGUCCCCACUCACUCGCUCGCUUACUUCUGCGCUCUCUUUAACCCCCACACACAGUAAAUAUAGCUCACAAUCAGCACAUAAGCCCUCUGUGUGAGUGUGUGUGUGUGUGUGUGAGUGUGUGUGGUGAGCACUCCUGCUUUCUUUUGUCUCAUCUGACAUUUAAAUCUCAUAAGGAAUUUACCCACAUGCCCCGUUGGGUCAAGAGAAGAGGGGAGAGAGGGGGCUGUUGUGAGAGGUAUAAGCUGAUGUCAAUAUUUAAAAGAGGAUAAAAAAAAAAACACCAAAUACACCCAAAAAAUUAAAGAGAGAAGUAAUGAAAGGAGGUCAAGAGCUGAAAUUAAACCGGAGUGAGAGAAUGAGAGGGGAUGAAAGUGAAGAAAAACAGAAGCAGGAGGGCGUCUGGGUGGCUCGGUGGGUUAAUGGCAGACACACAUUGCACAGUAACUCAGUACAAUAGGAGAUGCAGCGCUGUGGUGUUGCUCCUGGUGUAACUGAACAAUGAGAGGAGGAGGAGGGGGUGGAAGGGGGAGGAGGAGGAGGCUGGCACAUUAAGAUUCAGCUCUCGGUUUAGUUGUGAAGGAUGUGAACGCUGUGCUGUGUCACCAAAACAAACGGCAAGACCCUUUUUUGUUCGUCUGAUUAUCAUUUGAACAUUUUCAAUUAACAAAUAUUGAGGAGAAAUAUGUAGAGCUUGGCUGUGAAAAGCCAAGAAAACAAAAUCAACCGAAACAACACCGCGUUACACAAAGUUUUCACAAACAUUUUUAAAAAGUUAAAAUUAAGAGUUUCAAAUCCAAGCCUGUGCCAAUUAAUCAAUCUUUCUUUACAUUGCACCAAUUCACAAGUGUUAUCCCAAGACGUUUAACAAAAAGCUAGUCUAGACCAUCCUCUAUUUAUAAAGACCCCAUGUAGAGAUGGGAUCAGAUUGAGGGAGACUGAUAGAGGGAGAUGCUGAAAGGGAAAGAUGGACAGAUGUGAGACUGAUGCAUGAAGUUACAGCAGCAGGAAAGCAGGCAGGUCCACAGCAGCACGAUGCCUGCAUCCAGAGUAACCUACGGCAUGAUGUAGCUCAGAGACUACCAGAAAAGACUGUGCGGUCUAAUAAGACAUUAUGGUUCAAAGCUAAUCACACAGACAGAAAGAGGAUCGAGAAGGAGAAAAAGGUGCUCCAGUACCCCAGCAGUCUAAACCUGUAGAGACAGUUUGGAUGUCCCAAAGCAACAAAUUCCUUGAAUGAGUUUGUUCUUCUUCCCGUUCCUACUGGUAAAUAAAAUGUUUCUGUGUUUGGUGUUCAUACAACUUCAUCUCCAUUGUCUGUAUCAGAAAACUGUGCCACGCUAUGAGUUUCCAUCUGUCAUCUGUGCUCGUUUAGAUCCGGGGUGUAGAGCAUUCGAGCAUCAUGGCAGAAGCAGUUAAUCAAAGCCCCAGCUAGGGGGUAGAUGGUGCACUAUAAUCAGGAGCCAUAUACUAAAAUGGACCCUAUGGGUGUUUAUUAACUUUAGAGCCAAAAGAGUUAGAGCGCCCCCAACUGGCCAACUGCAGUUAAUGUUAUAAACCCGCUUCCUCCAUGGACACGUACGUAGCAGGGGCCAAACUGUCCAAUAUAAAUACUUUUAAUCCUUAUACUUUUAAUCUUUCUCAAAUCUGGUUUCCGCCUGUGCAGACCAUUCUCAUCAUGAUGAUUUAAGUCAAAAUACACAUUUUUCUGGCAAGUUUGGUUGUAAUUUCUUACAUUUAAGAAGCUGAUUGAUUGACAUCUUGACUGACUAAUGGGAGCUCCUGCAGAGUUGUGAGUGGGUGCUGUAAGUACAAGAAUCCAUUUGCUAUAGGCUGUGGGAUCUCGGAGGUUUUGGGGCUGAAAUAAGAGCAUGUUGUCCAUUCUACAUGCAGUCUAUGGCUACAACUCAUGUGACCCAACAUGUAACCCAGAAUUAUAAAAAUACAUGAAUCAUGUGUUAUCAUGUUUAGCUGUACAUCACUGGUUUUGGUAGUUUGAGCUUCCAUGUUAAUCCAUGUUGCAUUGAAGUCGCUGAAUGUUCUCUUCUCACCUUGCUCCGACACACCUGACUGAAAACAAAGGCGAUGGAUUCUCAACCCUGAAAUCUUCACUGUCUUCAAUCUUUCCACAAUGCCUCUUUGGCCACUUACACAAGAGAUGUAAUGGUGUCAAAUUGCUCUCAGAAAUUGCUGUUUCAAGGACAGUCUAUUGAAAACCCAUUGUUCUUUGUCUACCUCCUGCAUGGCAGUGAAAUGGUGGAGCAGAGCUGCUCUGAUCCUUUCCUGUAGGAUGUUGAAGAGGUGGAAUGAGGCUAAAGAGGUGGUGUCAGAGCAGGCAGGGUGGAACAGCGCUCAGUGUGUGUAUCUGUGUUUGUGUGUUAAAUUCAUUGACUGUAUAUAGAAUGGACGCCGUCUGCCUCCUCGCUGGGUGAAGUUACUCUGAGAACAGCACCCUCUGGUGACAGGCUGCAGUAUAGGUCACAAAUCCCGCCUCCUCCAGCCAUCCUUAUGGAGCUGUGGACAAACUUGAGAAAUUUAUUUCACAAAAUAUUAUUUUUUCUCCCCCCGUUUGUGAUGUUGACAUGUAGUUCCUGUAAGACUGCCUUGCACUCAAGUCCUCUUUUUUUCUGUACACCUCCGUUUUUAAAAGUUAUUAGGGGGUUCAUGUUUUCUAGGGUUGACACUUGAUACAGCCUAAGGGUGUACGAAGAUUGCGUAGCUCACCCGGGGGAUAUGGGAUACCGAAUGCGUAUGAUGCUACUGUGCAAGUGGUGGAGAGUGUACAACGUCACUGCGCAAUGUUGGUUUCAGGAAAUGGAGUAAAAUCAUGGAAAUACCGAGAGCUUUUCGGCUUCAAAUCUGUAUACUGACGGAAGGCGGAACCAAGUUGUCCAUGGUAUAUACAGUCUAUGGUUAAAUCACACUCAGUGGGCUAGUUUAAAGGCAAAGCAAUGCUAGAAUUCUCUUUUUCAGAAUAAUCAAGAGCUGGCAAAAGCAGAUAGUGCCCCCUGCUGUUCAAAAUUUUGCGGUAAUGCAUUAUUUUUGUCAGUGGCGUCCCAAAGAAUCAGCCUCAUUUAACAACGUAUCUUCACUAAAAAUGUUCAUGUUGAGCAAAAGUUUGAUUGUCAGUAGUUGGACAAGAGUAAUAAAGACAUUGAAGGUACUAGUUUGUCCACAGGGGGCACCGAAAUGAACAGGAAUGAAUUUUUUUUUUUAUAGGAGCUUUAACUUGAAUUUUUUAGAGGUGUUAGAGGUGUGAUACAGCUUAAAUUUUUUGAACAAACUUUGGUCAAAAUUUUCAGCACAGCCAGAACUGGGAGCAUCCAGUGAAGAUUAAACGUGAUCCCAGCUGCUGCUCCGGAUGCUGGAAGCUCCACAUCUGUCCGCUCAGCUCCACUCUGCCGUAAAAAAAAAAAAAAAACAACACAUUUAUUCAGUGCUUAGCAGAGAAACUCAAACCUCGCCUCUGGCUUUAAUCACUGGCAUUAAAAGCUUAAAAAAAAAAACAGCCCACCCCCCCUCUGCUGCUGCUGUGUUUGGAAGAGGGGGGAGGUGGUGGCCGGAGUGUGGAGGUGGUCUUCCCUGCUGUGUGUUAGGUGGCUACUGUCCUGCCAGCACAAAUUGGAUUUUCUGCUCUCCAGUAGCUCAGCUGUUCACUAAGCAUGAUGUCACUCCAAAUCUGUCUCUCUUUCUUCCCUCGCUGUCUCUCCCUCCUCCCCCUCUUCCUCACCUCCCUCUCUUUCUCUCUGGUUAAGUUUUAAUUCGAAGGAAAUCUGGGUCAAGUGGGGAGCAGAUGAGAUUGUUUAGUGCAGUGUCGCUGCCUGAUGCUCAAAAACAAAACAAGUAGUGUGUUUUUCUUAACGCAGCGUGUGUGUGUGUAUUACUGUGUGUAUUUAUUCACUUGCGUGUGUGAUGGUACUGCAAGUCACUGAAUCUCAUUAGUGUGUUUGUCUGACUCUGUUGCAUUUACAGUUCAUCCACAGAGCCCUUCUGGCGGAGUGUCCCAACUUUUUCAAUGGCUCCAAAAAUACAAAAUCCCCCGAUGUAAUUGGAUUUGUUUUCACGGACUGUUGAAUCCAGCACAGGGUCAGGAGUUUAAUCUGCUCUUGGGCAGCAUCUGUCGUACGCCACUUUUAACCCAAAUCGUGUGUUUCCCAAAGUCGAAGCAUAAUCCUGAAAAUUUUGAUCAAGAUAGUGUUAGUUGAUGAAAAUCAAAGCCCUGCCUUUGAACAUGGAGUGACUCGACAGCCACAGAUGACUUUUUGAAGAUCUAUCAUGCUGUUGGCUUUCCGUACUAUGCCUCUGCAAAGUUUCACAUUCACGACCACACAGAUGUUGUUAAAAUCUCUGAAUGGCUCAUUUGGAUAACUUCAUGAGACUUGGCCUCAACCUGAUGCUUCCCUGUGGUGUCCAAUAUGAACUCUUUAAGGAUAUCUCCUCCUCAUCACCAGACUUUUUCGCCACUCUGCUCUGUGUUGGUUUAGUACGGACUCAGAUGGUUUUACUCAAAAGCAAAUAAACUUGUCUUGCUUGCCUUUUAUGCAGUUCCCCAAAAUGAUAUGAGCAACUCCAUGGCUUCAAACUUCCUUUUUCAUCCUUGACCACUCUGCUCUCACAAACUCUCCAUGGUGACAGCUGAUAGCGCACGCCAAAUCCUCUUUUAAAGAGGGCGGUCCGCACCACUUUUGCACCUGUUAUCAAUUGCGCACGCAAUGAUAAUAGAUCACCCGCAACACGCCCACAAAUAGCGCAUGAAAUUUUUUUAGUUUGCACACGCAACUUAGCGCCCCUUAUUUGGGGCACCUUAUUUUAUCUUAGUAGAUCAGACCCUAUAUGCAACAUUAAUACAGCAGCUAACAAAAUUACAAUCGAAGUAUGCUAAUGUAGCUUAAUUGGGGUCUAGGUUGGCCCUAACAGCUAGACCCAGAUAUGGUCUCUAAAGUCAAACCCUUUAUUUGUUGCACAGUGACUAAGCUCUGUAAAAAGAAGCACCCGCAAGCUGACACUUUCAAUAUGUUUCACUUGAGAUGAAGCAUUUUAGGCAGGGGCCUGGGUCAAAGAGGGGUUUUGACAGACCCCAGUAGAAGAUUUAAAAAAGAGUUUCUCAAGCUGCAAAUCAUGUAAAGCUCCUGUACAGCCAAAAUAAUGAAAGACUAAAGAGAUUAAAAUGGGUCUCGUUGGCAUCAGGUUUUUACAAGACCUUUAUCUCUGGUGGUCAAUUCAACUUUCAGCUUAACUGUGAUAGUUUUCAAAUUCAUCUCACAGUGUAAACUCUGCAUUAGAUUGAUGGUUUUGCAGGUUAUUUGGGGGUUAUUUACAUAGUUGUGAGCUGUUUUGCAUCGUUGUUCACCCAAAAUGCUUCGACAUACAUGACCAGUAACCAUAGCUUUAGUGCAAAGAUUUGAAAUGAUUUUCUCCAUACUAUAUGUACCAGGGUUGUCACUGUGACACGUGUUUAUGGGCCUCUAAGAUCAGAAAAUAACCCUUUGGUUUUUGCUGUUUUGCAGGAUUCUUUCUGUUUUCCUUGCCAUCCCUGUGUUUAUUUUCAGUGGUUUUUUAAACAAAUUUUCUGAAGCAUGGGAAUAUUUGAGAAAAGCGUGAAAAUCUGUCUGAACUGAUCAACAGCUUUAUUUCCCACAAAACACCCCGCUUUUAUGAAGCAUUGAAAAUUCAUUCCCUCCUUUUAGUUCUGGGUCAUUGGCUGAAUUUUGGUUCACACCCCAAUUUAUUUGAUUCUGGCUCGACAUCAGAGAGGACCCUGAUCUGUCUUUCAGAUUUUCAUCGCUGUUGGUUUCUGUCGAGUUAAGCCUGCGCAUGUGGAAAACAUCGACUUGCCAAAUUACAAUUUCAAGCCUCAUAUUUUCGGAGAGGCAGACUUGUGACCAGAACAUUGCAGAUUUUAAUCUCUGGGAAAAAUCAAAGUGUGAAGAGACAAAAGUUUGCUUCUCUGUAUACCAUAAAUUAAUGAUACUGCAAUUUUUCUAUAUCAAAAUAAUCAUGGGAGUAAAUCUAGGUCCUUUCAUGAUCAUAAAGUGCAGGCUGGAAAGAUAAAACAGCAAUAAAGUAACUUGGAUGACAACGAGGACAAGUAUGAGAACCAAGCAACGAGGCAUUUAUUGUGAAAAGUCACAUUUUUGCUAUAUUUGACACUUGAAGCUGUUUAUGCUCAGGAGCAUGAAGACUGUGAAAAUUUUACAUGAUUUGGCCUUUUUGGAAAUUUUAAGUUGUUAAGAUGUUUUGGAGGAAAGAAAAAAUAAAAUUGAUGUUUGAACCAGUGUGAAUCAUCCUCUGGGAAGCAUGAAUUUUCACAGAACAUUUCACUCAAGUCCCAGUGGUUGUUGCGUACAAUAUAGUGGGCUGGUUUGAUGUUUGAGAAGUGGCUCUAUUAAGGGAGCGAAGAGACCACAGUCGCUUGAUUUAAUAAUCAUAACAUGAAAUAUAAAAUGGUCAUAAAAAGUCUGUGGAUUGCAGAAAAAAUAAUUGGGCUGCAUUUCGCUGUAAAAAAACUCAUAUCAUUUGAAUUGGAUGGUUAUAUGUCAAACAUCUUGUUUUGUUUUCUUGUUUGGUUUGACAAGGUUAUUUUUUCCCCAUGUUGCAGUUAAUUCAUCUUCUUCAAUUUCACUGGUUUCACUUGUAUAGUUGAACUCACUAGCACCUGUUGUUCUCCACUUCCUCAUCUUUUUUAUUCUUUUUGUUGAGAGAGUCUUAUUUUAUCUAAUCAGGCAGCCCUUUUUGAGCCCAGCCACUGACCGGCCCUGUAAUGAUGUUGAAGUUAUGAUUACAGGGGGAAACAGAAACACACAGCUCAGACUUCAGCUCAACUAACAAGAUUAGGCGUCAGCCUCGUUUGCUUUCCAUCUGUGUUUCUCAUUUGAUAGUUCAACGCCUCAUUUGUGCUGUGGAUGUUUUUUUUUUUGUUGUUUCACAGCAGAGCCAUUAUGCCUCCCUUUCUUGAAAAAAAAAGGUAAUUUAGAUUGUAAAAAUCCCCCAUCUCCCUUUGCAGAGAGCUUGAUGGUAAUUACCAGAGGAAGAUUGGGCUCAGAGGCUCCGUGUUAGCAGAUAAUGAAGCGGACACAGGCUUCGGUUUCACAGCUCUUUGAUGCUAACGAGGAGAUCCAGCAUGUGAUUGUUGACUCGUGUGCCACCGUCAAAGAACUAACCCACAGUGCUGCAUUCAAUGUUCAAACUCCGCCACGCGUCAGAACAAGGCUAGUUCACUCAAAGUUUCCAGGGACAACUGGGAUCAGCAGGCCUGAACAUCAUUUCAAUCAGCUCUCAGACUGGACCCUGUGACCACUGCCUGAGCUGCUCUGGGUGGAAACAGAACUCUGCUAGAAAGCUUAUGUAGCACAAGUCCUUCUCAAAACACUGAAUAUGUCUGGAAAGGUUUUCAUUCAUCCAGGUCAUGGUUAUCCAAUUCUUUGUUGAAAGGCAGCUGGACUUGUUUGAGGCUCUUGAAGAAGUUUGGCCUCUCUUCCAAAAGGCUUCUUCAGUUCUGAACUGAAAAAACCUUGGACACUGAAUGUAACGUUACAAAACACAGAGAGAAGUGGUUUCAGAUGUGCCAACUCAACAAAAUGUGCUAUUAACGCACUUUCUCUCCUUGGAAUUGCAGAGUUUCAUUGCUUCAUACUGUCCCCACAAUGAUGCCUGUGGCUAACAGCUAAUCUUUAGCUGCCUAUUCACUGAAGUGCUCCGGCCCAUAGAAACAAUUACCUCCCCCAUAAUGACCAUUAAUAAUUAAAGCAAAUUACAAGAUCCCUUUGCUCUCAUUCCCAUUAAACAAAAUAUUUACUUCCUUUCUGGGCAACUAGAUAUUAAUCGAGCUGGCUUUUUUUUUACAUUUUCAUGAUCAAAAAUUCAUGCACUUGUUUAGUUCUGGGUCAUUUGUUGAAUUUUGGUUAAUGCCUCAAUUUAUUUGAUUCUGGAUCAACAUCAGAGAAGGACCCUGAUCUGUCUUUUAGAUUUUCAUCGUUGUUGGUUUCUGUCUAGUUCAGUCUGUGCAUGUGAAAAACAUCGACUCGCCAAAUUACAAUUUCAAGCCUCAUGUUUUCGGAGAGGCAGACUUGUGACCAGAACAUCGCAGAUUUUAAUCUCUGGGAAAAAUCAAAGUGUGAAGAGACAAAAGUUUGGAGCUUCUCUGUACACCAUAAACUUAAUGAUGCUGCAAACAUCCUUUUUCCAUGUCAAAAUAAUCAGGGGUGUACAUCUAGGUCCUCUGAGGAUCAAAAACUGCAGGCUGGAAAGAUCAAACAGCAAAUAAAUAUCAUGGAUGAGAUAGUUUACCAAACAGUCAAAAGCAUUUUUCGUUUUAUUACAUAUGUCUUACAAAUUAUCUCAGCUGUGGCUUAAACUGUAUCCAUACCAAAUCUAAGACUAUUCAUGUCUGCAGCAUCUGCUUGUAGUAGUGUUUUGGUGGUUAGCUCUGUUGUCAUAAUACAAAAGUUGUGAAGCCACCAUGUUUCCAUCAGUAUCUUCAGGAGUUUGUCAAGAACCUUGGCUUCUAAGACUAUAUUGUGGUAGGGUUUUCUGCACCAACUGCAUCCUUUUUUUGUUUAUUUUAUACUUUUGCACACCGAUUAACUACUUUUUACUUUUCAAAUCUCAACACAAGAUGAACGACAUAGCAAAGAGUUUUUCAAAGCAGCCAUCUCGGGUGCUUUUUUCUACCGGGAGUCAGGUACAGGGAGUCUGCUUUAAUGAAUUACAACCUUUUUCUAAACCAGAAACAGUCACUGCCUUGUUCUCAUCAAAGUCACUGGACUUAAUAGACAAAUUGAGUAGUUUUACCUUGCAGAGCAUGCACAAUGCUGCUCCACUUCUUCAUCAAUAGCUUGCUGUUUUACUAAUGUCAAACUCUGAUUGUUCUUUAGAUUACCUGACAGAGAGGCUCCUACAGAGAGAGACAUUUUUAUUAAAGGUACACCGUGUAGAAAAGGGAGUAUUGAGCCUUGUCUAGCAGUCGGAUUCUAGGUUGCAAAGCUCCCUUGCUAACCUUGUCUGUUGUUGAAACUCCAGAAGUGAUGGUGGCCUUGGAGGACAAAAAACUCCUGUGAUGCAAAUGAAGUAUGAGCCUCUUAUGAUCUGCAUAUGAAACUGGAUGUCAUAAUUCAAAAUCAAAUCUAAUCAAAUCGUCAUGAAACAGACCGAAAAUAAUAUUUUUAACUCAUUAACUAACUCCUGUGCUGGACAAAACAAGCAAAGAUCACUUUGUCCACAGGGGGCGCCAAAAUCAACACAGCCUGAAAGCUUAAAAAGUUUGUUUUGUAAGGCCUUUGGUCCUAAUUAGUUAUUGUUUUUCAAAGACGAUUAAAAACAAUGAUGGACAGUUGUGUUGUGGAAUGAGACUCUUGCUUUACUCUGCUCUGGUUUAGCAAAGGAAAAAAAGAAACAAUGACAGAAAACGUAACGCAAGUCAUUAAACUUUCCAGUGAAUUCAACACAAGGGUCUGCUCUGCUGUGGACUGAACCAACUUAAAGGGAUAUUCCGGCGUAAAUUUAAGUUCGGGUGAAACACACCAUAACACCGAGUUAGACAACCCCUGCCAACUGCUUGCUUCUUUAGGUUUACCAACUUUAGCAACAAUAGGAAUACACAGCAGUCUAUGUCUCCAUGCGUGAACCUCAACCAAAAAGCCACUCUUUAGCCACAAAUAAUGCUCAGAACAGCACCUAACUUCAUCAACAGUGCAUAUAGGGUCCCAGUACUUGCCACCAAACAUCUUUUUAACUUUGCCUAAUUUCUUUAGCAAAGAGACUAAACACAACUCACCCACUCUCUUCCAGCAGCCCCUUGUUUGUGGGGGAGCCCUGACAAGUCCAUCACCGAGUUCUGCAGCUCAUUUUCAUGAAUUAAUAAUCAUUAUAAUAAUCAUUUUGCACUGCAGACGCUGUAGGUCUCCUGCCUUUGCAUCUCAGUCUGUUUACAUUUCCAUGAAAUAAUAAUCUGAAAUGUUCUUCCUUGAGCUGCGAAACUCCGCUGCAUCAUCAUCUCACAUCAGAGCAAGACCAAAACUUUUUGAGUCAGUUUGAUUCUCAAAUAUUUAAAAACAGGGUUAAAUAGACUGGCAGUGUAACUGUGUCAGAAAUUCUUUUAUCAAACCGCUCUCUUUUGGGUUGGUGGGUCUGUAAACAGGAGGUGGAGAAGUCCAGGAAUGUGUGUGGAGGUCAACUCGAGGUUUAAUUGGUGUCCAUUAGCAGAGGCAAAAAUGUCAGUUGAAGACAUAAAGGAGGAAAAUUCAAGGACGGAGGGCCGGCGUGUCGCCCUCUCAUAUCUGAAAGGUUUCUGUUCAGUCAAUCACAAAUUGCUGCCCUUUUGGAAAUGAUGAAAAAUCUUGAGUGCUUGUUGGACGCCCUCAGUGCAGAGAAGUGAGAUUGUCAUUAAAAGGCAAGGUCUCAGUCUGGCUCACAGUUAAACCUUUUCUCUUUCUCUUUGAGUCUCUUCUUUCACUUGCAAGCUGAAACAUUUUAGAUUCGUUUAAUUUCUGCUAUGAAUAAGUCGUCCCUCCGCUGGGGAAGAAUCUUAAGUUAUUUUGAAGAAAAAAUUAAAGGCAACAAAAACAGAUUCCUUUCAUAGCUACCAGUAUUACUGACUCUGCUUAGCACUCAUUUUCUGCAGGACUUUUUUUUUUUUACUCAGCCUUGAAAGGUAAUGAAAGACUGAUACAUUAAUGUGAAAGGAACAUGUACCGGCCACAGAGCAGAGAAAAUCUUACCUUUUUAUGGAGAAGUUGGAUAGAUGUUUAAAAUGUUGGGAUCAAAGGUCAGAAAGUACUUCAGAAAGGAAUAAAAAUUAAAUUAGUUUCUUUAGAAAAGGUAGAAAGAAAGCUGUGGCAAAGAGUAGAGUCCUUUUUUUCAAUCAGUGUUUAAUCUUUUGGCAGCAGGUCGCCACAGUUCACAUCGAACAACUGGAGUCCUACUGGAGGUCACUGCCAACAGCGCACAGACAUUGACCCAUUUUACACCUUCUGUCUUGUCAUGUCAAUCACAUUUAAUCGUUUACUGCUUUGAAUUUGAGUCUCUUUUCAUUAUGAAGUGCUUUAAAUCAAGAACAUAAGGGCACUUUAAUAAAACAGAGUCAACGCAUCUACUAAUAGGCACAAGUUCAGACCUUGUCUGCAUUUGUGAAAGAGUCCAGGUCUGUAGGAUGCUGUUCAGCAGCUGAACUCACAGUCUCAAUGUGUUUUCAUAUAAAAAAGGUAAAUGUUUUUUUUCUGCAGAGUGUUUGCAUACAGAGUAAAUACUUAGACACAAAUGUGCCCCAUGUGAGCCAAGUCAUGCAAAUUUGAUCCAUUUGCAUUUUGCACAAGUUAAAUUCAACCCAAAGUAGAAAUUUGCAAGAUGCUGUGUGGAGAAGGAAUCAGGACUAAGGUUCUCCUGAAGCCCUGUGGUUUCUGGAGAGACGGCUCAUCCAAAAUACACUAAAAAAAAAAAAAACAGAAUUGAGGCUGUUUCCUUGCUUUGUUUAAACAGAUAGAUCUGGUAGUGUCUGAAUUAGUCACUCCUGAUAGUUGGCACCAGUAUAACUACUCAGUUAAGUAAAUAACAAUUUAUACAUGUACAACUUGAUAAUUGUUAGUCCAAAAAACUAGUAAUAUGUUGUGUCUCAGCUCUAGCCCAGCCCCUAGCUGUAGCAGUAGCUAUGGUUACAGGCGAAUGUCAUAAUGCUAUAAUAGUGGUCAAGCACAGAGAACCGAUGACAUUUAAGGGCAUGUUUUGGCAUAUUUUGAUCUGGAAAUCUGAGCUUAAGUUACAUAUAGGCUGAUCCUGGUGAACUAAACUUAGCUUACAUUGAUUGACAGGCAGGCACAGGCAUGUGGAUGAUGGCAAGGAUGGUGAUAGUAGCUUUGCUGUUUGCAUAACCUCAGAUUCUGAUAUACAGUAUCCAUUCUGUCCAAGACGGACUUUUCCUGUUUUUGAAACCACUUGGAAAUUAGCUUUUUCAGAAUACCCCUACUCAAUUGCAAUUUGUUUCUUACCUGCAGAACGAUGCACUUAUUUCAGCUUUUUUUUUUUUGGCCUGUUUAUUUUGAUUUAUUUCCAUUUAAUUUGUAUGUUUUGUGGCACUGCAGUGGGCUAGAUUUCAGUCAAUACUUCAGAUAAAAAGUGCUAUAAUGUUGCUUUGCAUCAUGGAUACGAGGGAGAAACAGAUUAGAGAAUGAAACAGAGUGUGGUAGAUGUUAAACAGAGGGACUCAAAUGUGUUUCUGUCAGAGAGAAAAAAAGGAAGCGCAUUCUUGGCAGGUGAACCAGGAAGUUAAUUGGCAUUACUCUGCCAGCUCGCUCUUGGGGUCAGAGGCAGAUGGUUGAGAACCCCUGGUGCAGAUGGUGCUGGUGCAUCUCGACUGGCCAGAAGCACCAACUCCAACUCUGGUUUUAGAGGCAGUCUUGUAUCUGGGAGAAAGCCAAACCAACAUAAACCAGUGAAAAUCAUGUUGCCCAUUCUGCCUUGUCUUUACAACCAAGCCUGAUCUCCUCAGCUUUCAUUCUCCUCCACAUUUGGCUCUGUUUUCAGUAAUAGGUACACUCAUGCCUGCAGUCAUUUGGGCCAAAACUGACCAUGUGCAUGGGAAUCCAGUCACAUGACUUGGCGGUAGCCCCUUUGUUGGACAGAUGUUCAGACACCUGUCAUUUCUCCAAGUUUUCUCCAAGGAUUUUGGCUAUUAGAGCAGAGAUUUGGGCUGCCUUUAUCUCUAAAUAAGCAUGAUGGAUUUAGUGUAGCUCCACUCCAGAUUAGACACUGAACGAAGCUCAAUUUGUGCAGAUUAGAGUCAGAUCGAGGUUUUCCACAGUUUGUUAUGUCAUGUAUGAUUUUCCAGAUACUAAUAUAAAGUCAUUUUUAUUGCUUGCAACCUUUUUAUUGGCUUUUAAUGACCAUGAUCUGUACAGCUGACUCACAAGUUUAUACAUUUUUAGAUUUCACCUGUUGCAGCUACAAGUCGUCCAUAGCCAAUGGCCAAAUUUAGACCUUAAAAAGAGAUAAACAAAGAUGCAUUCACAAAAGUUUCAACAGAUGUUGUAACCAUGACAACCAAUAACAUAUUAAUGCUGUAUUCCAGUUACCUCGGAAAUCAAAUGUCGGAGCAGAAAAUGACGUUACACCCAAGUUGACAGCUUUCCAGUAAACAAGUCGGAAAACCAAGAUGGACGCCUACUGUUACCCAUUGUUAGCUGCAGUUUGCAAUUGUAGCUGUUGUCAGUUGUUGUUAGUGGUUGUCAGUUGUUGUUAGCGGUUGUCAGUUGUUGUUAGCAGUUGUCAGCUGUUUUGAGCUGUUGUCAGCAGUUUUUGUUAGCGAUACCAGUUGUGAAAAACGCAUAACACAGUAUUUUACUCUUAAAAGCACCACAGCACCGUGUUCACAGUGAGGCGUUGGGCAGUACAACAUAUACCACUUAUUUAAUUUCACAAAAGCAAAACAGAAGUGCUAAUAAAUAAUACAUUAUGAGAGCUUUCCCUGUUACUCUUUACUAUUGAUGGACUGCACUGCCAUCUUGGAUUAUGGCGUUGGCAUCAAGUCGGUGUUGGUGAGGAUUAUCCGACUUCAGGGAGGCUUUCCAGAUAAAUUUCUGACUCGGAGCUCGGAAAUUCCGACUUCAGAGUACAACUGGAACGCGGCACUAGCUUAGGUUAAUAGAUCACAAGGUAACUCCUGAAACUGAAACACUGGUGUCCAACUGUGCUUAGUGCCACCAGUCCACAUAACUUUUGUUUACCUGCACAGCUGAAAUAUCGGACUAUGAACAUAUCACAAGGUAUAGAAACAAUGCAAUAAUACAUCAUUUUUUCAUCUGAAUCUGAACAAAGCUAAUGAGCCACAAGUGUGGGAGCAGCCUGAGAUCUGGACAGAGGUCAAAAACCAUCCCCCAUUCAGAAUUCAAGAAGAAGAAGAAGAAGUAGAGCUUUAUUUAUCCCUGAAGGGAAAUUCAAUAUGCAAUGAAAUAUGAAAUUCAAAUGCAGAGUUCUUAAUUUGACCUAAAUCACAAGAGACGAUGCACACACUCCCAGUUUGGAGUCCAUCCAGUUCUGAACUCCUCAGGUGCUUUACUCCAUCACUCUCCUGUUGUUUACCUCUUAAGUGCCCAAGUUAAUUGGCAGACAAUAAAAGAUUACACCAAUUACCACUCUCAUUCUUUAAUAUGGCACUAAUUACCAGUAUCUCCCGCCCCUCUCUAACACACAUCAUACUCAUCUGUUUGCACAAACACACAAACUCCCUCAUCUCUCUUUUAAUUGCUUUCAAUUUGUUUCUUGUUAGCACUUUCAUGUGGUAGCACCUCCUUCUCAUUGAGUUUAUUCCUUUUUAAUAAUGCGAAGUGAAAACAGGAAGGAAACUGUGUUUUUGAGAAUUAAAUAAAUACAAAAGAGGUGGCAAGAGAGAGGGGGUCAAAUCUAAAGAGGAAGAGCAGAAUCCAGAGCAGGAGGCCACCGAGAGAGGUAAUAUUUCCAGGUGUCAUCAGCAGGAGCACUGAGGGCAAAAGGAAAUGCAAAGAGCAUCUUCAUCCUCCUUCCUGCUCUCUUGGACAUAAUUGAAAUAAUUAGAUAAUUAGAGGAGUAAUUGGACGGAUUCUUUUCUCCCUUUCCUCCCGCUGUGACGUCUGUUUGGCUGCAGGGAUGAGCAAAGAGGAGCGUGGAUUUAGAGCAGUGCCACACCCAUAAGAGUCUGUGUAAGUACAAGUGCUGGUGCAUCAUGGGAAAAAAGAGGGAGCCAAAUUUACCUUGACCAGUCGUUUUCCUUUUUAGAGCCAUCCUUGUGUGCUGUGUUUAGUGUGUGUGUGUGUGUGUGUGCGCAUGCAUGCAUGUGCGCGCAUAUAGGAGGAGAGCGAUUCGUCGUACACACAUGAAAUCAUCUGAUGUGCUGCUCUUUGAUGUUAGGGGUUGAUUCGUCAACCAAUCAGGGAGCUCGACCUACUUAUUCUCCCCCUCCCCCCUCCCCUCCCUGAGCCAUGACCAUGUUCAAAUGUUCGAAGUCUGAAUGUCACACUUUCAGUGCCAUACAGUGUAAAAGCUCCAAAUCCACUGUUUCAUGGUCUGCUCGCUCUCUUUGGAGACACCGCCCCGUUUCUGCUGCUUAAACUGUGUUUGUGUAUCUGUGUGUGUGUGUGUGUGUGUGUGUGUGUGUGUGUGUGUGUGUGUGUGUGUGUGUGUGUUAGUCACAGAAAUAGCUGCCAGCGCACAUCAGCCUCCUUUGAGCUCAUCACCGGAUACUUCAGAGAGAGAGAGAUGAGAUGAGAUUAGGGAUUUGGUUUGCCGAGAAGCCGUCAGAUUGAAUCGACACACUGCGUUUAGGGGGUGUGUCUCUUUUUUCAUAUAUAUGUCUGUGUGUGUGUGUGUGUGUGUGUGUGUGUGUGUUUCCUGCCAUUUAUUUGAAUCUCUGUGUUUCACCACGCCUUCAGCCAAUCAUGCACAUAUUUGCUUUAUUCAUUUUUCCCCCUCAUACCCCAGCGCACAAACACACAUAGUCACACAAUCGUACUGUAACUGCACACACAUACACACAGAAAGAAAACUGUGUAAAGUUUGUGUUUAAUACUGUUCUUACUCUUUGCAUUGAGUGAGGAGACGAGUCUGUUUCUCUAUUUUACAUGCCGGUAAUUUUUUUCAUCAUUUAGCAUACAUUCCAUUAGCCAUUAAACUAAUGAGUUUUGCAGACUGUUGUAAUAUGCAACACAUCAGAGAAGCAGAGCAAUUUACGUUUGUUUACCUGAAAUACCAGGCAGGGGUGUACAGAGUCAACUUUUUCCUAUGUGUAAACUGUCUGCAGUAAAUGGCAUAUUAGCAUUGUGAUUAGAUUCACCUAUUAUUUAAUUUGGUCAUAUUUUGGUCUCUUUGAACCAGCCGAUGAGUGCACUGCAGGCAGAUGAGCGUGUCUGUGUAGUGUCCAAAACGAGGAGGCUUUCUUAUGCUGAAAAAUCUCUCCAUAGAGUGUUUACGUAAACUUAGACGAGUGUUUUAAUCGGACUCUCUCAAAUGUAGCUUAAUUAUGAGGCAGGGCUGUUCCUCUCUGCUGUUGCCUUGCUUUCAUAUUGGUUCCUUUUGCAGUCUCUCAUUAAAGGGUAGAGCUGAUUGGCAUCUUAACUCACUAUUUAGUGAGAUGUAAAUCAUGCAACCCCACUUUUAAAAUACUAAAAUAUCCCUUUAAGUGCCUCUGACUCAAGUAUCAGUCACAUGCACUGAAUCAGCUGAUACAAAAACAAAUUUGAUAUUUCUGAAACAUUUACGUUGAUUCACCGCAGAGGUUCAGUGUGCCGUGUUAAAAUAGCCGCUCUAAAAAUGACAACCGUGCAGAGGAACAUGCUCAGACAUGAAAAAGAUCAUACUAAAGAUUAAUCUUGCUUAUCAAUCUCUGGUCCAGUUCCUUAUGUGCCUCAUUAGAUAUACUGUAAAGCCACUGUUAGUCCAAUCCAAAACACAGUCAACAGGGAACAUGUGUGGAGAAAAUGCAUUAGUCUGCCAGCAAAUUUCUCUUUUAGCGUUUCUGGUUGCUGACUUGUCAUGUGACGUCCCCGUGUCAUUCCCAAUCCUGACUCCCCUCGUCGUGUCUCUCACUGUCACCACAGUGGAUAAGCCUCGGUGUUGCUUUGUGGGGGGUUUGCAUUGGGGUCAAAGUGCAGAGGAUACAGAGUGGUGUUAUUUUUCCUUUGAAAGAAAAAGCCUCUGUGGAAACGGCUGCAGAUACAUGGAGCUAAUUCAGAGCGCAGAGAUCAGGAGGGGCAAAACUCUGCAUUGCAGGGAUCCACAGGCUUUUUUAGAUGUGUAAAUCAGUGUAAGAACAAAGCAAAACAAUCAGUGUUUGUCCUGUUUGUGUAACUAAGGCUCUGUGUUGUUCUUUCUAGCCACCUUGGUGAUCACAGCUACGGCUAACCACCUAACUGUGGUCACUUUUUAGAGGCAAAUCAAAACUCUUAUUAGAGUUUCCACUGCCAAAUAUCAGGUUUUAAGUAUGAAAAGUAAGGCUCAGAUAAUACUUAUUAACAGUUUUUCCUGCUCAGUGUUGUUAUUGAAACAAACUGUACAGAAAACAUGCUAACUCCUCCAAGCCUUUCCCAUGUGAGUGUCUUAUAAUAGGUCAGUAACAAGAUGCCCCUGUGGCUAACAAAACCUUCUUUGGCAUGCUUUUAUGAUCCUUUAAAAAACAAAAGCCCAGUUUUAACAUCCUCUAAAGACUUUCAGCACAUUAACAGACAAAGAUGAGGCCUCAGUUCUGACGUUAUGCUCCCAUCAGCUGACCGUGCAUCAACUGGUUAAUUCAUGCUUCACCAUUAGUGGUUCAUUUAUCAUCUAAAUGCCCUUUAAGAGCGGUACCUUCCAGUCAAAUGCAUAAAGCUGGAUGGUGCAACUUGUCAAUGAAUCAUCUUACUGCUCUCACACCAAUUAUGUACACGGCCUCAGCUUCUAAAUUUUGAAAUACCCCCUCUUCUCCUGGAACACUCAACUCGGUAUGUAUUCUGAAAAAGAAACGGUAUAAAGUCUUAUUUUAAAUCAACCACAGGUAAGAGCAGGGAGAGAAAAGCAGGAGGAGGCAGGAUGAGAGAGGAGAGCAGGGAGAGACAGGCGUAGAGAGGAGAGCAUGGAGAGGGACGGGAGGACACUGUUUCUCUGUGUGUGUCUGAAAAGCCAAGGGACUGAUUGAGCAGAGAGACUGAAGCGAUCAUAAGCUGACAACUCCUGGACUGAAAAGUGUGAGACAUCAUUUGUGAUCAUAAUAAAAAAACGAGCCGAAGUCUUGAUGUUAUACAGGAUGUUUUAUAAAAGCUUGAUUUAUUGUUUAGAUCUGCAGCCUGUGAUAAAAUAUAAGCAGUAAAAGAGCUUAAAUCCUUCAGUUUUUAUGCCACAGUGUAAAAAUACUUUACUGCAUGUGAAUUCUGGCAUUUCAUCUGGAGAGUUUUAUCAACCAAAAGUAAGCCAAAGCCCUUAAAGUGAAGAAUUGACGCAUGGUCCCUUUCAGCAGUCGUACAUGUGUCUUUUUUUAAAAACAUUUAUCGUCCAGAUAGACGGAAAAUUGGCAAAACAGUUUUUAGUUGUUGUGUUGAGGGUUUUUAGGAUUAAAAGAGGUUUAAGGUUGUGCAGUUGUGUGUGAUGCUGAUGUUAAAUCACAGGACAUUUGUUAGUAAUGAUCCUUGUUAAUAAUUCUGAUAUCAAUAUCAAUCAAAAUAGUGGUGAUAAUGAUUUUUCUAUAGUGAAGCAGCCCUGCUGUAAAUCCACCUGCUGUCUGAUGUAAAUGGCUCGAAGGUUGAUGGUCAGAUGAAGUGAUUAGGUGGGCGGUGGAUGUGGUAACAGAGGUGGAUAACUGUCUGUACAAACAAGGAGGUCAGAAUAAUGUGACAGUGUUGUGUGUGUGUGUGUGUGCGUGUGUGUGUGUGUGUGUGUGUGUGCGUGUGCGUAUGCAAAGCUCAUACUGUUUGUUUACAUGUGUCGCCUCCUUUGCUGCUUCAGUGCAGUAUAUUGGUGUAAAAUCACACUCAGAGGCAUCAUCCUGAGCACAGGUUGGUUCAGGAGGAGGGACAGGGCAGAAAUCUCUGUGUAAACUGACAUGUGUCACCUCUGAGGUGUGGAGUUAACUUGGCUUGUUGAUCCUUUCUCUCCCUCCUCACUCCUCCAUGUAUUUUCACCUCCUCUUCCCUUAAGGCUGGACCCCUGCUCGGGUUAAUGAGGUAUUGAUUUGAUCAGGCCCAGGCUAGGGCCCUGUUCUGUGGGCCUGGGUCAUGCUAAAUUAUUAAUGCUCAUGUUGGACUAUUUAUAGCUCGAGUCAAAUGGUCACAAGAAAGCCAAACAUUGGUUCCCCUCCUUGUUUCCUCUCCUUCUUCAUUCCCUCUUGGUCCUCAGAUUGAUUGCACAGCUCCCCUCAGUGUUGAGUUUCUCUGCAGCUGUUGUAAAUUGAAGAGAUGCUUGUUUGUGUGUCGGAGCUUUGAUUUGACAAGCACAGCCUGAAUUAAUUUUUGAGCAGCUCAGUGGCUCUGUGCGGAGGUCCGACAGCACUCCAGGCCUUUUUUUUCCCCACUCUUACAGUACAUGUUUUCAUGCAGCACAUAAAGGAUUCCCUUCUUCUCUUGUCCACACUGGGACGCGGAUAUGAAACAUUUCCUGCUUAUUUUUGGACAGUUCCUUACUCUUCCUCUAUUUUGUCUUUGGGGCGUUAUCUGACUAAUAGAUAAAGUUAGGCUGAUGCUUCCUAAUAUCAGAUUUAUCAUACUGAUGAAGCUCAGCCACACUGAUUGCCCGGCGGCACGCAUUAAAACACUCAUUCUGUUUGUUUUCAGCUGUAGCCCCUCCCCCCUCACGCUCAGAUCCUUCUCCGGUGCUCCUCUGAUCGUCUAUAUCUUCAUGUUUGAGCCGUUUUAAUGACCGGUUUUUACGACUGGCAGGCAGCCAUCUCCACUUCAUACAACAGCAGUUAUUUUAAUGUACCUUUAGAAUUAACAGUAAUAGUGAUAGGUAGCUGCUGCCGCCUCACUUUCAUUGUCUGCAUUGUUCUUAUUACCCACCUACAGUAUAUUGAGCACUGGGGGAGGGUAAGAGUGAUUUUGUUAGGGGGCUUAUGGAUUGAAUAAUUGGUCUUGGAUAAUUUGCAGGGACUACAUUUUUUAUAUUUUUUAGAAGUGGGACCCUGGUAGGGGCUGAAUUUUUAUCAAGACAAUAGAAUAGAAGAUCUGGGUCAACUGGUGAUGCAUUUAGGUGACUGGGUGCAAAAUUUUGAGAGUCAAUAAGUAAGUGAUUCAUAACUGAACUGAACUGAGAACAUGGCUGGUUGUUUUGCUGCAAAAAAACUCAAACAUGACAUGGCUGUAUCAUCAAAAGACAUCUUUUGAUCAACUCAAUUUGAUAUUUUCUUAAGUAAGCUUACAGAUAUGCACUGUAAGUACUCGGUUCAUUGUAGGGGGCAGCAGUGCUCCUUAACACUGGUUGUCAACCGCUGUAAAUUGGAGGAAUGGCAAAGAAGAAGGAGCAGCAGCAGGAGGAGACUCAAGCCACGUUAACACACCUGUGCAUAUUUUUAAAAACGUAGUUUUUUUUAUCCAAAUCUAGACCGAGGUUUUGGUGGUUUGAUAAUUGGCUUUGAAGGUUGAGAUUAUUCUCAUGGGGAAAGCAGAAACAGAGAUCUUUGGGAAACAAAAGUGUCAUUACCUCCAGAGAUUCCAGCUGCAGAAAAAUUCACUUGAUUUGACUUCAGAACUUAAAAUUAGAUCAGAGAACAGUACCUCUCGUGGCCUACAGGGGGCUCUAACGGUGAAUUCCCAUUUGUGUAAUCUUCAGUACAUGGUAUGAGGCUUGCGUUAAAAUUUCUGCAGUUUUUGGUCUAAAGAGCUCCUGUUUCGGGCUCUAAUUUGUGGAGUUUAGUCUGAAACUGCGGCUCGUUCUUAGUAUCUUCAGUUUAAAGACACAUGAGGAAAUCUCAGCAUUCAAAUAAGAUUUCAGCCUGAAAUGAAACCGUUCACAGAGAUGUUUCCUGAGCCUAAACACUGAGUUUCUUGGGUGUGUUUAUUUUCAUAAUCCACCUCUGGUUUUAAAUGUAAAUCAUGUUUCUGUACCAGGUUCUGCUCUCGCACUAGAUCCUCAAUUAACAAGGUUCAAUGUGCCGUUCCAAAUCUGCUCCCACUCCUUUUUUUUUUGUAUUUCCUGGUGCUAAUGUGUAUUAGAUCCAUGUCUUGUGAUUUGUGUGUAUAUUUGUGUGUGUUUUUGUGCAUGUGUGAGUCCCUAAGUUGGUGUCACGCUGCUGUGGGCAGUGCUGCUGGACUCUGAAGUGAAAGGAUGUGACACAGUGGAGGUUUCAGAGAUUGGGGACAGCUAUGUGUGUGUGUGCCAUGUGUGCGUUUUUGCAUAACACACUGACAGAAUCCCAGACCCCAUGAUGCAUGUAUGUGCACACAUAUAUAUGUGUAUGUGUGUGUGUGUGUGUGUAUACCAUGUCAUGUGUGAAUGCUUUUGGGCCCACAGUGCAGAGUGUUCACUAACUGACCUACAUUUCUGGAGCCUUUUGCCUGUGGCUCAGGAGACUCUGUGGCUGUUAUCUCAUUGAACCAAUCACAUCCCCUAAUCUCGUUUGUCCAAUAACAUCCUCGAUCUCAUCUCUCCAAUGGCAGCCUCUGCCUCGCAGGGGGGGAAGUCAUCUUCUGCUUUAAGCUGGCCACUGCUCGGGGCGCACAUGUGACCGACUGUCGCUUUAAAUAUGAAAACACUCAGCAUCUCACGGCCCAAAGAGUGAGGGGGCCGGAGUAACUUUGACUUCCAGGGCUGAUUUCUUACUCUACAGCACUGCAAUCCUAAUUAUUCCCCCUCCUGACUUGAAAGCGGAGCUGUGUUUCUCUGCAUAUUGGCAGCUGGAGCCGAGGAAAAAAUUGAGGCUUUUGAAAGUUCUUUGAAGCUCCCGUUUUUUUGUUAUCAAAGCUGCCUUUGUAGGCCGCAUGAAUUUUGCAUGUGCAGGUUUAAGGGAACUUUGUGAUGUGCCUCAGUUUGUGCGUAUGUGUGUGUGUGUGUGUGUGCAUUUCUCUUCUACUGCACCACUAUACUCAUUUAAGAUGGUGAGGAAAGAGGAGAGAAAUGAGGGGAUGUAGGGAAGGAGGAGGAAUAAAUUUGCAAGGGGUAGAUUUCAUUUCAGCUGGUGUUUUUGACCGACUGGAAGACCGAAAUAAUAGUUUUAAAUGUCAUGCAAAAAUGCCCUGCUCACGAUUUUGUCAGUCAAAUUAGAUUUGGCUGUUCGAUACAAAGAUUUGUCUUUAUUUUCUUUUUUAGGUUCAGAGCUCUAUUUGAGCAUAAGUCUGCCAACAAGAGUCAGACAUUCAGUGGAAUUUUCUACAAGCCCCAACUGAUGAAGUUUUUUGGUUGCAAGACACGUCUCUGUUGUUUUAAGAGUUAUAUUUGUCUGAAUGAAGGAUGUUAGGAGUCUGGCAGCAGCUCACCUCACAGUCUCAAAGUCUCGCCAAAAAGAUGUCUUGUUUUUUUUCCUUUAAGCUGCUUCAUUUAGCGAGCUUAUAGUUUUUGUAUCCACUUUUUGAGUGUAUUUUGAAUGUAUUUCAGUAUUAAACACAGAGAAACUAAGGACCCUAAAGUUUCGUACUUUCUUUUUAUUUCCUUCUUUCAAAAAGUGGAAGUUAGCAGCAGUUUUAUCAGUGAUGCAUCCGCUCAAACCUCCUACUACAUAGUUCAGACUCUUCUGUAAGUUUGUGUGUGUGUGUGUGUGUGUGUGUGUGUGUGUUUGUGUGUGUGUGUGUGUGUGUGUGUGUGUGUUUGUGUGCGUGUGUGUGUUUUGUGAGGUUGUGUGCCUGAGAUACCAUCACUGCAAGAUAGGUCUUGGGAUCUUAAGAAUAACAAAACUGAAUUAGUGCCUGGCACUGUGCCAGCUCAAACAGGGAGGAAUGAAGGGUUGGUAAUGAGGGAUUUGGCUACUCACACACACACACACACACACAGGUUUGGCAGGGUAAUACGACUUAUACAUACUAGUUUUGCAUUACUGCAACAUAAACUCAUCAGGAAUGUGCUUAUCGAUUUGAAAUGAGCACAUUAAAGUUGAUUUCGGUAUUUUACAGUAAUAAGCUGUAAACAGUGUUUUAAAAUGAAUGGCAGGAAAAUGGAAAAUGAUCGAGACGGCGUAAUAAGAUUUAAUGAUAUUGACAGAUCACCACAUGGGUCAGUGUGAAAAGAAGUUUUUGUUUGGUUUAAAGUUGUGCUGUGUGUUUGUCAUCCUCUGAGUGUUGUUAUUGUCUGAUCAAGGAUGUGACCAUGUGAUUUAUGAAAUACUCAGCUCAGUCUCUAUGCUACAGUCCAUAACAUCUCUUUGUUUUUGAGUCACCAUCCUCCAGAGUGUUCACAUCAACAUGCACUGGAUCAAAACACUAAAUCCUGUCAGUGGUGUCUCGUCAAUGUCACCAAGUAAUACUUCAAGUUAUAUCCGGUUUGAAAAGUGUACUGAAGGCAGCCAGCCAAAAACACUUUUCUUAUCCAGUGAACAAAAUCCUAUUAUGCCUGAAAAGUUCAGGAUUCAAACCUUGGAAUAAAGUUUGGUCUAACAGAUUUUGGAUACUCUGUCUCUGUCCAUGGUGCUGGAUCAGCAAAAACAAACUAAACCCAAAAUGUGUCCUCAGGUCUCCACACUCACACAUAUUCUUGUACUCCACCGCUUGUUGAACCUCUGUAGACAUAAUGCAUUCUCCAACCACUCACACAAACCAGGACAGCGAGGUGUCCAAUCAGUCUAGGGGGACUUUUUUUUAAGAGGAGGUUUAAAAAGGGUUUGUUGUUUCCAGGCUGUUGUAACACUGGGCUUUUGUUCCAGUGGAAAAUGAUUUGGACUGUUGGGAUUUCUGAAUAUGUGGUGUGGAAACACUGGGCAGCCCCUGUUAGGGUACAAAUAUUUCAUUGUGUGGGUGUUAAACUGCAGUACAUUGGAUUUGUAAAAUAUUAGAACCGGUAAUAAUUGCUUGGUUCAUGGUUCAAUCCUCAACUCCCCCUAGUCCACAGGUCAAAGUUUAAUCUGGAGGACUUCCAAGUUGCAGCGUGAAGUGGCAUUUAGCAAAACAGCCUCGAAGGAAAUGGAACAUGAUAUUCAUAAGCAUGCUUAAAUCAGUGUACAAUCACCUGAAUAUAUAAACAUGGUUUAGGAGGGGGUCUUCCUCCACAAAGGGCCGCCGUCAUACUGGAGGCCAAAGUGCACCUGUCGAUCAAAGUUAUCAAACAUUAGAAAAGCUUCUCAUCCAUUUCACUCCAGCGAAGGAGUGAGCAAGGGAAUUUCUCAAUCUUGAAUCUGGUACAUCUUGCUACAAUUCAUAUUUUGCUGUAAUUAUGUCUUAUUAAAAAGAAAGAUUAAAAAAAAAGAGAUGAUCAUGCUUUUACUUUUAUUUUUUUGCACAUACUGUCUCACAUGAGGUAAAGAUAAAAGGUCAGUCUGCACCAACAUGGUGUUUAAUCUUGCAAAGAUGGCAAUCAGUAAUUAUGCCAAAUACUUCAAACUCAGAGGACAGUGCAGUGCAUGUGUUGUAGUUAGACCUGUGCAUUUCAAUGGACAGCAUCUUCGUAGUUUUCAGCCUUUUUUGGUAAGAUGUGAAAUGUGAGAGACUCCAAAAUUGAUCACAAAAAACACCAUGCAUGGGUACAAAUGAUUGCAGAUUGAGAUUGCAAACAUGUCCAAUUACUUCAUGCUCUUUUAUUUUGUAGGAUCGGGUAUAAAGAAAAACACAAAUAUUUUCUGCUCUGGGUGUAGACAGUCUUCUGUUGAUAACAGUAUUUGAACCCCAGUCUACUGCAUUCCUUAACCCUGUAGCACAGAGGAAAUAAAAUUUAAAAUGUUCCCCGCCCUCUUUUGUAAAAACUAAACAGUGUAUUUAAUAAAGAGUCAUACAAAACAAAAAACAGAUUCAUAAUUAAUCAGUUUCUUUUAAUCAUUUUGAUUUUGAACUGAAAUUUACUCAAAACUCCCCAACAGUCCUGAGUUGUGUGACGGACUGUCGUUGCUGAAGUGUUGCUGUCAGGAGGUCGGCUGUAGUGAUUUUAUAAAAACAAUUACAUGUCCAUGCAGCCUGCUGGAAGAGGGUAUUUGAAGUGAUAAAAAGUAAGUGACAUUAGCUUGGUAUAUUAGAGGGAAAGUGCUAACACGCUUUAAGAGCUGCAAAGAAAGACCAUGGUGUGUGUCUUUGUGUGUUUGUGUGUGUGUGUGUGUGUGUGUGGGGGGGGGGGGGGGGUCUUUUGUGCAGUUAUAAAGGUAGCAGUCACUGAGAGUGGCUAAGAAAUGCUUCUACACUGUGUGUGUUUGUGCAUGUCUGAAAAAUAACAAAUCAGAAAUGGUCUUCUUUGUAGAUUUUUUGCACGCUUGUGUUUCAUGUGUGCCUAAAAAAUCUCUGUUCUUUGUCUUUGUGCCUUCAGUCGUUCUUUACUCUUUAUCUGUCUGUAUUUUCUGAAUGUAUGGACAGGGCUGUGUCUCUACAAACAACAAUAACAAACUUAAAAAUGUCACUGUUGUAAAGUUUAUUAAAUAUUUCAAGGAAAAACAUAUAUAAAAGGAUAAGGUGAUUUGUGCUGCUGGUUUGUGUUUUUCCUUUUUGGUGUUUUUUUGUGUGGCUGCUGUGCAUCAGCCAAAGAUCUCCUACAGGAAAACAAAACUUCAUUAAUGCACCCCCCCCCCCCUUCUUUUAAAAGAUGAAAUAAUGUUUGAAAUAUCUGUAAAAUGAUCAGUGUGUAGAAACUGCAUUUUGAAACCAUCUCUGGAGUCUUUUAAUCCAGUUUGACAGUAUUUUUAUGCAGUUUUUAGCUGCUGUCUUUUGUUAUUUUGAUGGUAAACAUGUCAGUCUGUAUUAAUGUCACACUUUUUCUUAUUUUUCAGGCUUUGAAAGCAUCUUGGAAGGCUUGUUUGGGCCAGGACUAGUCAAAGAUAUCACCCUUUUCCAAGGUAAACACACAAACAUUUGAUUUUUGACGUACAACUUCAUGAAAACAGAAAGAAAAUCUCAUCCAUAAGGCAAAUACAACCUCAAAUCCAAAAAUCAUUUGGACACUGACAGGAUGUGAUUGCUUCCAAAUCUUUUGUAACUCUUAAACUGAAAAUGGGGCAAAAACAACAUAUGAAGUGUAAAAACUGAUAAGUGUCUCCUAAAAUAUUUACUCGUUUGAAUUAAAUGAAAGCAUUGUUACAAAAAAAUAAUAAACAAGGACAAAAUAACGCUGAAAAAGACGUGUGAAGUAUAAUGUAAAAAAAGGAUAAAAGAAAACCUUUCUAACUCAUGAUAUACAUUUUUGACAAGACAGUAACACGGCAGAGUAUAAAAAGACUUUCCAGGGAAGCUGAGAAGAGUUUCACCACUCUGUGAGAGACUGUGUGAGCUAAUAGUUUCAGAAUAAUGUACAUGAGUGUAAAAUGUGAAAGAAUGAGUGGUUUCAUCAUCUCCAGUACAUAAAAUCAUUAAAGGAUUCAGCGAAUCUGGAUAAAUCUCUGAACAAAGGGGACAAGGACCUAACCGAGUACUGGAUGGUCCUGAUCUUCAGGUCCUCUGCAGCGCUGCAUUAAAAACAGACAUGACUCUGUAGUGUAAAUCACUGUAUGUGCUCAAAAUCACUUCCAAAACCUGUAAAUAAUGAACAUUUUCCCUACAGGUUUCUGGUCUCACACCCAGAUCUCAAGUCAUACAGUCCAUUUGCAUACACAGUUGAGUCAAGCUGCAGUUAAGGUUUGAUUCUGUGAUUUAACUGGAUUGCUGUCCUUGUCUCAGUUUACAUGUGUCUGCCUCCACUACGGUGGGCGGUGACAUGCCUCCUUUCAGUUUGUUUCUACCAGGCCGGCUCUGGUUGGCAUAGAAAGUGUCUAAUCAGUUGACAGAAUGCCAUAACAAGGCUAAUAAGAUGAACAUUGCGCUAUAAAAACACCUGACAACUCUGUACCAUUUGUUACUUUGUCAAGUUUUUUUUAUUUUUUUAUUACCACCCAGCUUCCUAGCAACGCAUCUGUGCUAUUCAAGCCUGGCUUUCGAACACUGGAGCAUGUGCUGAAUGCUGAGUCUCCUUAUAAAGGUUCAGUGUGAGAAAGGUUAAGAAAAGGUUGAAGAGACGCUCAAAGUGGUCGGAGUUUGUGGUUAAGUUUGGUCAUACUUUAGUCAUAAUUUGUGUCAUGUUGUGGUCUUUAAUUGUUCUGCUGGUUCCUCUUCUGCAUCUUUAAACAGGAAAACAAACAGUUUUGUCUCAUUAUUACUCCUUAUGGCAUUAUCACGAAUGCAGAUUUCCCCACAACUUUUGACCUCAGUUUAUUCACCAUCUGUAAAGUAUGAGUAUGUCAGUGUGCUCUAAUUUGUUUUCAUUUUUAUCCCAAAGUAAACAAGAUCCAGAAAGAACAUUUUUAGUCCCCAUUUGGUAAACUUAAAUCAGGAAUUUGUUCAAUAUCAUUGGUGUGUUUAACCACUGAUGCAAAGCUCCAACCAUAGACUGUAAAAUUACUGGACAUAGCAUUGGUGACAUUGUUAGCCAAGAUUGCUCGGCCAAGAUCUGGCUGGGAGACGUGAGUGGCUCAUGGUAAAAUUAGGAAAGCCUUCUACCCUUGAGAUUCUUGCCACAGUCUGAGUCUCAGACUUGUUAGCAUGCUUGCCAAAUUGAAAAUGAAGCCUUUACUGUCUGUGUGAGCAGCAUGAAUUAGCCCUGCUGUUGGUCAGACUGAGCAGAGCAGAGCAGAGAGAGCUUAGUGCAGGGAAACUCAUGGACCUGCAGGCGUCAGGACUGUAACAAGUAAAUCACAUAAAAUGUAUGAAAUGUUUACAGUUUUUUGUGUCAGCGAGUUUUUCUUACAGUUUGAAUUAUAUUCAAACCAGGAGGCCCAAUGAAGGUGUCCAACACGCCAAAUUAAAGGCUUUAAUAAACCUCUGGCUGACUCACGGUUGCCGGGCUCACUCAGUAUCCUCUGUAGGGCAUGCAUACUUAAAAAAAGACACCCAAAGCCCUAAUACCACCACCCUAUAGAAAGUCAUGUAUGCAAAAGAAACUGAAAUAGUUGUGAAGCGUGAUUGUAUAAAUGUGCAUCACUGAUGUGCAAAAUCUCCUGGAUUUCGGAUACUGUAAAGGCUGCCCUGUGUAUGCAGUCAUGUAUGCAGUGAUUUCUUUAUCUCUAGGUCAAUGCACAGUGCUUAAAUAACAAUAUGCAUAUAUGCAUGCUAUUUAAGCAGCACAGAGCCUCAGAGCCAUGUGAUGGGAAAAUGGUAUGUAAUGUAUCUCAAAAAUAUUCAGCAAAGCACCCAAACUGCUCUAAAUGAGGGAAUUUUCCACUCUGCACGACAUAAAUCAAACAUGUAAAAAAAAAAAGCCAACAGAGACAUCAAACACCACACUCUCUUUCUCUCCUUUUCUCCUUUUCUCGCUUUUUUCCUCCUCCAAUCACAGAGAAACCAGGUCAACAUGUUGUCCCCAAGUCAUGUGACCCCCUCCCCCAACAACUUAAGGCAUUUUUAGAAUAUUUCUGGCUCCUCAACGUCAUUUUCACUCAUGCAUUACGCUGACACACACACACACACAAACACACACUCACCACUUGCCUCUUCAUAGUCACAGAUAUAGAUAUUAAAACCUGAAAAACAGGUCCCCAACACUAGAUUUAAUGAAUCUGCACCAACGCUUGAGUUACAUUUUGUGUUAGUGAAAUGUUCACUCACUUUAAGGCAAAAGCAAAGCUGUGUGUCCAAUUAUUCUCCCCUCAAAGGGCUGUCAUCAGCUUCUACAUCAGUGCUCAGAUAUUUUCUACAUUUCCCAGAAUUCCCUGUAGCAUUCUGCUCAAAGAGGGGGCUCUUCCUUGUUGUCUCUACUGCUGUCAGUCAACCCUCAUGGAGCUCUAAUGUCUGAAAAUAGUGACCGGGGUGUUUCCAUAUGAGAGCAGGAAACCUUAUUACUCGGCAGUAACAGUAAAGUACCUCAACAGAGAAACGUGGUUUUUAUACCUUUGAUUUAAUCUAAAAUUAUACUUAGAUCAUGCACACCAGUAGGACUAAUGAAACCAGUUUAAAAUGGAGAGAUGUACAGUGUUAUACCCAUAAGAUGGCGCUUCAGUGCACCAAGUAUGCUAUGCUAAGAUAGCCUAGCUGACCUAGCAGCGCCAUUUUAAAAUUACAAGUACGUUAAAAAAACCCUGUGGAGUAUGGAUUUGCUCAAAAAGACUCUUCAAUUUGACACAAGUGACCUGCAAAAGAGUCUCUGCAAGUUGGUUGUGGUCAGUGGUUCUGUUUGUCUCUCACAACUAUUAAUGGUACCUUACGGUGAGACCAGCGACUCCACAGGAAGCUUGCAGUAUGAUGAUAACAGAUGGGAUCUUCGAGAAGGAGCUUCACAGUCCCACAAAAGCUGCACAUUGUUGAACUCAGUGGAAGUUUUCAUGCAUGCAGACAAUUUAUAUUGUUUGAACUCUCAGCGCGCCUCCCAAGAAAAAGACUGUAUUUUAUAGAAUUGUGAAACUUGUUUUCAAGAUAAUAGUACAGUUCUUAAAACACCAUUUAAUCCCUCAACUUCAUUUGUUAGAAAUGUGAAAAAUUCCAUUAUUUUCCAUUUUAAAACUGUUUUAAGUCUGUAUUAACAAUCCAAACAGUUCCUACUAGUUUCUUGAUUUGGACAUCAAAUCGGAGCACAAAGCAUUUGAGUGAAUAUUGCUGAAACUGAGUUGUUUACUCUGCAAUGUGGUUGUUAUUAUUAUUAUUAUAAUCUUUAAAAACAUUAUGGCAACCAUCCAUGCAACUGUAAAUACACAUUAUUAGGGGUAUGCACUGUACACACAAGUAGUUUUGCUGUGUUCAGUUUGGUUGCAGUUGCAGCUGAAAUACAGUAGACUUCAGUUUUUGAGGAAACUACGAUUACUGUAAGAUGAUGUAAGCUUCUGUAAGACAACAUCAUAAGACUCCUAACUCUCAGGGCGUGUUUGUCUUCAGGUUGACUUUUUUUUUGCCUCCAGCUAAUACUAUGACAUCUCAAAGGCAUCUCAUACGCAUGCACGUAAUGUUAUUUCUGCCCGUUUGUGUGUAUUAUCAGAGUGUACAGAAAAGUACUCAAAAACACCUCUGAUGUGGACAUGAUUUUAUUUUUGUCAAGCAGAAAGAAAAAAUAGUUUUUAUGGAUAUACACAUAAAUGUAGCCCCAUGAGUUGGUCAUAGUUCCAGGCCAGAGAGCAGGGAGUGGUACUGACGAACAUAGAUAACCAAAGGUGCAAUAGCAAUGCUAAAAUGAAAACAUCUCCCUCAGAGUCACUAACACACUCACAGUAAAACCUAACUGCAGUAAAGGUCGCAGGGUUACAUCAGCCAAGGGACUGGAGCUAAUUGGCAUCUUCUCAGGGAUAAUUUGACCAGCGCCACUGCAGGGUUCAAAUGCAGCCCUUGACUUCUUCAUUACAGCAUCACGCACUACUCGAAGAAGUCAGUUAGAAAAAAGAGCGCCCAUCCACCUGUUACAUACGUGUCACUGACAAUACUGUGUGGUUUGAAAAGCUGGAGGUGUAAUCUGCUGGAUGACAAGAAGAAAGCAUGAACAAACACACACAUACAGGGACAAGAAGGCGUCCAGAUAGACUCAGAGCCACCUCAUCGACCUGUGGGAGUCAACAAGCUGCUGCUGCUGCUCUGUUGUCUAUAUCUGCUCAUUUCUUUCAGCGUUUCCAUCUCUUCUUUUUUAAGGUGUUGAAAGGGUUUUCAUUUGAACAUCCAGUAGGGCCUCAUGGGAACAUCAGAAGGAUGAAUUUGAAACCUUUAAGCUGCUGAAAAGGUGGUGUUUAGGAGACAGGUGGACUCCACUCUUUCUUUCUCCCACCUCUUUCUUUAUGUCUCUCCAUCAUUCUCUGUCACUCUGGUUUUCAGACUAAACUAUAGGUUUUUAAAGGCAGUAUAGUGCCAUGGUGACAGCUCAGCUGUAACCAAGUCAACCGCGUCUCCUUUGUCUCUUUCUUUUAGUUUUGAAGGUUCUCGGUUUGAGUAAAUGUAUGCACAUUAUGAAGGUUAAUGACUUACAUACACACGCAGCCUGUGUGAAUACUUUGAACUAACACUAGUCUCAGUGAAGCUGAACUGACAGCCUGAAACACCUAAAUCAAUCAUAAGCUCAGGAUUAAUGUCGAUAAGAAAAACCAAUGUCUGAUUGCGUUAAAACUGCAUGACUCUGGAAAUAUUAAUAGCACUUGAACAAAACAUCAUAUACUUAUCAUUUCUGUGUCUGCUGUACGACAAUGAAGGUCUCUGUUGUUUUGAACUGGCUGUAAAUGCAUCAGAGAAUAUAUUACUCAUAUGAAAAUCAAUCUUUAAAUCAAUCUUUGGGUCCAUAAAUGUUUAAAAAUACAGAGAUACACUCUUUUAAUGCCUCCUGUGUCUAAUUAAUAUUAAGGAAAAGUAUUUUUUGGCUGAUUAAUGGUUGAAAUUUUAAGGUACUUCAGAUUGAAAUAAAAUGAAUGCAAGAAAAUAAAAUGUGAUGCAAUGGCAAACCUGAUAGUUGAGAGAAAAAAUGCGGUUUUCUAACUCACUAAUACAAAUAUAACCCUAAAAUUUCCAAUUAUAAGUUAUCUAAGCAGAGAUUAACUGCAUUUUGCAGUUUUUGUUAAAGGAAGUCACUAAACUAUUCCUCUGGUGGUAAUGAGGGAGCUUCAAGACCUUUGCUUGAUCUAAAUAUGAAAUGCAGGGCUGCACUAGUUUGACUAUUACACCGGUUUUAAAUGCAGAGGACCGUAUUCGGUUGUGUUGUGGUGUUUUACCCAGAAAAUGGCGCCUGAAGAAGUCACUGUUUUUAUGUAGUGUGCUACUCAUGCUGGAUGUGUGGCGAAGCUACCUGAAUACAGUGAAUGUUUAACACAGGAAGACAGUUCAGACAGUUCAGCGAAGCUAAAUACGUCUUAUACACCAGAGCAACUUGUAAUCUGGAUGGUAUGGUUAUUGCAUGCAUAUUAAAUGCUGAACUUUGAUAGUUAAUUGCAUUUAAUAACAUUUUCAACAACAUGUUUAAGGUUUUAUUAUUUUGCAGUUUUAAAGUUUUUAAGUCCAUGUUAACCAUGCAAAGCAGCUCUUACUAGUUUUUCAUAGAGAGGGGGCAGCUGCGUGGGUAAAAAAGAGAGGAGUGUAAAUGUGAAAUAUGCAGCUGUCCUUGCAGGCCACUGGCUUUAAUGGCUUUUAUUUUGCAUAGCAAAUAUAUUGAGACAAAAUGUUUCGGAGGUAUUUGCCAUGUAAAAUAAAGACGCAAAACCAAUCUGGGACUCCUGCUUCAAACCGAAAGGACUUUUACUGGGUCACAUUAACAUUCACAGCAUAUUAAAUAACACAGAGCAAGUAGAACAUUUUCUGACUGAUUUCAACAUUGAUAUACUGGACAUAUCAGAAAGUUGCCUCACUCAAUCCUCUCCAACUUCAGCUGUUAAUAUCUCAGGAUAUAAACAAUCCAGGUACAGAGAGGGUGGCCAUAGCUGAGGACUACUUGUUCAUGUGAGCAGUGGCGGUUUAAUCUGUCAUCAUUCAUGGUAGAUCUGAGGUAUGUUUUCGCCAGCUUUAAAGUAGAAAAACUCUUUCUCCUGCGCAGCAGUCAGCGAGCUUCUGAUGGUGUAGCACUGUAAGGGGUCUGACUGGAACAAAGUGCCACACACAUUUGUUCCGCCUGUCACACUGGUGCAAUACCAACGCUUUUUUCAUUGUAUAACAUUUGUUUGGUGUGAAGGUGUAAAAGCCUCAUUCUGACAUGAUUAACCAUAAACUGUUGCUCACCAAAAUGUCUUAUUUUAACUUUUCAAACACUGCCCUUUGCUGAAUACUUAUCAAACAGAAAGAGAAGCUGUAUAUUGAAAAGUCAAACUCAUCUUGCCUCAAUUGUACGGCUGGGGUUCAACAAGGCGCCAUCUGGGGCUGAUUUUAUUCAGUUUUUAUGUUAAUGACCUGCCAAAUUUUUGUAAAAGAUGUAAAAGUACAAUUAUGUGCCAAUGACAUUGUAUUACAUGCUCAUGCCAAAACAAAGCAAGAAUCUGCAGCUCUACUAUCUGCACCUAUGAUUCCACUGUCUGACUAUAGAACUUCUGUUUACAUCCCAACACAAUAAAGAUCAUAUGCCUGUGUUUCUCCUGCCAGCCAGCAACCAUGUGUCCCAGUCAAUGGAGUAAGACUUGAUGUGGUGGAAACAUGUAAAUAUCUGUAAUUUUUGACACAAAUGUGACUUUUAAAGACCAUGUUACGAAAAUCUUAAAUGUCACAAAGUUCAAUCUGGCAAAUUUCUGUCAUAGAAGACCUUUUCUCUCUGUACAUUCAGCUACAUUCAAGCUUACCUGCAUGACUGAUGGGCUGUAAUAAAACCCAGUAUAUCUUUUUUCAAGAGGUCAGUCAAAAUCCUAGGAAGGAAACCGUUCCAUUUCCAUUAUUUUAAAAUCAUCAGGCAGUAUAAUUGUUAAGUUUUUAACUCUUACGACUCUUAAGUCAGAAGGUGGCGUGUAUAAGAGGUGCACAUUCAUGGUUUCAGAUUACCAUCACAUAUCAGAGACGGUAAUAACUACAUAACAUGUAAAAAGAAACCUAAACAAUAGUAAAAAUCAAACCAGUCCUGUAAUCUUUCAUAAUGUACAUCUCCUCUUCUACUGCUGAGGGCUUUUAGAUAGCUUUCCAUUUGUGAGUAGUUUGUUGUUUAAAAAUUGUGUCCAUCUUGUUUGUUAAAACUGUGUUUUCUCUGUGAACUGUCUUGUGAAUUGAGUGGUGGAGUGUUCUGUUACUUUAAAUCUGUUUCCUGCUCUUUCUCCAAUUACCCGCCUCAGGACAACAGAUGAAACUGAGCUAAUGUGCUAAUUCUGGCGUAUUAACAUUGACCUGUGUUUCAGAAACGUUGAUUGAUGUGCACUGUAAUAUUCAAAUGAGUAAAUAAAUUAAUAAAACAUUCCUGACCUUAAUCACAACCUGAUUAACAGUAACAGCCCUAUUUGGAUUGAAAAUUUUCUCCAUAAUUUCAUGCAAAGUCUUGUUUAAUAAUCAUCCAAACGUCCCUAUUUGUGUUUUCUGUGGGGUAAAAAUGAAGCUGCUCUUGAAACACCUCCUGAUUGAAUUUACUAUGUUUCAUUUGCAUAAUGUGCAGAAACCAAACAACCAGGGAGAGCUGUGAUUUUUUCCAUCCCCCCAAACACAUUUAACAGAUCACAGUUAUGAAACUGGCUAAUUAGUGGAGUGAAAACACAAUUUUAGGGCAUGAAUAUCUGAAAAAAAAACUCACAUUUACUCAAACACAUUCAGCAGAGUUCGUUUGUUUCUGGUCUUUACGUAGGGAUGUAUCUCAGCUUGAACUGAGCUUAUCUGUCAGUCACAGCAGUGCUUAGUUUUUAGAGUUGACAAAUGAAGUUAGUCAUGGCAGUGAUUUAAUCAGCUGAUAUGAUUAAUAGUGAAUCAUUUCAGCUCUCCUUGUUGUGGUGGUGGGCUCUCAGCUUUCACUCCCUACAGGCUUGACUGGGCGGUGAAGGAAAACAGAGGAUUUUCCUGAUUAUUCAUCUUCACCUCGUUUGUAACUCGGUUUCAACAGUGUUUUGAUUUUAAAAAACAAACUGAAUGCAGCAGCUUCAAUGUGAAUGAUGAACAAAAAAAACACAAAAUGUUAAAUUGAUUUAAUUAUUGAUUUAAGAAAGCUGCUCUUGUAGUUUCAUUGCUUUGGCAGAAAUCUAAAAAUUGAGUUAGGAGAUAAAAACAGACUAUUAGAGUUGGAUUUUUUAACAACUUUCGUUGUCUGACUCUUUCUCUCUGCAGACUGCGAGCCAGAAGAAGUGUCAGACUGGUCCUUCGAUGAAAACUGUCUCUUCUGCUGCUUCAGACGUGAAAAAGUAAAGGUAAGAGGAGACUCUAUAUGUCCUAAAGCUGCAAACACGUGGUUACCAUUAUUUAAUCUCAUCAUCAAAAAAGGUUUUUUUAAUCAAUGCAUGUUGUGCACUAAAGAAGUUCUCUUGCAAUAGUUGCAUCUCACCCCAGUGUUGAGGUUGAUAUCAUGAUCCACCUCUAUUGUUUACUUUCCUGUUUUCCUUUAUGCAAAUUUUCUGUUCUUAAAAAGCCAAAACUGGCAUCUGAACUACUUGAGCAUUUAAAACAUGGAGGUUUAAAUGAGGAAAUUUGGCAGAUAUUUGAUAAAUAAGUUAGUUUUUAAAAACGGAAAACAGCCUUGAAUAAACUCCACAGUAUAUGUCAGACAGGAGGAAUGAAACAAAGAGAAAACCAUACUCUGUGUUUAAACAGCAGGUUUGACUGAGGGGGGAGGGGCCGGGUGGUUUUAUUUUUACUGUUGCAUUGAUUUUCAAAAAUACAUAACGAUUAACCUUAAACAGCAUGAUCUGCUUUCAUUUUUCCUUUCAGAAUAAUAAAGUUAUUCUCCAUCUCCCUCAUGAUUUUAAAUGUUUAGCGGUCUCCUUUUCUUGUCCCCUUUUUUGAGCUUUCUGCUGGAAGCUCCACAUCUUUCGUUCUCCUCCUGCUGCUGCAUGCUUGUUAUUUGUGUUGUCCAACCAUCAUGGUCUUGACCCCAAUUUAGCUUAUGAAAAGAAAGAGAGACAUAAUGAUCUGAAGGUUUCUGUGUAUGUAUAAGUACAUGUGCAUGUGCAUGUAGGUGGAGGGAGGAGGAGGAUGGUGACAUGGGUGUAAAUUAGCGGGACUGCGCUGCUUCCCCUGAAGAGUUUCUCAUCAGCUAAAAAGUGAUGAGGGCAGAAUAAUAAUGGGUUUAGGGGGCUGACUACUACUAAACACACGCAUGCAAACAGAGAAGUUCAUGUAUGAAGACUGUGGUUCCUGCAUUUCUGUUUUCUUCUGUAGACAAAGCAUCCAUGUGUUGCAGCCUCACACCACCAUCUGCCUUCUUGCAAAUACAAAAUGAGAACAUUUGGGGGUUAAAUUCAACACGUUUAGAAAACAGGACAAAUUCAUCGCAAGAAUGUAAGACGCAAAUGCUGCAGCACUCAGAAGGGACUUUUCGCCCAUGCUUUUCACCUUCGUCCAUUAUUAUUUUUGGGAUGCAACUGGAGAAAAUGAGGGAGGGGAAGGAAGUAAGGAGGGGGUGUCCUUCCUUCAGCCGUUGCUUGUUUUUCAACUCGACCUCGGUCUAACCUCGGAGGUCAGCCAUCUGUCUCCUAAAAACAUCCUUGCAUCCCCACCAACCCCCUAACACUCAGCCCCCCAUCUGUCUCUCUCUGUUCAUGCUAAUAAAACCAUGCUAAUGCUGGCACAAUAGCUCCACAAAGUUGCCAUGUUUGCUACAGAAAAAAAUCAAAAUCCAUCAGCUGAGCAAAUUCAAUUUAACACAGCCGAUAGAGACUGCAGUAUUGUCUGACUAGUCAAUAAUUAUGUUAGCCACUUUUAGCAGGCUUAAUUAUAUUCCUCUUCUCCCUCAACACAAUUUUCAUCUUUUAUUCAUCCUUUAGGGCUUGAAAGCUCUCCGUCUCCCUGUUAUUACCCUCUGCUUGUUUGUGAAAUGCCAGAGGAGCUUCAGUGGGCGGGAACCAUUGAUUCAUUGAUCUGAAGCCAUGCAAACUGCCAGCAGAUAGAGCCAGCUGAGGGGGGUUCAAAUAAAGAGAGCGGAAGGAAUAGUGAAAGCCUUAAAAACCCGCUCCAAUCUCCGUUUGUUGCUCUGGCUCCCUUUAUUUAAUGCAAACAGACACACACACACACACACGCACACGCUCUCAAAUUCCCUGUUUAGUGCUGUAAAGACAAUGGGAGAACGCUCAUUACAACUAACGUCAACAGUGGUGUUAAUCCCCUCUCCUUCUCACAGGCUGAAUUCACAUUUUCACUCAGCCAUGGCUUCUUUCAUAAUAAUCUCUAAUUGGCAGCUACAAAAGCCUCUCUUCCAACACCUCAGAGCUGAACUGAGCUGUUCUACCACUUCUUCUCCCUGUAGUGUCAUUUUAUUCCUGAUUGGCGAGCUUCUCUUUUACGACACACUCAGAUCUACUGUGCUCUGAUUACACAUCAUCAGUGCUUUACAGUUUUCUUUUUAACGCUCAGAUGCACCAGUGAUCAGACUCUAAGUUCUUCCAUGAGUGGGUAAAAAAAGAAGACCAAUAUUACAAUUUGUGUUUUUACCACGUAAGCUGCAGUUUCUCUAGUGUCCACUUGAGGCUUCCUCCAGAAGCUCCAGAUGCCACACACACACCUAUUCAAAAUACCUCAUUGUAAUGACAAAAUCAAACAUGUUCACAGCCUGCUACAAAAACUUCAGAAACCAAUAGGGGAUGAUUUAACUUGGUUGAAUAAAGAUAAAUUAAAAUAAUUAUCUAAAAUAAUAGAUAAGAGGAUUUGAAAAUUCCUUCCUGGGUGAAGAUUUUUGAAAACACUGCUGGUGUUGGUGAUGGAAACGCUGCAAUACUUUGUUGGUUAUUGUUGGUUUUGUUUGUAUUACACAUGAGCCUAGAUGUCUUUCUAUGAGCUUGUUUUGCAUCUGCUGGUAUUGUUGGGUUUAAUUUAAUGUUAUCAAGUGAACCUACCAUUACGUCAUCAUCAUAUAAAUAUAUCACAAGUUAGUUUUUAAUUUGCUGCUGUGUACACAGUUUAUAAAACACUGUUUACAAUCACUACUCACUCAGGGGAGUUGCUCAGCCCUCAUGCACAUUAUUUUCUUCUGUGGUGUUUGGACAUCAUGGUCUUGACCUGAAAAAACCACUGCGCUGUCUCUUUGCUUGAACUUGAAGAAAAUCAGCAUAUACCUCUUUAUUCUCAAAUCACAAUCUACACAAACACGAAUGUCUACCACUGAAUAAAAUCAACAAUCAAGACAAACCAUGACCGGUGUGGGAGGAUGAGAAGUUAUAGAUUGAGAGGGAGGUCGUUCACUCACUCAUUUUCUUAUUGUCUUCGUAGGAGCACGGCGUAGAGAACGGUGGAGGCAGCCAGGUGCUGUCGGAUUGGGAAGACUUCAAACAGGAGCAGUCUCGGAUCAGCCGGCUGGAGAGACAGGCUCAAGACUUCCUCAAUGCUGUGUUCCACAGAAAAGGUAACACAAAAUCCUGAGCAGCUAUUUUUCUCUUAUCUUCAGAUCUCUUCUGUGCCCAAAUAUCUACAACUGACCAAAGUGGAAAUCAGUUUGUUGCUCCUUUCCUUACCCUACAGUAUUAUCAAGUUAACUAUUCUUUUGUAUUACAGAGUUUCCCCCAUGAUUUAACCAUAAAAAGCUUCAGGGCCUUGAGUAGGUGUUUAAUUUAACCUUCACCAAGUGAGGGAAACUAAAUAUCCUACAUAAAUCAAGGACCUCAGUGAAUACAAUGAAGGAGGGCACAAAUCCCCAGCCUGAUAUUUGAACUUGUGUGUCUCCAAUACAAUUUUGACAAUUUGAGUGGUUCAGAGAGAAAGGGGACCAGGGAUUGAUCCCUGAGGGACAUCGAAUGGAACUUUGUCAAAGUUUAAAAUCUGGAACAAAGACACUUAUACCCUCCAGGUAGACCCUAAAUUGGUUAAGAUCUGGGCCAGAGAGGCCGACCCACUUUUCCGACCUGUGCCAUCAUUACUUUGAGAGGCCAUGUGGGAAACUCUGCAAGGUUAUUUUACUUGGUGGUUUUAGGUAAAGUGAAAACAAGGAGCUACUAAUGAUUUAGGAAGUAACCUUCAAAAAUGGGGAAUUUAAUAGCACCUGGAUGAAGACAGUAUACAGCGAUCACAGAUGAUAUUAGCCAAAACAAAAAUGCAUUAACACACAAAAAAAAAAAAAAUCAAUGUGAGGAGGUGCUCAUCACCAGAAAUGUUUAAAGAUGCAACAGAUCUUAAAAGCCCUGCUUGGGAAUAAUGUUGUCUCCCAUUUUGCAGCGUUACCCUCAUCCCUUAAAACAUUAACUUUGCACAUUCUGCAAGUUGCAGUUUCAGCGUUCUGCCAAAUUUACCAAGUUGUUGGCAAAUUUUAGCUUUCGUCAAAGUGCUGGGCUUCUGCAGUUAGCCUCACCCUCCAUGCUACAUCAGCUCUACUCUCCCUACUAGAUCGUCCUCAUUAUUAUGCUGCAUCUGAUUUCAACUGUGUCACUGAUGCCUGCUCUGGUCUGUAUUCUGAGGGUCUGCUUUGGCUUUUUUCAUAUGUGUAGCAGGAGGAGAGGUGUGCUCUCCCUGCCUAAACUUUGGUGUUGUACAUAUGCAUGUGGAAGGACCGGGAGCUGUCAAAACAGAACCUUACCUGAAAUAAUCAUUUCUCUCCAAUGAAAGUGAUUAGCUUGUCAAACUAGUUAAACUGUAAACCAGCGGAUAUCAGGAUUGAACAAUUUGAGUAAGUAAGAUUGAGUAAAAGAAACAGCAAUUCUUUAUCAUCUGUCAUAAAAAACCCCAAAUAUUCCUAAUAAUGUUAUUAUUUCUAGCUGAAAUGACUUAAAGUUCCUGGUUUUUCAUGGAGAAUGAUGGGUGUUGCUGUUUUUCUGCUGCUUGUAGCCACUGUAAAUGCACUGUCAGCUUUGGUACAUGGCUUAAAUCAGCACCUAUUCAAAGUCAGAAUACUUGCUGAGUUGUUAUAAUCCCCUCCAAACUGGGAGUGUAUCAUGUUCUGUCCUGAGGCAGGCAGCUAUUUAGUGUCAGAGGAGAGCUGAGCCUGGUAGAUGGGGGACUCAGGGGCUCGUGUUGUGUUUUUUCCGGGAGGGCGGGAGGGAGGAAGCAGAUGUCUGUCCAAUCAAUGCUCUGCCCCAAUCAAUCUGGCUUCACUCGCACAGGCCGGGCUGCCCGUGGAGCCGCCAUAUAUAGAAAGAUAAACAGACCCAGAAACACACACUAAUACAGGCGCUAGCUCAGUAGCUGACCUGUCAGCACUUCGUCAGGAGCAUGAACACAGUUAAAACAAGCGCACAUUUAUCAACACGUAGGAAUAAGACUCAGGAAUGUGUCGUUAUGUAACGUCAGUGAACAGACGCAUAAACCAUGCAGCACUGUGUAUGCUUUAAAAAAUUCCACGCAACAGUAAGAGCAUGGCCUUCCUGUUUUUAAAACAAGUAAUGCUAAUUGUUUGAAGGCUUUACUUUGGCUACAUUCACUGCUGUUUUCAAACCAAGCAUAUCUGACAGGCUUGUUAGCAUUUUGAGAGGCUGAUCUCAUCCGUGUGGUUACUGUGCUGCUAACCUUAAUAUAAACAUGCUCACUGAUCACUGAAAACUGAAGCAGGAGAACCUUUGCAUAUAACCUGAUUACAAAAACAGCGUGUGUGCGCAGAGUUUUUACUCAUUAGUCACAAAGUUGUCUCUUUUCUCAGCUUGUAGCCUCAGCUGAAUAUAUUUUAAUAUUCUGUUUCUCAGUAAACAGGGCUAUUUAUUGAUUUUUGUUUUGUAAACAUGUCAGAAUACAAAGGACACGGCACUGUAUGCAUAAUAUUAACUGUACACAACUGAUUUUGCAGUAUGAAUAAAAUCUUAAAGGGAAUAUUUAAAGGAAGCUUUUUAACAACAAAAAAAGAGAGAAAAAAAUAGCUCUUUCUGUGUGAAUUAUUUAUUAGAAACAAGCCAGUUUUCUCAACUUAAAACCAAUCAUGAUUUCAUAAUUAUUUACUUAAAAUGUGUUUUUCCUGCAUAAUAAAAUUUGAUGUGGAACAAAGACCACAGUUGUCAAAGGACAGCACUUGGAAGAUAUGUAAAAUGUUCACUGCAUGGUGCUUUUAUGUUUUUUUGCUUUAUGUAAGGUCGCCUCUGCCAAUAACUGAGCCUGAAAAUUUAAAUGUAAUACCCAUGUCUGAAUUUUAUAUUCUUUCUGCCCCUCUCUUUCUCUUUCAGUGCCAUCAGGGAGUAAUGUUUUAUAUGUGAUUAUCAGUUUAAGUAAUACUGAGCGCCCUAACGUCUUGGUUACAGCGUGUUAUCAAAAAGUUCUGUCUAACACAAAAAAUACGAAAAAAUUUACAUAAUAACACGAUAAAAACAUGGAAUACAUCAGAAUUCAAGGAAUAAAGUAUUUUGACAUUUAAAUUUACAGCUAAACCUGCUUCAAUAAGAAGACAAAGUGCAGUCUCUUUGCAGUGUAACAGAAAAAGAAUUACUAAAAUGUAUAAAUAACUAAAACCCGUCAGUUUUGCCCUACAGAGGCAAUAAACCUGUUAGCACCAUACAAACAGUUCUUCGGUAUGCUGUAAAGCCUGUUGUCUAUCUAAUCACAACAUCUGGAUCCUUUGAAAGAUUUUUGUUUGCUCUUUCUGUGAACUGCAUGUCAGCUGAAGGAUCCAGCUAAAUUAGCACUAAUUUGCCGUCACAACUAUUUACAGCACCGAACCAAGCCUCAAUUAACUUUUCAGUGGAAGAAGUGAAGAAAAAAAGAAAAGAUUGAGAUGCUGAUUUGGAUCGGAUUAAAAGCAUAAGAGGAGUUCUGAGCUUCCUCUUUCAGGGGGGAAGCAGAAUUCCUAAAAUACUCCAGGAAACGUCUCUAAAAAAAACUACAGCUGGAAAGUCACUUUGUUGGCUCUGACGCAGAAAAGCAGGACCCCUUAUGUGGCUCUGGUGUAGCAGAGUGAGCUUUGUUGUGUAACUUUUCACAAGGCUGUAGUGUUACACAACCAGGUGAGCUCAGAAGAACCCAGAGAGACAGCACACUGAGGUAUCUGCUGGAGAUUUCUAAGGUGGUAGCGUUAGACUUGCUCCUGUCAGAAAGGAGCUGCAUGAUGAAGGCAGACUUCUUGCAAGCUUAACCCACUCCCUGUGAUUCCUGAACAUUUAAGGCCUGUUUGAUUGUGACAGAGCAGGGAAAAGGCCACACUUGAUCUGCUUAGUUACUCAGUGAAUCUUUGAAUUGCUCCUGGGUCUCUGAGAGAACACACAGUUUAAUCUCUGUUAUUGCAGUCAAAGCCUGAUGAUGGAGACCGCUGAUCAGAGCUCAAACAAUUUUUCAAAUGAAGAGAUCAUGAACUUUAAAAUGAAGAUAAUACUCUUAUGUUGACCUUUAUUUUAUCGGUGCAUUAUUAUUACAGGACCAAAUAGCAAGUAUAAUUUAUUGUACUUGAAUAAAGAUGGCUGUUAUACAUUUUUGUAAAAUGAUCUAAAUUUGAAAAACAUAUAUUUCUUUAAUCACAUUUUCACGUUGAAACUCGAGUUAAUAUCUUUGUUUUAAAAGACAAAAAAAUAUAACAAGAUAUUAGUCCCAUCUGUUCAUUGCUGCUUCUUUAAAACAAAUCAAAGCACAAACAGCUUCAUCAUUUUCACAUCUCUGUUUGCUUGAUGGAUUUGACUCCAUUUUUAAAAUAAACUCUGACUGUCCAAUUUUGUAGUGGCUCUUUUAACCACCUAAAAAAGAUUUUUUGUUCUGUACAGUACAAUAAAAUAGGACACAGUAUAAUACAAUACAAUAUUACAUGAUAUGAUACGAUACAUUACAAAAGGGUAUGACACAAUCCUUUACGAUAUAAUUUUAAAAAACAGCAGAAAUUUCAAUAUAAUAUGAUAUAGUCUAAAACUGUGCAAUACAAAAUGACAUGAUACAGUAUAAUACAAUAUGCAAUGCUAUGACGCAGUACUGUACAACUCAAUAUGAUAUAUGAUUCCAGAUACUUGAUAUACCGCUACCCAUAACAAUAGUUUCACAACCCAGCAUGUCAAAAAGAACCUUUAAAUGAAAAAUCACAAUAUCAUACAAACUAAAGAAUAUGAUUUGCCUCUAAAAGUUCUAUUAGAUUGGAUAUAACUUUAAUUAUCCUUUGGGGAAGGUUCCCUCAAGCAAAUUAAGCAGCAUUUAUACCAUCAGCACUGGUUAGAGUCAUGAGGAUAUAAGGUGGUGAGUCUGAAUGCUUUGUAUCCAUAAUAUGAUAAAUGUUUCCCAUUAAGCAGGAUGUUUGUAUAUCAACCUUAUCAAACCAGGUAAAAAAAGUUACAAUCAAAGACAACUUUGGAGCUAUUAUACAUUUUUUCUUUGGCGACUCAAAUGCAAUGAAACCUCAACUGAAAAAAUAAAAAAGGAGAGAGACUAGAAAAUAAUUUGAAACAGCAGAAGUUUGGAAAGCUAUAGCUUUCAAAGCAGAAGGCAUGCUGGGUAAAAAGAGAAUGACCUGCAGUGCAUCCAUAUCAUGCUGCCUUUACUGUGGCAAAAAGCAGGAUUAAGUGCUGUAUAUAAAUAUAAAUAAAUCGGUAUAUGAAUGAUUUUUGGAUUAUUUCAGCACAGCUACAGGAUUAGAUUUUAGGGCUGAUGUAUUGUUUGAAGGAUUUGAGGCUUGACUCAUGGCAUGCAUGAUUGAGUCUAAAUGAUAUAGCUGCUGGUUAUGGGGAGAUAAGUGCAGCUGACUUAUCUGGGACAACGCCAGAUUAAUGCAUUAUUUACAAAUGUGUCGUCACUGUCUCUGUUUUGCUCUGAAUGAAUUAACCAAUGAGAUCAGUGACCGGUGUUUGGAGUGGCUUUGUUUUAUCACAGCAGGAGGUAAUGGAAAGUUUACUUUUGACAUCUGUGUUUAUUUCGCAGACUCACGGUGCUGUAUGAGUACUUGUUGUGCUCAGUAUAGAAAUUCUUCUACAUUGAUAUUGUGAAUUUUAAUGCAGUGGACACUUGUUUUUCUUUACAGAGUCUUUAUCAGUUCCAUUAAGGCCUGAGCUUUGACCUAUUUUUUACUUUCAUAUUUGUGCACUGGGUAAGCCACAUCAGCAGCUACUGAUGGCGUUUUGACCUGAAGCUGCUCUAACAUGUUUGAUUCAUUCGUGGUACAGUCAAAAUAUUAGCUUUUUUUUCUGUUUGCAUUGUUAACAGAAGAGUAAAUUAGCAGCAGGACUUGUAUAAGGUCCUCUUCCUUAAUCAAAGCCCAUAUCUUAUUGUGAUUUGACAUUGCUUUGUGUCUGUUUUUUUCAAUUUGCUUGAUGUCUCUUUUUUACUCAGCUCCUUUGGAGUUCUAGCAUCCUUAAUUUUAUGUCUUCCGCUCUCUGUUGCUGACCCCUAAUCUUAAAUCCAAAUAAAUUAAGAGCAGUUUUGAAACAUCUUUCAAGUUAUUUAGCACUUUAGCUAACUUUUUUGUCAACAAGAGGGAAACUUCUUAAAGAAAUUAUAGAUGUGACGUGUGAUCAGUCCCUGUUGCUGUUUAGAAUAAAUAACCUUUGCCAAGAGGUUUUAACCAGUCAGAAUCAAGUAUUUGACUCAGGUGGGUGACUUGUAACAAAGCCAGGUGAAGACUAAAGCAAAAAAAUAAAAAAAUAAAUAAAGUCGUACCGUGAGUUCAUAUUAGUGUUCCCUAACUCUGGUUCUGACAAGUUAUAAAACAAAGGAAAAUGUAGAUGAACAGCAGCUGAUAGUGAGCUAGCUGUAGCAGCCUUCUGAGAGAUGGUUUCACCUUUGAAAAGUGCGCUUCCUAACCUGUAUUUUUACUGUUUUCAUUCAGUUUGGUAACAUACUAUCAUUUUGUAUACUUCAAAAUAAAAACAUGGUUUUGCGAGUAUACUUCACCACAGUACUACUAAAGUGAUCCAGCGACCACUCUCUUCAAAAUGAUCUUGAUAAACAGUCAGUUCAUAUCAAUGUAAAAAAUAAAAAAAAAAUAAGGCCGGAGCAACACUAAACUCUGACAAGCUGAACACAAUAAAAAUAAUCUGCUCUCAACACCCAUAUCAUGGUUGCUCUCACCACUGUCAAUAGGCGGGAUUAAGUGCUGCUUCUGGGUGAUUUUUGGAUUAUUUCAGCACAGCAUGGGGAUUACAUUUUCAGGAUGAAAUGAGAUAAAUAAACAGGCAAACACUUUGAGGCAGUGGGAAUUCCUGGAGGACGGGCGGCUGCUGACAUGUUUGCUCCUCUGUUUCUGUUUCUCUGCAGACCUCCCAAGUUUCUCAGAACCUCACAUUCCUCUAGUGGCUCGUGAGAUCAUGCAGCGAAUGAUCCGCCAGUUCGCUGCCGAAUAUACCUCAAAAACUUCUCAGGACAACUCGCCCCUGCCCAACGGCACCAUGAAGGACCAAAGCCUGCCGAGAGCGGCGUCUCUGGCCCAGGCCCCCGGCUCUCCGCCUGGGCCCCUGCCCGCACCCAGCUCCCCUCCAUCGUCUGCCUCCUCCUCUCCAUCCCCCACCCCGGGCCUCAGCCCCACCUCAGCUGCUGCUGCCGCCUCAGCACCCGCCUGCAGCAACGGUACGGGAGCCACCAACGGGGGUGGAGCGGGAGGAACGGCUGUUGCCUCUGCACAGAACCCCGUCCUCAGCAAGCUUCUCAUGGCUGACCAGGACGGCCCGCUGGACCUCUCUGUCAAAAAGAGCCAGGACGACCCGGAGCCCUGCCAGCAAGGUGAGAACAACACACACAGACCUGUUAGGAUUUAAGCUUAACACAUCGAGGUCUUGAAUUUAAACUAAAUAUGAUCUGACAAAGUGAAAUUAUAAAGGAAAUAAACAGUAACAAAAGUUAAUCUUGUAGCCCAGCGGGUUUAGGUUUCAAUAAGAACAAACGCAAGAUGUCAGUUUAAGGAGUAUACCUGUAAAGACAAACUUUUAUGAAUAGGUGUGAAUUCUGCUUCCAGGGCUUUCAGACUUAGGCUCUAGUGGACAUUCAAGGUACUGUAGUUUUAGCGCAGCAUCCUGCAUGGCUCACAUUCCUGCAGGUCGCUGCUUGGUCAAACCCAACUCUAGACGACACUAACAACACCUGCUUAAAUCAGUAUCCACAGAGAGGGGUCUUUGUUGACACAGUUCCUAGUUUUGGUUGAUUUAAAACCUUGAAACAAUUUUUUUACACAUCUGGGGUCAACAUGAUGAAUACAUAGAAACAUUUUUUGGCUUUUUCAGCAGAUUUUUUACCAAACAAGAUGCUUUAUGAAACUGGAAACAGCCCCAGCAUUAAGUCUUCAUAGCAGCCAAACUCGCUCAGCCACCUUCUUAUUAACACUCACUGCUUCUGUAAUGUAAAAAAAACUUUAGGUGAUGUAAGUAAAGCAGGUGAUGAAGAGUAGAACUCAUCUCCUUGUCUUCAUCAGAAGGACAGACUUCAUGCUGCACAUGUUGGCUGUGCACUUCAUCAGGUACAGAUUCAUCUCAGGAACAGAUCAUUGAGGCAGCCUCAUCUUUUGGAUUGAGUCUCUGCAGCACCAUACUGAUCUCUGGAUGUGGCUCCAGGCUCAAUCUGCCUUUAAUCAAAGUAAACCAGCAGGGGGUCUGACUUUCCAUCAACGACAGGCCAACGCUACGGCUGGCUUCGUUUUUUUUUUAACCUCAGUCGCAGUGUGAUCACUCCCUCUUUGUAAUACCAGCUUUUUAGAAUCUGCUUACAGUAAUCCUCCUUAAUUUUUACAAAAAAAGAUUUAGGCAUUUACAUCCACCUCCGGCUCACACAUGAUCUCCUCUUUUUCACGCACACAGAUAAAAAUGUAUGGAGAAGAGCGUUUAGACAAAUUUUUUCCUCUGAUAAUCCAUAAAGCUGGAUCACACGCAUGCACUCUUUAAAAUGAAACAAAUUAUAAAGUAAAAAAAAAAAAAAUACUCCUUAUGCUUCAGCUGUUAUUUUACAUACACAUAUAUGUAAAUGCUGCAGUGAAUCACAGAGAGCUCUGCAGCUCCACUGAGUUUUCAGCCACAUUUACAGUUUGAUUCAGUCUCAGCUGUAAAGGACCAUGCCGAGCAGGUUCAGAUAAAGAACGAAAGUAAACUCUGGUGAAAUAAAAAUCUCCUCUUGAUCUCUGAACGUUUGGAGCAUGUCGACUCUUCAGCGCAGUUUCCAGCGACUCCCAGUAGAAGGAAAAACUCAGUCUGACUGUGUGUGGCUUUUAACUCCUGUGUUGGUGGAUUAUUAAGUGAUAUUUACAGUGAGACUCAGUCAGAAAUAAGAAAUAACUGUUAAAUAAAUAAUUUAAACGCGUGUUAACGUCACUAGAACACAGAGAUCUUAACUGCUCUGCAAAUUUUUCAGUUUUUUUGUCUUUUCUAUUUGUGGUAUUUGUCUGGUUUUGUUACUUAAUAGCCGUGUUAGAUCCUGAUAAGAAACAACAAUCUGAAAUGUAACAGCAAUCCCAAAUGUGAUACAGAAAGUCAAAUAAAACCCAAAAUGUAAUAAGUGACCUAAAAUAUGACAAGAUGCUGAGGCCAAAACAUAAUAACCUUCUGCCCAAAACGUAAGAACUCGUUACAUUUUUGGUCAGUUAUUACAUUUUAGGGUUUCAUUUCUUUUCAGGCUCAGCACUUUGAUUACAUUAUUGACCAGUUAUUACAUUUCAGGUUUUAUUACUUUUUUUUUCAUUACAUUUUGAGUCGUUGUUAAAUUUCAGAUCAUUGUUACAUUCUGGGCUCUGACAGGACUCUUUCUUCUCUCUCUUGGUUUCUCUGUCACUUUUUUUGUCCUUCUUCUUGUCCCCUUUUUAAUUUUUUUAUACUUUUUCCACUUUUUUUGGUCUCCUCCUCAUGUCCUCUAAGUCUUUCUAAUGUUAUUUUGUCCUUUCUUGUCUCCUUUUUGUUUCUUUGUUUUUGUCUCCUUGUCUGUCAUUUUUGUUUUCUUUCUGUGUCUAUUUUGUCUUUGUCUUCUUCAUAUCUUGUCAAUCUUUCUUUUGUUGUUUUGCCCUUUUUUGCCUCAUUUUACUCUUUUCUGUCUCCUUUUUGUCUCUUUUCUGUCCCCAUUUUUAUCAUAUUUUGUCUUUGUUUUGUUGUCUUUUUUAUCACCCUUUUCUUUCUUUGGGUUUUUAAUCUUUUGGUCUCCCAUUUUUCUCUUUGUGUUUUUUCUCCCCUUGUUGUCUCUGUUGGCAUAUUUGUCUUUUUUGCUCCCUGUAUUCUGUGACUCUCUCUCCUUUCUCUUUGUCGGUUUUGUCCACUUUUUUUGCUCUGUUUCGUCUCUUUUCUUUUCGUUGUUUUGUUUAUAUAUCUUCUUCUUAAUCUCUUCAUUUUGACCCUUUUGUCUUUUUCUCUUCUGUCCCUGUUUUGUAUCUUAUGUUUGUCUUUCGUGUCUCUUUUUUACCCUUUGCUUUAAAGGGGGUUUUUGUCUCUUUUUUGGGGGGUCUUUUUCUCCUUUUUUCUUCUUUUGUUGUGUUUUAUUUUUCUGCCUUUGUAAAGACUUUGUAACUCAGUUUUGAAAAUCGCGCUAUGAAUAAAAAACUAUAAUGAUUAUUGUAAUAAUAAAAAUUAUCGUUAUUAUGACUUGAUGAUUGAACAUCAGUAGGAAGAAAAAAGGUGACAACACUUACUGGUCUUACUGGUUAAAAUUAAUAUCAUUAAGGUCAAAAAAUGACAAUGAAGUGAGAGGACACAUGAUAUUAUCAGAGAUCUUAAAGAAAGUGGUGAAUAGUCGAGGCAUAGUAUUGAGCAGACAGAUCAGAUUAUAGCCACAAAACUCUCAGUCUGUCACUGUCCUAAAUUUAGCUGAAAAACCUGCUGGCCCAGUUCGAUUAGCUUUUAAACCUGGUCGAGCUUUUAGCUGCUUAGAAGUGAGCCAGAGAGCAACAGGAGAGUGAAUCCUGGACCCGAGUUCAUCAGGUUUAAACUCACUGAACUUCAUUGAUGUUACCGUCUGUCCACUGCUGCACCUAUUUAAAAAUCCAUAAGAAGUGAGGAUGUAAACCUCCCAAUGCUUCAAUCUAAAGUUUUCAAGAUUUUUACACAACCUAAAACAACACGAGAGCUUAUGACUUUUAUAGAGGAACAAACAAUGAAAGUCACCCCAAAUGGACACAGUUGUCGCUGUUUUCAUCACUCAAAAGAGCUUCCAUUGUACCUGAGGUCCUGUUUUUAACCUUUCAAAAUAAAAGCACAUUAAAAAAAUUACAUACAAAGCAACCUUAGUCAGGGAAAAUUGCAAAAUAAAAAAGAAGAACGAAAAGCAGCUGCAUGAGGCAGUUGAUUGCAUAAUACAGGGGUUAUUUUCUCACAGAAAUCCUUGUUUGGGUUAAUUUAAGAGAUAUAAUCAAUGCAGCCUGCAGGGCUUACAAAUGCUGACCUAUAAAUAUUAAAUUUACUCUAAUAUUGGAAGAAUCUGAUUUAAUGCAUCUGUUGCAUCAUUCAUUUUAAUCAGGAGGGCCUGAAAAGCAUUAUGAUUUAGUCAUAGUUAAUCCCUUGAAAGUAUAAUAUACUGUUUGGAUUUUUCUUUUAUGUCGGAAAUUUUAUUCUGAUGACAUUUGAACUAUUAAAAUGGGGUUUGGCACACCUCUUAGUUACCUCUGUUACAUGGUGGAUACCACAUCCAUGUCUGCACAGUUAUGGUGCCCAGCAGCACCUCUGAUGGUGUGAUACUUGUUUAUAUGUCUGUUUGUGCAUAUGUAAUAUAGCAAACACAGUAUCUGAUAAACAUCUGAACAUUUGUACUGUGUUGGUCUGAGUUGCAGGUCAUGAUCUGAUUAGCAUUGGAAGAGCCAUUCUGCAUUAAUCCGCAUGUUUACUGUAAAAGGAAACUGUUUUUUUAUAAUUUUCCUCCUUUUCUCUGCCUUGAUUUAACACAGAAAUACAAUUACAACCAAGUCAAGCCUACACAAUGUAGCUUUAAGAGUGAAUGUUUCCAAGCCUCAUGAAGACCUUAUCAGUGAAAUCUCUAUUUCAGCAUCUGCAUUUUGAUUAUGUUCAAAUUGUGUAGCCAAAUUUAUUUGUAAAUACCUGAUAUUUACAUUUUUAGUUAUAAAGUGCAGUAUUAAGCACAAACUACUAAUAAAACAACGCAUUCUAGAUUUUUUUUCUGCUUCUUCUGGGUCAUGCAGAGCCUGUUUUUCAUCUUUAUAUCACCUCAUGUUUUAUUUUUGGUCCGAUUAAACAAGAAAAGCCCCUAAAGAUUAGUGAGUCCUGUGCCCGUAUAGGGCUGUGUGGGUUAGAGGGGUCAGGAGGUCAGCUGCACUCGAGGGAUUACAGCAGCAAAAUACACAGAGACAAACACAGACUCUGUUCAUGAAUUUAUAGGUUUGCAUUUGUGUAAGUGCUGUGUUAUUUAAAGCUUUAUAAAAACACUUAUAACAUGUGAAAACUGGAUUUUAAAGGCCCGUUAUGGAAGUUUUCAACCAUAAAGGAUUCUCAUUUUCCACAAACCCACUAAAAUUGAAAAAGUAGAUCCAUUUUUUGGACUCAAAGCAGUUUUUCUGGUGAUGCAGGUUGUGUGCGUGUGUCUGAGUUGAUCUGACAGAUGUACUCACAAAUAAACUGAGAUUUCACACACAGCAUGUUGCCAGCAUAUUCUCCAGACUUCAUCGCUAAAGUGUCACACAGAGUCCUCCUGUUCUGGACUGUGCAGGAUAUCUCAAGUCUUUUUUUUCCCUCCUCCGGUCAUAAGACGAAACAGAAGUUACUUUUAUAUGCAGAAAAACAAGCUGCACGCUGUUGAUAUGAAUUAGAUGGUGUUUUUUUUUCGUGGAUAAACAGAUGAAGAGCAGUGAUUUCUCGCUGUGGCUGAAAGGUUUUAAACAAAAAUUCAGUUUUGUGCUGCAGGGACUGACAUUGUUUUGUUUGUUGAAAAUGUUCAUUGAGUGUUAUUUGACCAUCUAGCAGAGGGAAAGCGUGUUUAGGUACUAAGACUUCCCUCUGUUUUUUGUACGUUUAUAUAACCGUGCUGCUGACCGUGUCUUUUGAAGUGUUUUUCUGAAUCCUCAAAGUGGUACUACUUGAAGGAUUGAACCACAGCUGUGUUAAAUCUUUUUUUCUCUUUUUUUUCCUCAGACGGCGUCCUGGACCUCUCCACCAAGAAGAACCAGAGCGCAGGCAGCCACAAAACCGGCUCCCCCCCUGCGCCUGGGGUCAAAGGGUAAGACAACAGGAUUAGUUAAACUGGUCCCUGUUGGUCUUGUGCCUAAAACAACAAUGAAGAGGUUCAAACAGCCUCUGUUAUUGUGUUUCUGCACGACAGCAGAAAGCCCUUAUCAGUGUUACAUUUAACACUGUGUGGAGACUUGACCAGAGGUGAAGAGGUUUGGCUCAGAUUCAGAUUCAGAGCUGUUUAUAGAUGCUAAACCACAGCUCAGCUUGUGUAGUGAGCCGCACAAGUUUAUUUUACUGCAAAUGAACAUCUUCAAAUGGGGUGCUCCAUAUUUUGAUUCUUUUUCUUGUAUAAAAUAGGAUUUUUUAUUUAUAUGUUUAUUAAAUUUUCCAGAAACAAAACAAGAACACAUGACAAAAAAACAAACAUAAAAACAUACAUUUGGCUCACACACACACACACGUUUAAGUUCAAAUUUAUACAGGCAAGAGAUUCAGAGGUCAUCUUAUGCAAAUAAAAUAAGUAAGUAAAAUAAAAGUAAAAUAAAUCAAGUGCACGUCGUCAUGCAUAAUACGUUCAUAUGUUCAAAGAAAGGAACAUAGAGGCAAAAACAUUCAUAAAAUAUGACGUCAUUUUCGAGGCAGCAUGUUCAUAGCUAUGAUACAAACCCUUUUGCAAGAAUAGUAGAAAUAUUUAAACCAACAUAUGACAAAAAGGGUUCCCAUGUUUUACGAAACACAUCGUCUUUGCUGUGUAGUUUACACGUCGGGUAGUCCAAUGGUAUGUACUCAAGAGUCACCCUUUGCCACUGAACCUUGGAUGAGACUCUGUCCACAAUCCAAUUUAAGGAAAAACACUUCCUAGCACAGAGUGCAAGUGUUUGAUGGAGUUUCUUUCUCUAUUUAUCAGUGAUGGACAGAUCAAAUAUGAAGGAUAUACAUAAAGGAUUACUAUUUGUAUAAGUAGAUCGAAUCUUAUUAUUUUCCUGUCCAAUGACUUGCCAGAGCUGUGAAACAGGAAUAAAAAAAAAAAAAAUUCUGGUUUAUAUAGAGCUGAUUGAUUAUGGAUAAACUCAUAAUCACAGUUAUUUUGAUUGAUGUUGAUAUCCUGAUUGUUAAAGAGGAUUAUCCAUGAGUACACAUUUGCAUCACACACACGAAAGCAACUUAAAAACUCUUAAAACCUUUAAAACUUUUAAUCAUCCUGCUGCUCAUCCUGCUCUUAAUCAAGUGUAAGAGAGGGAGGGUGCACCUUAUUUAAUGUAUAGGACGUAACGUUUGACACAGCAGGUAGCACCAUAUAGAUCAGUCUCAUUUUUUUUGUAUUUUUAAGAUUGUAACAAGCCACGAUUAUAAUCAAAAUCCACUCAAUUGCCAAGCUCUAGGUUUAAAUCAGCGCAUCAGUUUUAGAGUCUUGGUGAUGCACCACUUUACCUUUUCAGUUUAUAGCCAUACUUUUUUUGUAACUUAAACUACAAAGAAAAAGAAGUCCAAUUAACCUUGGAUUGACAAUUUGACACCACUGUACCUUUUUAUAAGUGUAAGUAUGGGAGGACUCAUACUUCAUGAUACCACACCAAUAAUUAGUGAAGGACGUCCUCUAAAUGCUGCCGUAAUAUCACUGUCAAAUAUGUCUCUCAUUAUGUUGUAUUAGAUUGAAAGGACUGAUAGGAGCCAUGCAAAAUUCGGCACUUUAAAUGUCACCUGUCACUCUGAAAAGUAUUUUAAUUACUUGAUACUGAAAGUAUUUAACACCCUAAAGGUCACCACAUUAUGCCGAGACUGAAUCUUGUUGGCUUUAGACCCCACUCUGAGUGAAAACCUCAUUUGGACUGGCAGCAGAGUGUCCACUUAUGUUGCCUUAGAACCGGGUUUUAGUGUUUGGAGCCCAAAAAGCUGCAGUAUCAGCUCCACUCCUGCAGUUUAUGUUACCAUCAGACUCUUAUGUACCUGAGCCUUGCUGUCAGGUCUUAAAGGGAUAAUUUGGAGUAAAAAAUGCCACUUUUACAAACAAUAAAUAGAGCGUCAGUACUUUUAGGCCUGAUAUCUUUGUGGUACAUGAAUGCAUCACAGCACAUUUAGCAAAUUUCAGCACAACCACAGAGCAGCUAACAAGAGACGUUAAAUCAAAUGUGGUAACUGAGAGAGAGCAAACAGAAAGGACAGAGACAUUUUCAUCAAAGAUGCAUGAAGUGAAGAUGAGCAAAACAAUGACUUCACCGCUCUGAAGCAGCAGCAGCACGGGGCCAGUGAAGGCACCAAACAGAAGGGCAGUUUGUGAGACUUUUGAUCACUGUGGCUCAUGAAUUAUUGCAGAAACAACAAAUGUCUUCAAUUUUAAGUAUAACUUUUUGAGUCAAAGAGUUAAAAACAUUUAAACUCAGCUUAUUACACAACGAUACGAGCCUUUUAACGCCUUUUGUAUCAUAAUUGAUACAAACUUUUAUAUACUUCUAUCAAGUCAAUAUGAUCAUAAAUUACUAAAAAAAAAACCCACCUGAAUACAGUCCGAUAGAUGAUAAAAAUGUCCUCUUGUAAUUUAUAAAUUUCCAAAAACAAUCUAAUGUAUCAAACAAGAUAAAUAAAUAUAUUUAAUAAAUUUUAAGGACAUUCUGAUUUUUGGGGGUUUUCAGUAGUAAGUGAAAUAAACAUUUCAGCUCCAAAAAAAUGUGAAUUUUCUGGCCAUAAUUUGUGGUGUCAGGAAUUAUAGGGCUACUAUUUCUGAUGAAUAAAGAUCAUGAUAGCCUGUUUUCUAGACUACUACUGUGAAACAUCUCUGCUUGCAUAAUUUUGCUUUAAUUGUCUUGUUAUAUUAGAUAUAUAAAUAUACUGAUCAUUGGACCAGUUGUUGUGCAUUUGAAUUCAAAGAUCUAAUCAGUGGAGCGCUCAGCCUGGUGGUUGAACUGUGGCGUCAGGGAUCAGUGAGUGCAGCUGAAUCGUGAGUCAAUCAAUCAAUCGAUCAGUGCCAAUUCACAAUUAAUAUUAUUCAAGACACUGAACAGAAAGAUCUGGUUCAGACCAAACUCUGUUUACAAAGACCAACUUACAGAUGGGAUCAGACUCAGCCCUUUCCUUAAGAGCAGAUCAAGUUACAGUGGAAAGGAAAAAACUUCCUUCACAGGCAGAAACCUCGAGCAGAACCAGACUCAUGUUGGACAGUUCUCUGCUGAGACUGAGCUGGAUUUAAAGAGGGGAGAGAGGGGGAUGAAGAAAGAGAGAGAUGGAGAGAGACAAAUUCACAACACUUCAAACAGAUGCGUGGUUUUAGAGCCAAAAAUAAGACCUGGAUUGGGCAAUGGUGAGGAGCAUAUCGAGAAGCGGGGGCUUUUGCGGUUGUUUCUGGCUGCUUGUAUGUUGUAAUUGCAAUAAAAAUUCUUCUGUAACAGGGGAUUUCUGGUGAAAACCCAUGACUAGCAGGUGCAAGCAGCAGUAACAUCAGUUUACGGGAGUAUCCUGAACAGGAAAGCGCACAAAAAGAAGGCCAUGUGCUGCUGCAUCUGUGCAUGCCUCUGUAUUUCAAAGUAGAAUGAUUGCACUUGGAAGCUUGGUUGAAGUUUUUAAAGUGGGGUUGCGUGAAGUGCUUGUCAUUAGCAAAUGUACACUUUCAGGAGAUUCUUCCCCGCUCAGCCUCUUUACUGAAAAACGUACCAUUAGAAAGCCCAUCCAUUAUAGCGCUAUUCUCAGACAUGCAGGACAGAUACAUGUUCUCUCACCUGUAGCGCAAUGAUCAGCUGAUAAUGUCUAAAUGGAGAAAUUUCUGCAUCAGAUUUUUUUUUUUUUAAAUUUUCGCAAGAAAGUCUGAAAAUGUUGGGUGAUAUAGUAAUGGCUGUAGACCUUCCCAUCCUGUCUGAAGCCACUGUAAAAGAAGCAAGUCUGCAGCAAGGCGGUUAUCGUAACAUCAGGCAGUGCUGCAUUGGGCAUCAGCUGUGUGAUUCAAAAGCUGUGGUGUGAAACUUAAAACAGGAUCCAUCUCCAAAAGAGGGAGUAUUCUUUGUUUGCAGCAAAAGUAAAUGAAAUUCAAGUAGAGGCAUCAAAAUAGUUUGAUUGAAGCCUGUAAUAAUUCUCUCAAACUGAAAGACCACACUAAUGCCAAGAAAGACAAAAAUGACAAAAGAGUGUCAUGCAAGUCUUCCUCUCUCUCCAGUAAUAUGCGUAUCUAUCACCAGUUGCAAAAACGCUAGAAACAACCCGUAUAGCUUGUAGUUCGAGCAUUGACUUUCAGAAAAUCGACUUUGUGGGAGCUGCAAAGAGAACCUCUGCAGGUCUUAAAGGGCCGUGGCCCCACUUGGUCUCCUAACAAUUUGGGGGCGAACACUUCGAUCCUCUCCCUAUCGUUCACAGACAAAUUCUGCCAACGCCUCCCACCUUUUAUAUCACACUUUUUUUCCCACACUUGAUCAAUAAUUGAACUUCAAUCAAUCCCAUGACGAUGCUGCACAUACUCCUGUGCAGGUAGUUCUAUUUUAGACCCCUCCUACGUCCGACCCCUCAACCCCUGAGUGAGGGGUCAGUGGCUUUGGGUGUCAAACAGUAAAGAGGCUUUUACUACUUUCUCUAUUCCUCUCCAUGUCUGCGCCUGUAUUGACAAUCCUCAGCAUUGCAGCCUGCUCAUUUAUUGAUGAACAUGUAGUCUGCCUUUAAGUCAUGUUUGAAUCCGUUCCCAUCGUACUCUUGGCUCGUCCACUGAGAGCGGAUGCACAAUCGACACUAAUCGUGGCUGCCUUUUCCUAGAAGACUUUUGAUCUAUAAGUCAAAGAUAGAUUUGCAAAAGUUCACUGCACCAAGCUCCCAAAUGCAGGAUUUGCAGAUGUGGAAGAUGUGGGUCUGAAUGUUCUUCAACCACCCCGUGGGUAGCAUCUCUUGAAAGCAGCAGAACACACCUCCAACACAACAGAGGAUCCUUCGGCUGAAAUCUUUGACAACUACAGAAAGGAAGAUUUCUGCCUUUAGAGGAAAUAGAUAAGAAACAUUAAAAAAUCGUUUUGAAAAGCAUUUAAAGGUCAUUUUGGAUUGAUUUAUUCUUUUAAAUGUUCCAAAUUAACUGCAGUAACAAAUCUCCUUCCACCAUUCCUAGUUGGCUACUUAUUAAUAUCCUUUUUACUGUAGGCUUGAAAUGCUGGUCCUAUAUUACUGCUAUUUGCCACCAGCUGAAGCUGUAGCUCAGUGACACCUUCUGUGGUAACGCUAAAAUGUUCUGCUGCUCAGAUGUCAACGAGUACACAUUAAAGAUAACAUGGCACAGUUAGUCAGAUUUUUAAGAGAAAGGUUUAGCCUGGAUUCUCAGUGACCAGAGUCAUUUGUAUGUGAGCAUGUGGACAUUGACCUGCAAUGAGGCACAGAGGUUUGUGGUGCUGGCUCUGCUAGUGUUAGCCACAUCCUGCUAACCAAUUUGACAUUGUUCACCUGCAGCCUCUCUGAUCAGGUGUUUAGCUAUGUUGGAUAAACUUAGGUUUGACUGUUUCCAGAGUGUUUUCUUACUUUUGUCAGAUAGUUCAGGUCUUCAUUUCGAAAUGAAUCCCUUUGAAGCAUCUCUGCUGUUUACACCCUUUGGUUACUAUUAAAUGCAUCUUGACUAGUCGGAUGACACACAAUGAAUACUGCUGGCUUCUAAAUCAAAUUUUACCUUUUACAUUGUGAGAUAUAGCCAGCUGACACAGACAAAACCCAGCACAGUGAAGUUUUUUCUGAUGUGGGCUUGAAAGACAAGUAGAUACAUCACCUCAAAACCCUCAGGAUGGGACUGUGUCUUUUGCCUAAGGGGUGUUAAGGCCCCAAAAACCCUAAGGGCCCCAGCUUCAUUGGGCCUCUUGUGAUCAGUUCAUGUAAUAUUAAGUACAGCGGCAGACAGAGAGUGUAGAUCCACCUUAAUCAAAUCAAAUCCAUCCAUCCAAGACAGAGGUUAGUGUGAGGGAGGGAGAAAAAGAUUGUCUCGAUCCAGAUGUCGUCUGUCGGACUGGAGCCUAUAAGGGUAUUUCUUUAACUGAUAAGGGCUCAAGAUCAGUUACGAGCUGAUCACUUCACCACAAUCACUGACUUCAGCUGUCACUAACCUAGCCCAGUUUUUUGCAGGUUCAAACCUGUGAGUAACUUAGCAUGAGUGCCCCUGUUUUUAAAAAGUCAGCAAUGUGAAAAUAUAUUAAACUAAAAGGUGGAAAAAGUCCAACCGUUUGUGAGGUAUUGAAUUCAACGGUAGGAGACUGUGGUGUGUUCAUGUCCUCAUUUUUUGAGGUGUGUUUCCCUGAAGAGUUACUGUAAGCUGGUUGCCAUUGUUGUUUGGAAGAAUUAAAUCCGGGUCAACCUGCCACACCACAAAACUGAUACGACCUAAAAGAAAAGCUGUCAGCAUAUGUCUGUGUGAGUUAAAAUAACACACUCAAUAUAUGCAAUAUAUGUCCUAACAACAGGGGCGUGCCAGACCUUUUUAGAUGAGGGGGCCCAGCCUCUGCACGGACACUGCUGGGGUGGCAUGAAGCAUGUGAGCCCAGAUACAGAUAAAUAGUAUUUGUUAUUGAUUUUAUGAUAAUUUUAACACAAGUCAAGACUUAAAGCCAUAAAUUAUGACUGAUGGAUUUUUUUCUAUAUUGUUAAUUUUUGGAGAGGGGGGGUUUGUCCCUGUAAAGUAUCCCUUGUUACAAAAAUCUUGAGCUGAUGAAACUAAAACUAAAAAUUUAAAAAAAUGAAAGCUGAAAUUAAAAUUCAGCAUCAAAAAUAAACUUAAACUAAUUAAGAAUUGAAAACAAAGAGCCAAAAUAAGACAAAAUAAAUAACAACUGAAAAUGUUAACAUUUGAUAAACUCAAACAGUUGACUCACUUUAGGUGCAUGACGACACUAAGACUUGCUAAAAAGUGGAAAAGUCAGGUCUCUAAAUACCGUUUAGCCCUGCACAGUGUACAGAUGAGCGACACACAUUUUUUUAGAUGUACAAAUAAUAAUGUCCUGAUUACAGCCAGCUUUGUUUCAUAUGGAGAUCUUUCAUGCAUGAAGUUAAAUGUGAGAAAAAUUACCUGUAUUUUCCGUAUAUCUGAAAUGUGCUAAUCACUCUAAAUGUUAUUCUUCCCAGAUUAAAAAAAAAGCAACAGGACAUUUAUAGCUCUGACUUUUCUUCUUUUUUUCCAGUGAGAACAGAUUUCUUUUUUCAAAGUUGUUUCUGUAAAGAAAAUAUUACAGUGUCUGAUAGAAAUCUAAUCAGUGUUUAUUGAUGAAUGUGUAAAAUACAUUUGUUCACUGAUGGUUAAAAAUGCUCCUCCCUAAAAACCUACAUCAGCCACAGCAUUCAUAUAUGGAUGUGGAGGGCAGAGAGAUUGUACAGUGUGAUGCUGAAACACGCCAUCAUUGUGCCUCACCAGGGAUGCCAUAUUGAAUUUAUUUACUCUGCUUUUUUUUCCUUUUCCUGCUCAGGCUGAAUCCUUAGAUCCAGCGUUAGUGUCUGGCACAGCCUCCCUGAUGACUGGAUGCUUACUGUAACAGAACGCUCUAUUAGUGUAGACUCCAAAGCUGCUCAUUAACCCUGUAUUGUUUUCAACGAGCCCUCGACCGCCCACUGCGCUAAUCUGUCUUUAAGCUCCUGCUGAGGACUCCCCACAUUGCACAGCCAGUCGCACUGUAGCUCACCAGCAUACGCCUUUUCACCAGCAUCCAGCAUCUCCCUCAAGUUUCUUCUCCCCCAAGCCAUCCAUCCGCUGACUUGACAAGCUAUUUCCUAUUAUUAUGAGGCCAAGGGAGAAUUGAGGAAAAAAAGCUUUUCUACUGUUGCUAUGGUUACUUUGCAGUAAGAACAUUCAAGGCACUUUGCUCAAAAAUGUAUAUUUACACGGUGGAGAUGGUUUCUAGAUAUUUAAAUCAGUGAAAUGUGAGCGGCUUGAACUAAAGGCAAGCUUUAUGCUCUGAUUUCACCUUACAUAGACUUAUUGUUAGAGCAGAAAAGUCUAAAAGUUUGACUGGAGACUGAUUAAAAGAAACCAUGUCUGUUUCCACUCCCUUUUAGAGUCUCUUUGUGCUGUCACAUUUCCAGAUGAUUGUAAGGGUUGGCAAAGUUCCCCCAAGUUUCCCAACUCAGGCUAAAGGGGGCGUUCUGAGUGACAGAUCGAACUGGCUUUUCAAGAUUUCUAAGAUCACCAUAUACUGCACCACCAUGGGGUCCAGGCACAGAUGUAAUUUGUGGGGGGCACAGGAGACAUGCUCCCCCCCAUACACACACACUUUUAAAAGCCUGUUUUGGUCCCCUGCAGUCUUAACCGUCUGAAAACAAUGAUACUUUACACUAUAGCAUAUAUACAUAUAUACAUUACGCACUAGGACCAAACGACAACUCAAGCCGAAAACUGGUUUCCCUUGGUUUGGACCGCCCACAAGGUCCUUGAUUGGCUCUGCCACAGGGCCGCUUUUUGUGUGUAACUGGCUAUUCCUGCUGUUAGUCAUUCCAUGCCCGUCAGACGAGUGUCUUGCAAGUUGCUCGUAAGAGUCAGUCCAUGAACAUCGCUAUUUGCCGAUGUACGUUCACAGGAGGGCGGCAUUCAUUUUCCCCCUGUAACGUCACAUUCAUCAAAGGUUUCAUUUACAUUCCUGUAUCUGGUUUAUACUUCUAUCCACCCGUUGGCCCUAUUGCCUCCUCUGUUACUGUGUGUACAAAAUGUGCUGUUUGCUAGGCUAUAUUUCUUAACAGUACUCAACAGUCCUCAAGUCACAUGUGUGUCCCCCCCCCACCUUUGAAAUCAAAAUUUCGUCCAUGGGUCCAGGUUAGAGUGCUGACAUGCAGUAAGCAUCAUACUCCAGUCAUGAGAGUCUAUUUAAGAUCCCUGACACUGAUAUUAAUCUGUCCCUCUUUUCUCUCCAUCCAGGCGUCCUUACAAAGUUGAGCGUGCCUUCUCUGAGGUGGAUGAGGAGGACGGUCUGCUGCAGAGAAGCUUGCAGGACGGGCUGAGGGAGAAUUACGUCAACUCCAACUCCUUCAAGCCUCCACUGGCUCGCUCACUGCGCAUCAAGGAAGAGCUCCUCAGCCAGAAGCACCGCCUCCUGAGCCAGCCUGCUGCUCUCUCAUUGGCCAAUCUAGAGUCAGCCGGCUUGCUCAGUCAUCGGCAGUCCCACUCCUUGCUCGGCCAGAAGGGUUCCUCCUCGUUCUGGGGGAGCAAGGCCCACCUGGAGAGCCUGUUGAAACUAAAGCAGGCCAGUGGAGCUCUGAGUGGGGCGCUCAGCGACCUCAAAGACCUGCCAACAUUCCUGGAGAAUCACCACCACCUUGUCUCAUACAAGAGUUCCCUCCAUCACCACCACAAUCAGGUCUCCAAGGCCCAGCACCACCACAAUGAGGGGAAGAGAGACCAGGGCCACUCCCCUCCUGUCGACCUCAAGAUCCCCCAGGUUCGGGGCAUGGAUCUCUCCUGGGACUCCCAUGCGUCUGAGCUGUACAGCUAUGGCGCCAUGGGGGUUGGGGGUGGUUGCCAUGGAGAGAAUACUCUGAACCGGAAGCUGAGAUCCAUCCUACCGAAGCAAAACCACCGUGGAGGAAGUCUCGGAAGCCUGUUGGAUGGGGCAGCUGACUACUGGAGCUCUGAUCUGGACCACUCUGGUUCUGGGCCAGCGUACUCAACCUCUGAUGUGGAAGGCGACCCAAACUCCAAGCAACCGAGGAAGAAGAGAGGCCGCUAUCGGCAGUACAACAGCGAGAUCCUGGAGGAGGCCAUCGCAGUGGUGAUGAGUGGAAAGAUGAGUGUGUCCAAGGCUCAGAACAUGUACGGCAUCCCACACAGCACCCUGGAGUACAAGGUCAAGGAGCGUAUGGGAACCCUGAAGAACCCCCCAAAGAAGAAGCUCAAGCUGAUGAUGAAGAUGGAAGCAACGGCCCAGGAUUAUCCCGCCAAGUCGGAGAAUACUCCCACCGCAACCCCGCAGGACGACGGCCAGCCACUGGCAGCUGCUGAGCUCAAGGACAAUGUCAAAGAAGAGAUUGAUGACAAUUUCAAGCCAAUCGACUAAACAACUCACACAUGUAAACCUCAGUCUAAUGACUUAAGUAAUUUAAAAACGGAUGGGGCUUUAUUUGUGCCAAUUUCCUUUGCAGUAUCUGGGUGAGCACAAACGCAGGGAUAAUAUAAGGAGGAUUCUUAAAACAAACUGGAGAUAACUAAUCAGAUGGUUUUUAACAAGCGUUGCAUUGGCAACACUUUAUAAGCAUUUGUUCGGCCUUUGUGUCCAGGGGCUCAACAAAUGCAGAGAAGGACACGAGUAGAUGACAAUUGAUGAAAUUCCCAUUAGCAUGCUGAUAAUCCCCGCCCAAAAACCCAAUC